CCGUUCUCUCGACAGUGCGCGUGCUCCACGCCGACCGGGUAUUCCGUGGUAAUAUCUGUGUGGUUGUUGUCGUGGUCGCGUCGUCCGUCGGUGUCGUGUUCGGUUUUCGUUUUCCGCGAUCGGUGCGCCAGUAGUACGGUCGGUACGACGUCGCGCGCGCGCUCCUCCGUUUUUUUACCGGUUUCUCCUGUACGCGGCCGCGGCGCCCGUCGCGUCUGUUCCCCGGAAUAUCGAAAUAUCAACCGAACGCAAUUAAUAAUUAAUAUUGUACAUCGAGUACAUCCCGUGCGACGACGAUAACGCCGACAUCCGCCCGACGAUAUCAACGCAAACGUUUACUCGAUUAAUGCUAUUACAAUUAUUAUGUGAAAAUCCGAAAAGUCCGUCGCGUUCAGCCCCGUGCCGUCAAGUUUUCCGCGCGUACAGUGCUCUACGAUUCAGUACGCGUUUCCGUCGGAUUUCGCCCCGCAGCCGCGUGUUUAUUAUUAACGGAUUAUUGUCACACGGCAGCCGCCGUCAUGUUCCCGUGUUGAAGGUAGGUAAGAUCGCAUUUCCGCCGACAGAAAUACAUAUAGUAUUCUUAUUGUCAAAACGUUAACGGGCACUCAAUGUCCGCCGGCCCGUCCGUUUUUUAUCGACGGCUCGCCCGCCGGACGGACGAAAAUACCUACGCGAACGUAGGGCAAAGAAAACAAAAUAAUAAUAAACUCCCGCGUAAAACCGUUAUCGGAUCGUUUUGUUUUUGUCUUUACUUCGACCCACUACGUCCGUACGCCCGGAUGUUUAGUUAUUUUAUUGCAAUAUAUAAUCGCAAUAAUCGCGAACGACGCGGCCCGAUCGUAUCAUUAGAAUGUCACGUGUGCCCGAGUGUUUUUUUUUUUUUUUUAUAUACCCUUGGCUCUCCGCGGUCAGAGAACCCCGGCCGAUUAGAAACCUGACGACGUAUUUCGUACGUUCCUCGAAGCUCCGUUAUUCAUAAAAAAAAAAAACCCCUCGGAAUCUCGAGCUGCGCCGUUGUCAUUCCGAGUGUAAACUGCAGCGGGACGGGGUUGACGUUUAAACAAAAAUUACCGCGCCCGGAACCCAUGUGCUUUCCUGGGAUAACCCUCCCCCCUCCGCCCUAAAUUAGUACACCCGUUCGUUCUAAUGUUAAUUGCCGUCGAUCGGACGGCCCGCCGUCGGCGGGUGAAGAGUACGUACGUCGUACGUCUCGUCGACGACCAACAUUACUCGUAUUGCUUAUUACGAUCUCAGAAAGCCCGGAAAAGUACGUUAUCAACACCUGUAUACACGCAUUGUUAUUGCGCUCGACGAGAUAACAAUAUUUAUCAUCGUCGAUGGUAGUGUUGUGAUUUCGCACGGUCCGCGGCGUCUCGAUACGGCGUUACAGUGUUGUGUUCGGGUCGUCGCCGGUAAACUGGUCCGUUCGAUUGUCGAAAUCGUUAUCGAUUCGACAAUAAUAGUGUGCGUGUAGGUACAUGGCCGGGGCAGGCAUGCUUACCUAAAACGCGCGUGCUUGCAUUAUAAACCGUAUCGUGCCUAAUAAACCCACUUUACAACCGGUCCCUGGCCAAUCGAUUUCUAAUAUCCGAAAUUUCUUACUCCGCGAAGCGACGGCGAUGGUCGGGUCGGAUCGGAGAGUUUUCCUCUGCGACGGGGAAAAAAACCGGAUGCGUUCAACGCCGUGGCAUUUUUGAAUUCAUUCUGAAAAAAAAUAAAUAAAAUCAGCAAUAUCGUCGUGUUCAGUCUUAAUGUUUAUGACAUUAGUUAUUGUUUUCCGCGUCGCACUUUCGCCCCGCGCGAUAACAAGGUUAACGGUUUAACCGAAAUCCGAACGCUAUCGGUUUUUUUUCCCCUGUGAAAACGAAUUAAGUGUACACAUAACCAAACGUCCGUGUAUACCCAAUAUUAUUAACGAUACAGUUCGCAUGAAACAAAAUAAAACCGAAAAAAAAACGUAAACUGCGCGAGAGUUGGCGUUAUCGGUCGUACUUUUGUAGAAUUACUAAUUAAAUAUUGUCCCGAACAAAUUAAUUGGAUAUUACGAUCGAAAAGUUGUGUAAAGGAGAAUGAGGGGGGCGGGGCCGGGGUUAAGGGCAAACGUGCCCGCGUGUCGGCUCGAGACUUAUUAUUUCGCUUUCCGAUUCUUCCGAUUCGAUCACCGGUAACGUUAUGUUUUCCGAGGUUUAUCGAAAAUUUGCCGUUGCAAACGACAUUUUGGAAAUGAAUCGUUUUCCAAUCGCGUGGGCGUGCUGCAGGUCUGCAGAGCGCCCCGCGAGAAACAUCAACGCGUGGCCAAACGGCGUCCAGCGUGUCUCGGUCGCGUUACGAAAAAAUCGCAAAAUUCAAUUAUUUUUCCGGCCGUUCGAUCGCGUACCUGCGCAGAAUUUAUAAUUUUUCGAAAUCUCGGUCCCCAGCAGUUUUCAUUGCGUUAUAUUUCCAGUCGAUUUCAAUUGCCGGCGUAUGGCUGGAUUACCUCUACCUACAUUAUAUACCCACUGUUUGCAUUUUUAACAAACGAUAUUAGCGAUGCGAUAAUAAUAAUCGGCGCAAUAUCGUUUAACGAUAAUAUUCCCGGCCGACAUGACUAUUAUAAGUAAUCGUGAUACCUCCGGGCGAGAUACCUCUUAGAUAAUCGCCGAUAAUCAAUAUUAUCAGGUAGACAUACCCACAUCCGUGUAUUACAUUAUUGAAAUACUGUUGUUUAUGCCGAGUAUUCGCGGCGAAUAUGUAUGUCUUGGUGCCCGGUAAUUUUCCUAAAAACGGUGAGUCAGAACGUUGGUGGAAAUCCGCAAAGCGAACCGAACGGAGAAUAAUUUCCCAGCAGGUAGUUUUGCAAAACGCGUCUAAGAAUCGAUAUGAAUAUCGGCACAUUUCCCGGUGUGAUAAUUUCUCCUUAAAACGUUUUUUUCCUCUGACCCGCCCGACCCGGUUUUGCAUUACAAAUCGAGAAUUAUUUCCGACGAGUUCCGACCCGAGCUCGCCAAGUGAGCGAACGGAGGCGGCCCGAAGUGCUCAAACGAAGCGAUAUCGGAAUACUUAAAGGUUAUGUUUUAAGACGCUUUUCUCUCGUCAGACGUACGGCGGAAGAACUGCAGACCUCGGCAAUUUUUAUUUUUUUCCAUAUCAUUCUUUGAUUUCUAUUUUUCCGCGAUACACUCUGUUGGUUUUAUUUUCCGGAUUCCAACAUUCCGGCGGUUUAUUUUCCGUCACGUUGUAUACGCGCCUUAAAUACGUCUUAAAAUUUAUCGCGUUUACUAGUUUACUAAAUAAAUUUAGCACAAUACCGUCCGUUCUAAAUUCGUUUAUUCCGUGACGCAUUUCGCAGUCGAGUGCCCGAGUCUUAUAAUAUAGUAGUAUUGUGCAAAUAAGAUACGCAUAGCAGCAUAGCAUUAAAACCGUACAAGUACAGAUAAUAUUUAAUUAAAAUAUUAAACGACCGAGUAGGUGCCAACCUAUAUUCGUAUUUUAUAAACAUUUGCGAUAAAAACGAAGGUUCGAUCAAGAGUUAUAAAUUAUAAACAACCAGUAGAUUAUAAAAUAUUAUAUUCUGUUUGUUUUUUUUUUUUUUUUUUUUGAUUUAAAGCCGAAUUGUAGUUGAAUAUGUUUUUUAGACUAUCCAUACGAUGUAGGAACACUGCCGUUUCGGUGGCACGGUGGUCAUUGUAGUCGUUGUGAACUUGUGACGAAUACAUUUUCAAAUAGCCGACGACGUUCGAAUGACGUACGUUCAACGUCUCGGUCGUCGUUAAUUAUUAAAAUCUGGAUUUGAUUUUUUUUUUCUAUUUAUUUAGAUUUAGAUUUAGUGUAUAGUAUAUAUAGCCGGUAUAUUAUUGUAAAAGUGUUCGUGUUCCGACGCGAAAUCUGGAGUAGGUAUAAUAUUUGUAUUCAAUAUUCAGUACGCGAGAUAGAUCGCGGAGAUAAACAUAUUACAUAGGUAUCUAUAAUAUAUUAAGUAACGGGAUUUUGCAAAGUCGCCGCGAGCACGGUGUUUUACUCUGGCCGCUAACCGAUAUCGGGUAUUGAUAACUCUUGGUUCGUUAUAUUGUAUAGAAAAAAAAAAAGAAAAAAAAACUAGUAAAACAUUUUGCAGAUUUUAUAUGUUUCAAAACCGAAUACGAGCUUUUUUUCCCCGAGAUUUCAUUUCUUUUUACAGCGGGGCCGAAUUCCCGUGGAUUUUCUUUUAUUAUUAUUAUUAUUUCUGGUUCUGUCCGAUACAAUAUUACGUCCAACUGUACACGAGACAAUAAUAAUUGAAUAUAGAUAACGUAAAUAAUAAUAUUAUAACGACAUCCUCAAACAGGAUAACCUACAACAACUAAUAUAUAUAUAUAUAUAUACGUAUUAUCAAAAACCCUAAAAAAACAAAAAUAAUAAUAUGAAUAUUACUAACAGAUACCUAUCUUUGUAUACGUUCACAAUACGCGGUAGGUUUAUACGCAAAAAUAUCCAAUAAUAAAGCCGCGACAUUGCGAAAUUGCAAAAAUUACAUAUUGCUGUUAUUAUAUUGAUAGGACGUAUUAAUAAUAUAGAAUUAUACCGAUAGACUAUCUCUUUAUAAUAUAUAGGUACCCACAUAAAUUAUAAAAUAUGCGCUUAUAGGAUAUUAUGAAUUGUAGGUAUAUAUAGCAGUAGGUACCUAUACCAUACCUAUACAUGCAUUAUCGGAUAUGUUAUUAUCAAUAUCGUACGGGUUUAUUUAAUAUUAUUAUUGGUCUUUUAUGUACGUGUAAUUUUAUGUUCGUUUGUGCACUUCGCGUAUACAAUAAUAUUGGGUGUAUAAUAAUAAUAAUAUUACCCGGUGAGCACAGGAGCUAAACGUGUUGCUUAACAAUUUAUAACAGCCCAGGGUCCGGCUGGACUAAUUAUCGCACUUUAAUAAAAUCAACAAAAAAAAACUAGUAAGAUGCGUUUUUUAAUAAACUACAGAAAUGAACGAAACCAAUAAAGCACUUUUAAAUUUAACCGUUUAAGCCCGGCAACGAUCGACACGACCAUAUGAGUAAACAGGAUGACACAAACAAAGGAAUAAGAAUCGUAUAAUAGAAUACGAAGGAGAAAUUACGUAAAAAUCAUAGAAAGGGGGGGGGGGUCAUUUCGGGAUCAGUUAGUAACUUACAAACCUCGUUACAAACAUUUCGAAAAUAUAUAAAAAAAAAAAGUAAAUAUAAGCAAACUAUGAAAAUCAGGUACGAAAUAGCUUAAAAUAUCAAAAUUGAUUUGAAUUAAUACAAUAACAACUUAUAGUAUAAUAAGUUGAUAAAAAUUAAAAGUAUUUCGUUCAGUAAUUUCGAGCGGAAAAAAAAACGAACGUUGUUCGGCCCUCGGUGACUCGAACGCCUAAUGAAUUUGUUUAUAAAAUUUUCUUCGAGAAACGAUUGUUCUAACCGAAUUAAUUCGUAUAUAUUUUCAAAAAAAAAAAAACAAUAAUAAAAAACGGCCUUGGUUAUCAUUAAUAUAAUUAUAACCAUUAUCUGCGGUGGCUUAGUGUAAUACACAAUAAAUAAAACUAAUAACCGUUUAUAAUCACCCACGCUCGUCGCCCCGCGAAAUAUAAAAAAAUAUGGGUACCUACUUAAUAAUUGUAUAACCCAGGCUGUAACCUAAAUGUUGACUUAAAAACUUUUGCAUAACGAUAAAGUAAUAUAAUACACUAGAGUUUACGAUUUUCAAAUUCUUCAGAAUCUAAACGCAGCGAUGGACAUUAUUGUCUAUACGUACAAAUAAUAUAAUAUCAACGGUGUUUCUUUAAAAGGGCGUCUAUCAAAUUUCACUUUUUUUUCAAGAAGCAAAGAAAACAGCAAAAUAGUUUCUAAUGAUGUUUAUCGUGGAAAACAAUAAAAUUACUCGUACUGCACAAAGUAUACGUACUACAUGCAUUGAAUGGGGUAACGCCCUUUUAACAAAUCGGCGUUGAUUUAAUUAUAUUUUAAAAGAGCGCCUGGAUAUCUUUCAGUCAGCAUUACCAACCUAAUUUUGAAAUAUACCCUUUUAUCGGUUUAUGCUCCUAAUUUUUACGAUUUUUCGGUACCAAAAACGUAUUUUUCGAUUUUUAGUAGUAUAAUACGCCUUUUUAACAAAACACCCCACCGAUACUUUAACCUCGUAAAAAAUGUAUAUUAAAAGUGCCCCGAGUAACCCACCUAUAUAAUUAGGGAAGAAAAUCGAUACACGUGCGGUUCAUCGGUCUUAUAUACCCAGUCUUAUAUUAUAAUAUGCCACUAAAUUUUAUUUGAAAAAACGAUAUUUAAAAAAUAACUAUCGAGACGAAAACGAUUAACAUAAAAUGUGCACGGCCAGCCGGCCUCCUGCGGUGGUAAACGAUUUUAAUCGAUUGAUAGUUUUCGGGAAAAAAUUCACUACAGCUGCGAAACAUUCCGUCUUAUGUAGACUCGAAAGCAUCUGUUUUCGAGUAUCCGUGCGUAGGACGGCAUUAUAAUACGAGUUUAUUCUAUCAAAUGAUCGUCAUUUUUAUAGGUACCCGUUUAUUUAUUUUAACAAUAUAUUUAUUUAACGGGCGAGGCCCUUUUUACACCAUGUGCGUAAAAGUGCAAUUGAUAAAGUGUUGAACGACUCCGAGGUUUUGUAUUACUGCAUGCAUAUUGCAUACCCACCUAAAACAGUUUUCGUAUUUUUCAAAAACUCUCCGCCGAAAGUGAAAAUUAAAUAAGUUGGUGAAAUAACAUAUUAUACAGGCGAGGUGAACUCGGAUACUUGAAUUCACUUAUUACGGCCUACAUUUAUAGUGGUUAUAACGAGCACGCAAAGGACGUCCGCUUUCCCCUACCUCUAAUAUUUUUUUUACCCCUCCUUUUUUUCAAUCUCAAUAUACUGUUACGCUGCCGUACUACGGCCGCGAAUACCGUUAAUUUUUCAUUGUAUAAAAUUAAUUAACAAUUGUUAAAUGAAUUCCGAAUAAGUUCUAAUAAACGUAACAACAUAUACUACGCCUGCUAUAGUUUGUAAAAAGCAACUAUAGACAAUUUGCUUCGGUCGCUCGGCCGGUGCAGGCCUAUCAAGAACACCGGAUUAUUGCCUUUUCGCUCUACGUGAGGUUAGGUUGGCAUUACAGUAGUUACGGUGUUGGUUCAUUGAGUUAAUAUAGGCAUGAUUAUAAUUUCCCGAUUUUCAUUCCGAUCAAAUUAAUCAUUUCUUUUAUUUUAUUUUUUUUUUUUUUUUACGAUUUCAACGAGAGUACCAAUAUAUAAACGUAUUAAACUAUAGGCAUUGUUUUUCGGUAAUAAUGGUAAAUAUAUGGUAUAGUAUACUGGUAGGUGACGAUGGAAAGUGUGAACAAGACGUGGCUAGAGAUUGCAGACGGAGUUCUCUAAAUAAUUUAUAGUUAAAAUCCAAAACAAUAACGUACAAAAUCACUGCAGGAGAGCGUAAGACAAAAUAAUAUGUCCAACACCCGAAAUUAAGUCAGGUCAGGUUAGGUUAGUUGUCAACUGUCCGUGACCGUACAUAAUUUUUUUUUCUCCGAUAAACGUACACUGAACUUCAAUCAGAACCAUAACAUGUUCAACGUAAAUCGCAAAUUUCGUUAUAACUAUGGAUGUUUUUUUUUUUAUCUCGUCAUUAUUUAGUAUAUUCACUAAUUUCUACUCUCUAUACCUGUUAUCGUUAAGGUUCAUUAAACUGAUAUUAUUUUUGAACUGCUUACGCCAUAAUGUGUUCACUAAAUAGGCAUUAUUGAUAAAACAAAAUGUAUAUAUAUAAUUAUACGAUUAAAAUGAACAUUAUACCUUGUAAGUAUAUCUAUAGAAUAUUUGUUUUCUAAUAGUUAUUUUAAAUAUAGCGUUUGUUGUCUCCGUCUUACAAACAGCAAGACGUGCUGUCGGUUUUAAUAUCAGAGUGAAUAUUAGCCUAUAAUCAAAGGAAUAGAACAAUAUUCUGUUUUGGGAUUUUUUUUUUUUUUUAAAUUUUUGUAAUCUAAAGAUAAAUACCGAAAAACCAAUACGUUUGAUAACAAACCACUCUGGAUGAUUAAAACUAAAAUCGCAAAACGGGUUCCGCCGAACGAAAAUUCGCUGUGUCGUGCGUUCGUAAAAGACGCAGAGCCAACAAACGCACGUGGUACGCGUCCUCUUGAAUCGAACAAUAAUUUUUUGUCCUUGCGUCGAAUAACGUCGAAUCGAUUCCGGAUUUGUCGAUGACCCAAAUGAAUAAUAAUAUGUUAUAUUAUUAAAACGAGAUUAUGACGACGACGCGGUGUUGCAUAAUGAAAAAAAAAGUGCACCUUGAAUUCGUUUUUUUUUAAAUUUUAUAUACCUACCUAUUCUGAAAUAUAGAGAAACCUUGAAAACAGGUCGAAGAAGACGAAUAUUCUCUAUUGUGUUUAUAUACACUCUCGUAUCUAUAUAGCUGCGAAAAUAUUUUAAACAGUGUAUGUUUUUUUUUUAUUAUUAUUAUUUUUGUCUAUUAAAAAACGAACACUGCAGCAGUGUGUGUGUGUGUGUGUGUGUGUGUGUGUGUGUGUGAUGGAUAGUAUAAUAAUAAUAAUAAUAUAUACACUACCUAUAUCAGCCAACAACAAUAGUGUUCAUUCACCUUGUGCCCAAAGCGCGCGUGUGUCAAUGAAUAAUAAUGUGAUAUAGUACUGAUACCCUAUGACGACGAUAAUAAUAACAAUAAUAAACCCGAAGUCGUCUGAAGCGGCCGAAAAAAAGAAAAAGUAAAAAUAGGAAUCGGCUGUAAACUAGGUAUAACUAUAGAUAAUAUACCUGUACACCGUACAAUAUCGUUUAUAGACUCGCGGAUCUCAAAGGCGUACGGACACGUUUAUGUCUAUAAAUCGGGUAUACCUGCAGCCUACUGCACACCGUAGUGGUUUACUAUUUUUUUUUUUUUCGUUUGUAUCUAUUACAUAUAUAUAUAAUAAUGUGUAUAACACGAAAGGAUAUCCGGAAACCGUCGGCCUCUUUAUGCGCGCGCGGACAGACGCCGAUAAUACAAAAUAUUAUAUACUAUACGGGCAUCGUAUACGGUUAGUCAUCGUUCGGCGGCCGCCGCCGCGAUGCGCAUUACCAGACGUGUAUUUUUAUACUCGCGGAACAACUUCUCCGUCCGACAAUGACGUUCUAAAAAUUCCGUAUCGGGUGCGCGGUAAAACCAUCUACGGGGAACGACGACGUCAGCUGCCACGGGUAUGUACCGACGACGGCAUCUAUGCGGCUUCCGGGAAGUAUUCUCGGCCGUGUGCGCAGUAGAACUUCAAAAUACGAUACACGUGUGUAUUGUACAGUUAUUGGCGGCAUAAUAUUUUACGUUACGAAUUAGUACAACGCGCUAGAAAAAAAAAAAAAAGGUUUGAUUCGAUUCUGACGAAUUUAAUCUUCACUAGGGGAUUGUGCAGUUAUCGAAAAAAAAAGAAAUGCGGUAUUUAGACGAGACAGGCCGGACGAAACCGUAUUGGAUUGUUCGGGCUUAACGAAAUUUUAAUUUUUUAAAACGGAUUUGAGUUGGAUAUAACAAGUUUAAAAUAAUUAUAGGUUUAGACGGAGGCGAUUUCAAAUAUUCCGAAAACUGUAUGUGUUACGGAUGAAGAAUAAUGUAAUAUAUGAUAAUAGAAAAAUAUUCAUUUUUGUAUUUUUGUUCAUCGAUAUCACAGCUGAGAAAAAAACAAGAUAUUUAUAGAUAUUCCGCCAUAAUCUAUACUAUAGUAUACGUGUUACUUAAUCGAAUUCCGUUUACAAAAUUGAAAUCUUUCAAAUCCAAUUGUUCUUAAAUUUUUUGCCGAUUUUUCGAUCUAAAAUGUCACAUUCGUCCGCCAAAAUGACUGCAGUAUUUUUUCUCCUAAAAUGAGUGUUGGGCAGUAGAUAGGUCUAAUGGCAUUUAGGUGGUAAUUAAAAUGUAAACAGUAAUUGUUGACAUAUUACAAAAUUGGAGACAAUUUUGUUAACUGAUUCCCAAUCUCAUUAAGAGGGGGGGAUAUCUAAUUUUUUUUUUUUGGCAAAUACUAAUAAAUGAUUAGUUAGUAUACAUUUAUACUCAAAGUUAACACUAGGUGUAUGAUAGAUAGAAAAAAAUGUUUAGCCAAUAAAAACAAUUGUACAUUUUGAGUUCCUUAUUUCGACCGACAUUCUAGUCGCUCAGUGGUCUGCGACAUUUUUGGACUCUCGGGCUACGUUCAAAAAAGUUCUGCAGGCUGGGUCGGAAAACAAAAUACGAAUUUAACAUUCAUUGUUUAAAAUAUCGUUCAAUUAGUAAUACAUUUUCUAGCUAUGUAUAUGUUACAAAUUUUCGAAAACGAUGGAGGAAGUUUAGCAAAAGUACAUAAAGGUGCGAUUGUUUGAAGAAACUAGACUCUAGCUGAAUUUCGCUUAAAUUAGUUAGUAUAACCACUAAGUAGGUCACUUAAAGUUAAUAUUAGUACUAAAUUUAUGGUAAAAUCAAAAAAUAUUCUUUUAAGUUAUUGCCGUUUAAAGUUUACCCCCUUUUUUAUUCAAUAUCCGGUUUUACAAAAAAACACUAUGAUGUCACUAAAAUUGAAAGCAAUUUAAUUCGUAUAUUCGUUUAUGAAGAAAACCUAAUAUCUAAUUAAAUUUUCGAUAUAAUUAUCGCUUCUGUAAUAAUUAAUGUAGUGUUCUGAUUCGGUAUACGGAUAUGCGAUUUUAAUUAAUUUCUACUACAUAUCACAUAAAUUAAAUCGUUUUGCUACUAAAAAAAAAAAAUAAAUAAAUAAGAUUGACUAAAUCUUCUUUUUUCUUUUUUCUAAUUUAUGUAUGAGAAAUUAGUAUUUUCCUACAACAGUGCUAUUGUAUGUAUAAUACACAAAUAUAAUGACUAGUCAAAACAUAUUUGUUCCGUUAACAUUUAACUGUAAUUUUACUACCUACGCUAAUAUUAUAACACAUUAUAUUGUAAUUUCAAAAUGAAUACAAUUUGCAAACCUACCAUAGACUCGAUGGCCUGUAAUCUCUCUGUGUACACUUACCUACUUACUAAGUUCAAAACCGGAAAUAACCGGGGAAUUUAAAAACGGAGUUACACGAGUAGGUAUAUAAGCGUAUAAUGUUUGCAAUUUAACAAUGAUGAACGAUCGUGAUAAACUCGAUACGUAUCUCGAAUAAAUUGCUGUCCGCGAACGAGGAAAAAACUCGAAAAAGUACCUGUGCACCGUAUUAAUAUUAUCGUAAUAAUUCUCAAGAUAUCGAAUCAAAUUUAACUGUACGGACUUGGAUAUAAUAGAGUUAAACGAAAAUGUCGCGUUUCUCGUCCGCGACAAAAUGUUAUUAGGAAAUCCGAAUAUUGACAACGCGUCUGUAGGUAUCCAUUUUAAUAUUCGUCGUUAAUAAGAUGUGCAUAAAUAAUGAACACCUUUACCCAAACAAUAUCCGAGAAUAUCGUAACAAGAGGCGACACUCUGCGGCAGAUCGGUGGGCGUUCGUUAACAGAUAAAAACGUGCGUAUAAUUACACAAUAAUAGGCGUUGAUUGUUGCGCUGUGUUAUAAGUGACGAAGAAAAUCAUAAUUAUUUUAAUUUUUUUUUUUAGAUUCUAAGUGUAGCGAAGAAGCUAUUGAGUUUUACUGAGAUGUGAUUUUUUUCGAUUAGUAAUGACGCUUCGAUUUUUUCCCGUACAGAAGAACCUCAAAAAGAUGCACGUAUUUUUCAUCCUGCUGACAUAUAUAUAUUAUUUAAAAACAUUUUAUAGGUUUAAAAAAAUUUAAAAGCCCACAACAAAUAACAAUACAUCGGUAUAAUUUUUGUUGAUUUCCGGGUCGCCUUGUUAUUAAAGCUCAUACUAUUACAAUAUAGCCCGAACAGUUUGCCGAGCUCCGCGCGGAAUUGUUUUCUGAUUGCAGUGAUUUAUCGUUUCUUGCAGUCUAUUAAUUAGGUUGCUAAUAAUACAUGUUAUACUCUUAUAUAUAGUAGUGCUGAGCUCAAGUUUGAUCAAUCUGGAUUUCGGAUUGAGAAAUAUAUAUAUAUAAAGGAUUCGGUUUAAUCCGGAUUAACGGAUUCUAGUGUAAUAGUUAAUAUAUAUAUAUAAUAAUUAUCCUAUAAAACUAAAAAUAAAUAAAACUAAGCUAAACAAAACAGUGCAGACAAACUAUGAAAAAUAUUUCAUUCAAUGUCAAUGGUACCAGAUAUUUAUCAAAUAUGUCAGCAAUCGUCGUUCAUCCGUCCGGAAUAAUCCGGUAAUCCAGAUUAAUCCAACCAUCCGAAUUAGUAAUUUUAAUCGGGGUUGAUUAUUGUAAUCCGGAUUAUACGGAUUGAUACCAUUUUUCCAUUAUGUAUUUUGUAUUUGACCAGAUUGAUCCGGAUUAUAGUAUACAUAGUUAUAGACGAAUUUCAAUUUCGACAAAUUAGCAUCGGAUGAGCACCUGCUCGCAAGUGCAACCGCAACAGGAACAUUCGAAAUUAUUGUAAUCGCCCGUAAAAAUACUAAUUUUUUUCCCGUCUGUGUAUGUAUUUUGUAUAUAUAUAAAUAUACCGACAAUGACGUAUCCGAUGGCAGAACGACAGAACGCCACGGAAUAAUAAUAGGUAAUAAUAUUAUAAUAUUCAAAAUGCAUGAUAAUAUGAUAUAUUUAGUAUACAGGUAUAAUAUUGAGAUUUGUGUCGGGCGAGUUUUUUUUUUUUUUUUUUUUUUUUCAACACGUGCGUAUAGUUGCAUGCAUGUAUAUAUGUGCAUCGGCAGUCGGGUUCGGUGCACUUUUUGACGUGGUUUUAAUAAUAUCGUACGAGCCUAGGUACCUAUAGUAUAAUGUGUAUAUGCAUCACAGACGGGUACACAGAAGGAGAAAACGAUUUUUUUUUUUCUACCCUCCGCGUCUCUCUGAAUUGCGCGCACGUUUCGUUACCGCAUAAUUAAAAGAGGAUGCGUAUUCCCGGGCGGGAGAAAGAAAUCAAUAUUAAAAAAAAACCACGGUGAAAAUAAAAAAUAAAAAUAAAUUUAUUAUUAUAAUGUUAACCAUUCCGCGUAACACACCGAAACGGUCAGUGGGGACCGAGAGUAUAGGGACGGCAGCACGCGAUGUGUUUGCUAUAUUUUAUAUAUAUUUUUUGUACUUUUUUUUUGCGGUGUUGACGACCUUCCGCCAUCGUCGUCGUUUAGGUUUAUUUUUAUUUUAUUUUUUAUUUUUCGUCCACCGUCAGUCGCGCUCCGUUAACAGCGGCCCGGCGGUCGUUCGCAUUUUCUUAUUAAUAUAAUAGAUAUAUAUUUUUUUUUUUCGUCUCCGUCCGCGUCGUCGCACUUAUACGGUCCGUUUGUUUUUCGGACAAGUCCGGAUUAUAUAAAAAUUCGAUAUACCGCGUAUAUACAUAUUAUCAUUAUUGUUAUUAUUAUUAUUAUUAUUGCUGUAUCGGUUGUGUUUCGUAUUAUUAUUAUCGCAUCUGCGGCGAUGCAGUCGUGCCGGCGGAACGUCGGACGGACACGGGUGACGCGAUGACACGGACACGAUCGCAUUUUGAAGAGAUUUUCGUUAUCGUUAUUAUUGUUUUAUUACCUAGGUGUUAUCCGUAAAAAUACGUAUUUUACAGUCGCGGAUGCGUCCGCGUAAUAUCGCAAAAAGCGUUGUAUGCCGUGGCGUUAUUUCCCCGUCCUUAUUAUAACUGCAAAUUGAAUAAUAUUUAUACGCCGAAAACAAUAUAGGUAUUUAUUAUAUUGUUAUGACCGCGCGUUUUAUAAUAAUCGACUGUGCAUUGUAAGACGUACACAGGUACUUUCGCGAGGAUAUUUAAUACAAAAAAACAAAAAUCGAUAACACAAGUAACCAUCACUAUAGGCGCACUAGCACAAUGAAGUGAAGAAAAAAAAAAUAGUCAUCAUUACAUUAUUAUUAUGCGUAAUGCAGGUACCUGUUCGUGUACGUCCAGAAAUUUAAUAUUGAAUAUCCGGGAUUUCUAUUUUUUUUUUUUUUUCGGAUUUUGAAUAGAACGAGGAACCUAUUAGCUUAGCCGUACGCGGUGGUUUUAAUAGAAUGUGUUUUUUCGAUUAUAAUCAUUAUGAACGCUCUAAUACGCAACAUGUUUGGGGAUCCCCACCUUUGAAAAAAAAAAAUACGAUAUUAUGAAAACCUAACCUACCUAUUGGCAGAGACGUGUUUGGGUAUUUAGCAGUCCAGGUAAGAAAAGAAAGGCCCCACCCUCAUUAUCCCAUUACAAAUUUCUUCGGCAAUAUAUAUGUAAAAACACAAUCCUUUUUGAGCCCUUCUCCUCUGGGAUCAAUGAUACAUUGUGUAUAUAUACUUACAUAUCUAACAACUAUACAGUCUAUGGAAAGCCACGGUGGGUUUAGGAUAAAUCGGGGGCGAGACGGGAAUGUAAAAACCGCCUCGGGUAAGUUACAAGAAUCGGAGGUAGAAAAUACCGAAAGAUAUUCUGUUUUUAAAAAGGAAAAAAAAUGAUUUUACAAUUAAAACACGUUUUAAUCAAGCGCUAUGUGUACGAUUCAAGAAAAUUUGAAAAUAAACACUAACCAUAAUAAGACGUGUAAAAAGUGCAUUUUAUUUUUUUUUUUACCAAGCUAUGUUAUAAUAUUUCGAUAUAAAAUUAAAUAGUGUUAUGCGAUUGGUUAGUGCUAAAGUCAACCUCACUGAAAUCGCUUCCGGUAUCAUCAGACACACAUUCCCUAUGAGCAGAAGGGAAGCUCAUCCGGGUGAAAUUAUUAAUAAAGAAAACAGUACAGGUGCUAAACACAUAGUGCUCCACCGAUACGCGUUAAAUCGAGAAAGCCGCCCCGGGUAACCGUUCCACACCUCAUACGAACAAAGUAUCGAAUGCGACCGAGGAACUUGCUUUAUGGAAAAAAGCCUGGAAAAAAUAAUUAAUUUUACAAUACAACAACACGUUUUAAUCGAACGCUAUAAUAUAAUUUCUAAACGAUCAUAAGAAAAUAAACACUAACCAUCGGGGAAGACGCGUAAAAAGUGCAGUUUUUUUCCCACGGGUACGCGCGACGGUGUUGAUAUAAUUACAAUUUAAUCUCUAUGUUUUACUACAGUGAACAAAUAAAAAACGAUUUCUCUAUACGCGAAUUUUCGAUUCAUAAAUCAAUUGUCGCGGGUACCGUACGUGCGUUUUCGCAUACAAUAUAACAGUACGUACAAUAAUAGUAUAGUAGUCGAUGUCUAUCGUAUCCAAACACAAUCUUUAGCGACGGCGGCGGCGGUACGUUUUCGUCGGACGACUCGCGCACGAUAAAAAAAAAAAAAAACGUGUAAUACCGAAUUAUGAAUUAUUAUUGCAUUUCGUACGCGCGCCGCCGGAUCAUUAUAAAUAAUUUCAACCAUCUCUUUUCGGUCUCGCAAUAUAAAAUACGUUAUCACCGGUCGAAGAGGCUGCGUAGACUACAAAGUCCGCGUGUACUACACAUGCGCGCGCGCGCGCGUACAUACACACACACACACACACACACAAUAUAGGUUCGCUCGUAUUAUAGGUAUGUUACCGAAACGACGACGACGACGGGAUAUUAUCAGGAACACACAUGUCUGAAAAAAAAAACCGGUCGAUGUGGUUGCAGGUGAGCGGUUUUAUCGGCGAUUAAUAAUUCGCUUCCUUUCACAUCUUCAUCUUGCGGAUAGGUCUUGUGCGUGUAUGUGUGUGUGUAUAUAUAUAUAUAGGUAUAUGUAUAAAGACACCCGCCUUACCUAUACACGAGUGUGUUUAGAUAGGUACGACUGUGUACUUAAAAAAUUCGCAGGAUUAUUUUUUGCCGGUGAUGGUCGAGCGUUGCGAUACAUAAUUGAAACGAAUGUCGUAACGAAAACUGCAGCGGUCGUCCUUUGAAAAACAAAACCCGAUGCCUAUAUGAUAUGUACUCGUAUUAUGAACUUUUACGCGCCCGCCGGCGAUAAAUAUUUACCUACGGCGGUGCGUUAUCGUCGAACGAAUCCUAAUUGACGAUUUGACCCAGAAAAAGAACGCAAUGUGUUUUGCGUACAAUCCUCGAAAACGGAACGACGUUUAUACACAAUAUACGUCUUGUGUUACACUAGAUUCCAGUGGCGCCGUGUACAAUGGGGGCUCCGGGGACACAGUCCCCAUCAUGAGCUUGAUAAGACGGAGCUCAGCUCCCCACGGUUCACGUGUUAUUAAAAGAAAAUCAAUAUUUUCCAUGUACGUCUUCAAAAUACUAAUUUUAUUUAUAACAAAUUAAUUGGGAAAGAUAAUUUUUUUUUUUUUUUUUUUUGAUAUCGAUAGCAAAGAAAAAGUGUAGAUUUUUGGUAAUCAACCAGAGUCUUGGUUAACAGGAGUCUGGUGUCGGGCAUUUUUUAAUUUUUGUCUUAUGAUUUUUCAUGUUGAUAAAAUACAUGAUGCAAAAUUAGGAAAUAUAUGAUAAGAUUUAAGUAAAACUAUAAAUGUUUUGUUUUUAUAAAAUAAUAAGCCCCCAUGACAUUUUCAAAACCUGGCGCCUCUGCACUAGACUGUAAUGUUUAGGGAAGAGGGACCAUAGAAAAAAAAAAUGUCUAAGAUAGAUAAUUAUUACGAUAGAAAAAUUGCAGAGACUAUAAUUUUAAUAUUGUAUUACAUACAUACAUUAAUUUAUUGAAAAGUCUUUAUUGAAUUCAAAACGUUUAAAACGAGUAAAAACAAACAAAAAAAUCGAUCGUUUGUCAUCGGUGAGAGAUGACGUAUAUUAUUAUUAUUAUUAUUAUUAUAUUAGAAAUUCGGUGCCCGGAAAUUCGGCGGUUAUAAUUCGUUAAUAAACUUCCGCAACAUCCCUGCAGAUGAUCGAUUAAUCCCGGAAGGUUAUACCGAACAGUGAACCGACCGCAACGGACCGUUUCGCCAACUAACACGCGAUAUUAUCGACAUUUAUAGACCAGUGGUUUUCAACCUGUGCGCCCCAGGGGCGUCGUGGUUUAUUAUCGACGCCUCUAUUGUAAACAUAUUGCAGUAGUACGGUAUAUUUGUCUAUUUUUAUUUUUAUUAUUAUCAUAAUUCGUGAGGGACGUGCUAAUUUGGUUUUCAAAAUCAAAAGAGCCGUGGACCCAAACAAAUUCAAAACCCUGUUUUAGAUAAUAUAUUUAAAAACGCAAACAAUUUCGGUUUCGCAAAAAAAAACCAUCUUAUAAAUGUACAACUAAAAUUAUUAUUAGUGCGUUGAAAUAUUAUUAUCUAUAUUAUCACGCAGAUAUAUUUAUAUAUAUAGGUACCUACACCUAGUUUUAUAAUUUUGAAGAUUUUUGAAAUUCCAUUCCCAUCGUAUAUUAUAUUAAGUAAAUAUAUGUAUAAGGGUGGUCUGGUUUGGGUAAUGGUGGACGCCCCGAAAAAAUUCGUUAGCUAUUCGUAAGAAAGUUACACGGGAUGUCUAAUAAACGUUUUUUUUCCAGCCUCUUAAAAAGUACCUUAACCUCGAUAAUUUCCAUUCCUAAAAGAAUAAUUUUUUUCAUCAACCAAUUAUUAUGCCAUAUGUAAACAAAAUUCAGAACCAACGAAAAAAUUAAUGUAUUUUAAAUGAGAAAUUUUACCUCGUUACAGAGGGACAUAAGGGUUGUCCUAGGAAUCUCAAUUAGGGUUCAACAGUUUUUUUUUUCAUUCGUUUAUAAUAACGUCAUGGCGCGUCAAAGAAAAAAUUCCGCCAUCGCCCAAAUAAGAACCACUCUAAUAUUAUAUUCAUAAAAGUAAACGAAUACAUUUUUUUUUUUUGCAUUUUAUACACGUACAAUUUAUCGCUACGUUGCAGUAAGUCUUGAGUAAAAUCUGCAUAUACGCAGCUGUCGUUUGAAUAUUUCCUCGGGGACCACGCAGGUACAGUAUUUUCCUGAGCAUCGUUUAGUGUUUUUAAACGUUUUAACUUCUAACUGCGCGUUAGACGAACAAUUAAUUCGUAAACGCAUAAAAAAUAAUAUCUUUUUUUUUUUUAACUAUACUAAACAUACGGACACAUUAUUACAAUAUGUGUAACCGGCAAAAUGUCGUGUUAUACAGACUCAAACAGCUUUGUCGGCAUCGCGGCUAGUGAGUGUCAUUCCGUUUUUCUCGGGGUUUUUUUUUUUUUUUUUUACAAAACGCACAUAUUAUACAUAAUAUAUUAUAAUCUCGAUACGAUUAUGUAAAUAUAUUAACCGCGUUCGUUCGUUCGUCAUGUAUAGCGAACUGUAAUAAUACGGAGAGGUACACCCGUCUUCCGCGUGUUGAAAUGUCAACGAGAUUUACGUAAUUUUCGAUCGAAAGUUUUGCUAUUCUUAUCUACGGGCAAAAUCAAAAUUUUCACUUGUGAGUUCGCCACGGCUGCGGUGGCGACGCCCAUCAAUAACAUACAAUAAUAAUAUAUAACUAUGUAAGUAUAACCUGUAUUUUUGCAGUAUCGCCCGUUCGUUUUCAACAUUUCAUCAAUAUUAUUCCGAAUCGGGAUGUUGUAUGCUCGUAUUCGAAACGCUACCCGAUUAUUGAUGUACACUAUUGGGUUGUGUUUCGACGUACCUUACCGCACAGUCAUUGACUCGCUGUAAAGUUUGAAAUUUGACCGUCCGGUAAGUACAUAAUAAUAACAUGACGGUAGAUAUGUUCAAGUUUAAAACGCCGCAGACAAACUUGUAUAUGGGUAUAUAACAUAUAAUAAAAAAACAAAACAAAAACGUUGAAUUAUACAGACUUAAUUCCGUCUAACGACAUGUACGAGUCCGUAAAUCGUUCAAAUCUAGGUAAUAUUGGAUUUUUCCCGUACGGCGUGCUUAUAAUAAUAAAACUAAAAUUUCGCAAAAAUAAGAUAAGACGAAAAAUAUACCUGCAUAAUAAUAUUUAUUAUACGGUUAGCGCCGUUGUAUUUUCACUUUAACCGAUUUCGUGCUGUUAUAGUUUUACUGUUAUAGAGUGUAUAUUGGCCUAUUAUCGAACUCGGAGGUAAAAACAUUAUACUGUCUGUGUUUGUCCGUCGGUUUUUUCUCGGUAUUUCGAUUUUUCAGCGAGAGUCGAUGAUUUUCAAAUCGUAUAAUACGUCACGUCAUAUUCGUAACUCGCUUGAGAAUCGAAAUAUCAACAAAAACAAAACCAAAUGCAAUGCAAAACGGUAUGUUGUUAUACCCUCGCGUUUGAUAAUAAGCUAUAAUGUUACGGCGUAAUACUAAAACUACCGGCACAAAAUCGGUUUUUAUACGCGACACGUACAAGUAUACAACGACAUUAACCGUAGCACUUACGCACAAUCGAUAAUUCGGUUUUACGCAUGUAUACUAUUGUCUAUAUAUAUCGUAAUCCCCUACGGAUGCAUAUCACUUUGUCGCGUAAUCCCGUAAAUCGGCGUAAUUAUACGUUAUACUUACUCGUAUCUUUUCGAUUUUUGACAGAGCCUAAGGAAAAGAAAAUAAAAAAAAUCGACGUACAGUAGCACACGUUAUGUAAUUUACGACGGCAAUAUAAUUAUUAUAAUCGCAGUCGUACUCGAGUGGUUUCGAAUAACAAUCUGAAAUGGGUUAUUGGGCGCAGUUGAUACGCGUUUACGGCCAUUAUACGGUACGUUCGCGAAGGCGCCGCGGAUCUGUGUGUCCGGAAUAUUUCGAACAGAAACAUUCGCAACGAACUUUUCAAAUUUAAACGCGUCCGCGGGAUUCCGUUCCGAAUCGUUGUCAAACUCGAUAAUUUACGUUGUGUUAAAACGCCGUGAUCGAGUGUGAAAUAAUAACGCGGGCGGUGCGAGAACUGCUGCAAGUGCUACGAGCUUGAUUCGUUUAAAAAAAUAAUAAUAAUAAUAAUAACAACAACAAUCGUCGUAUACACAAGGUAUGCAUUUACUGUUCUAACUUGACGUCGGAUUGAAAGUACGCUCUCGUUGUAACUGUUUCGCUUGUCGUCGCCUAAGCACGAGAAAUAAUAUUCGCCGCGCGCGGAAAUCUGGAAUUUUGAAUCUGAGCGGUCAGACGCGUGCGAGUCCGAAAACGCAUCGGGAAACGGAUUUCUAAUCGUCUGCGGAGACUCGAGCUCGAAUUUCGAACAUUCUUUUUCUAGUUUUCCGAUUACACGACCGAGCUCCGCUCAGAUGCGUUUUUAUUCGCGAUGAUUAAUCGCCAUUGCUUUCGGCACCCACCGCGGUGAUACUGUUAACUGUAUAAAUAAUUCGUAACGCGCUGUAACUUUCCGCCUGCGACAGUUGCACGGCCUGUGCCCGCGGACCGUGCGAAACAUGUCGCGUGCCUUUUUUCAGACUAAUUAUUAUCGUCGAGACGGCGCGUUUGAAACGCGUGUACAUUACAUCAGACAAUAAUGUUUAUUCGCAAUACACCUAUGCAUAAAUAAAAUAAUGUAUACGUUACGCGGACGAGAAUCGCAUUCGAGUGUGUGAUAUUAUCGCGUAGGUUAUAACGCACGAUAUGCGGUAAUAUUUUGUAAAUGUUAGAAGGCUUUGGAAGAAGAAAAAAAAAAAAAACGUACGGAAGUCGUUGCAUAGAAAAUAUGCAUUAUUAAUAUUAUUAUAAACUUCUGUUUCGCUAUAAUAUACCGGUAUAAUAACACAAUGUGUAUAAUGCGGCACAGUGUACAGGUAAGAGUCCCGGGAUUAACAAUAACUUUUCAAAAUCUCGAAACUCUCCCCGGCACUUUUUGACCGCGCGAUUAUAUCGUUAUGCAACGGAAAAAUACUCGCCGUGCCGACCGACAACGCUGUUGUUUAUAAAUUAUAAUCUGAAAAAAACAAUAAUAAUUAUAUUAGAGAGGUCUGACUUUUUCACGCGUGUUUUCUAACGAACGUUUUUACAGAAGAAACGGAGGCGGGGUGGGGGGUGGUGGGAAGAAAAUUAGUUUUACCGUAAUUAUAAUAUUAUAAUAGUAUUGUAAUAAUAUUGACGCCGUCGUCGUGACGUUUAGACGACGGGAAUAUAACAUUAUGCGUUCGCCUGAACCUCCGAACAAAUGUCGUUUAACCUUGAAAAGUUUUUCGUCGUUGCGUUUUUUCAAUAUGAUACUAUUAUACGUGCAUCGGUGUUGUGUCGCAUCCGUCAUCUUACAAUAUCAUGGAAAAAAAAAAUCAAAAGCGAAAUUAAUAACCGUUAAAUUACGAUUAAAUAACGCAAUAUUCGACGCGUACAAAGUUUUUAAUUUAUUUCAGCUUCCCGUUUGAAACGACUAAAUAAUAUCCGAUAUUUAUUAUAUUUCAAGGUUUUUUUUUUUUUUUUUUUAAUGUUUAAGACCGACGAGCGACGUCUAUUAGAAAACCAUAGAAUACUAUAGUUUUUUUUUUGUUUUUUUUGUAUCUUUUUAUGUAUUUUUUUUUUUUACUACAAUAAUAUCGUUUUUUAAACGAUGGCAUAUCGCCCGGAUGACUGGGCGAAACGACACUGCAGUAUAUGUAUAUAAUACAUAAUAAUAUCAUACCUGUAUACGGAAAAUGACCGGAACAAGUCGGUUCAAUAACAGAGACGGCGCGUUUUACAAUAAUAUUAUAAUGCAGUAAUAUUAUUAUUACGACGACGAAAACAUUGCAGUUUUGUCGUUCGACAAAAGAGGUCGCGUUUCGAAGUCGCGGGAUGACGUUUUACGCGUUUAGCAUACACAGUUACGCAUAAUAAUAACAGCGUACAGAUAUCGAAAUACGACACUAUACUGGCGGAGUACUCGAAAACGUCCAAUCGAAUAGAUUCGGACUUAAUUAUUUUAAUUAUUAUAAUUUUUUUUUUUUCGUAUAUUUAAGUACUCGAUAAUAUUAUGCGUUAUCAAAUUGAAUAAUACCCGGCAAGGCCAGUAUUCGUUUUAUUUAUAAUGCAGCGUGCGGUGUCGAUUGACCAUCAAUAGCGCAAGGUUAUAAUAUAUAUAUAUUAAUUCAACCGUCGUCGUCAUCAUCGCUGUCAUACUCGUAUUAUAAUAUCCGUCCACGUCGCAAAAUAUAAUAAAACAAUUAUAAUUAUUCCACAAAGUUAGCAAAGCAUAGUAAUGAAUAGAGUCGAAUAAAGCAGUUUUAGAAAUUUUCCAUCCUAAACCGUGUCUUUUAUUGUAUCGCAUACCGAACGGCGGAAAAUAGCGCAAUUACAACACCUUACAAGACGUAUAAAUUGUGGCGUUUGAAAUUCGAAAUUUAAAGAAGAGCGUAAAUUUUCGAGAGGGUAGUACGCGUUGCUUUUUAAAAGAAUAAUAUCGGCAAACGAAAAAGUUACAGCCAUUUAAAAAAAAUCGAAAACUAACACGGCUGCGACUUUUUUGCUUAACGUUAUUUUAGAAAAACAGCGACGUACUGCCCCCUCGAAAAUAUUCUCCUUUUUAAAUAUCGUUAUUUUUACUCAAACUCCAAUUUCAAAUUAAACGCUACAAUUUGUGAUUUAAGUACGGAUAUUUUCGUUGUGUUUCCCGCGUUACUUUUGUCAGACUGAGCAGUAAAUAUAAGAGCAUGAACGAACCUCCUUUUGAACGUAUCGUAAUUUCUUUUUUUUAAAAUUAGGUCAUAUUAUUACAUGACAAUCAGAUAAUUAAUAAUCUUUAUAAAAAAAAAAUACACACGCGCUCAGUCGGUCAAUUUAAGAUAGCAUGUAUUAUUUUUUUUCGAUCUCAUUGCAGUAUUCGCUUAUUAUUUAUACUUCGAUAUAUUGAUCUUAUUGGUAUUAUGAUUUUUGCGAAAAUAUUUCACGUUGUGUAAACAACGACAACAACGGCAAUGAAUUAUUCAUUUUGGGAUUCGAAAAGUUUUACUCGAUACCCGGUUUUUUUUUUUUUUUGCGCCCGCAUGAAAAUCGUAUCUUACGCGUCAUAUAACAACUUACAGAAUGAAUCACUGGAACGAAAUCGCUGUCCCGCGUCAUUCAGUUAUACAAUAAUGUUUGGCAAAACUAAACUCUCAAUGAAAAAUAUUAUCGUACGAAUUUCUAUAAAACGGAACCUCCGUAAUAACACAGAACAAUAUAGAAAUAACACUCGAUCGGCUGAUCGAUUGUUGUUCGCCUGUGAUCCGAAUUUCGAACCUUCGGAAUUACGAAUCCCGCGUACCGACCUGAUGUUUUACAACUCGCAUGGAACUCCGUUUUUCAAUGUUUUUAUCACAAACUCUACGAUUUCUUAAAAAAAAAGUAAGAUUUUUAUUAACUUAUUAUUAUAACAUCAUUUUAAAUAAAUUUUAAAAAUCGUAGUUAAAUGCGAGCUACUAGAACGUUAUUAAUGUUGCGUUUAUCAAUUAAAAGCGAAAUGAUAGGUGUGAAAUGAUAGAAAAAUAUUAAGUUAACAACGAGUGUUAUCUCUAUUCCCGCAGUCAUAUUCACCAGAGUAAAAACUGUCACAACCCUUCAUCAUUAAUGGGUCUUGGGUAGAAAAUCGGCGGAAAAUCGUAUAUCUUUAGGGUGGUAAUCGAAAUGUUAAAAAUCGUUUUUAAACGUUUCAAAACUCGGAGAAAUCAUUUGCAAAAUACGAUACCGGGCCCCGUUUAAGUUCGCGACAAAUUUUUAUCGAAACUGCAGAAGGUAUUAAUGUCAAAACUAGUGGUUUUAGAGACUCGAGGUCGCGCAUAAAAAAUGUGUAAUGUUUGAUACGGAAAAAAAGACCGAUAUUAUCAUAAAAUAUCUAUAAAUUAUAUAAUAUUAAUUUCAUGUUUUGUGUAUAUUAAUUUUCAAAAUGUAGGUAUUAUAAAUAUUCUACAUACCUAAUUAGUUUCAGAUCGCGCAGCAUAAUAAACUUUAUGAUAUUAUAAACGGCUUUUUAUCAAUUUUAUUCCGUAAUAUAAUAAUGAAUGUCCGUAUAAUACAUAAAAUAUUAUAGACGGUAGUAUAAAAUUACAAUCAAACUAGUUUUUCUAGAUCGAAUCGUAUCUGUAGCUAUGAGAAUUCCGUCAAUUCGGUUAUAGAAACGCAAAUAAAAUAUAAAUAUAUACGCUAUUAUUAUGUGCAUUGAUAAUCUACCUAACAACCUUCAACGGCCCACAGUCGUAUUAUACAUUCGUUUAAAUGAAUAAUCUCGAUAAAUAAUUAAUUUCAAAACGUUAAGUCUAAUAUUUUAAUAAUUACUUGACGUUAAGUAUAAAAACUUACACAUAAUGAAUUGUAAUUUAUUCGAUUUGUUUCAGUAAUAAUAAUUGGGCAACGUUAUAUAAUACAAUGUAUAUUGUAUGUUUUUAAUUUUUUUUUUAAACAAAAAAACGAAAAUGUAUAUUAUCGAACACUGUCCUAAUGUAAUAGUAUAAACAAUGUUCGAACGCGAAUCGAAACAAAACCCGAAUAAGAUAGCUGUGCGCAUAAUAUUGUAUUAUAAACAAAAUUGAAAAUAUCGAAAAAUCACGUUCGUCCGCGUAACAAUAUAUUAUAGUAGUGACCUAUACGUAUUGGGACGUCAAACUAUCGUUAGGUGUACAAAAAAAAAAAAAAAAAAUCGUAAGUGGUUUUUGGAAUGGAUUUUUUUUUUUUUUUUUACUAUUAUUUGUAGUAGUUAUUGUACCCUCCCUCGUAAGUCAAGGCCGGCGGAAAGCCACAAACGGUACAGGACAGCAGCCGCGGCUACUAGGUACAGGUACUACGUCGUGUCUGGGAAUCCGUGAGAUAAGAACUGGUUGUUGUGUUUGACGGAGCCACUGAAGUAGCUGGUUCGACCGAGGUAUUUUUUUGUUUUUUUUUUCUUUUUCACUCCGACGGCGGUCAUCCUUUUGUUUUUCUAUAUUAUUAUUAUAUGCUCCGCAGUCGGAAUCACGUACGAUAUACCUACAACAACAACAACAACUGUAUACACUCUCGCAGUAAUUACGGACGCAUUGUCUCGUAGGCGAUAAUACAUAAAGAAGUUUUCUGCGGCCGAGCUUGUGAAAAAAAAAAAUAAAAAAUAUCCGAUCCGAUAUCAUAUAAUGUUAUAAUGGUAUCAAAACAUGUAUUGAAAAACGCCGGCGAAGAUUAGAAGUAUAAAUAACGCGCAGAUACGGAACGAGCUGAGAAACGAGAAGGAAAUUAUUUUAGAUUCCUUUGAAUGUUAAUGUAAACAAAUUAUUUUGAUUCAAGUGUAUGAAAUACACAAGAAUAUUGUUCUUUUAAACGCAUUGAAACCGUUUACAGUUAACGGAGUUAACUUAGUGGACUGCGCCUUCUAUGCCUUCACCCGUACGAUGAAAUAAAACAACUUCGGGAUCAUCCGGGAAGUGAAAAAUAUAUUUUUCAAGAUUUUUUUCCCGUGUAUUCCGUCGAUUUAGCGAAUAUUCACAUACUUUUAUCAGUUUGUCGUAAAUAAAAUAGCUAGGUUUUACCAAAAUGUAUUAAGCAUAACGAUUCUGUAUGCACAACAUAUUAUUCCACAUAUGUUGGUAUUUUUAAGCCGUAUUUUAGAACUUUAUACAUUUUUAGAGUAGGAUUUGUCUAUUUUUAAGAUAUUUUCAACUCGAAACCGUAUAUUAUUAUCUACGUUAUUAUUUACGAUAAAUCACUGCUUUUCGGAAAAAAAAAAAAAAAAAAAAAAAAAACAAGAAAUAUCUCUUUUUUCUUCCCAGAUAUAGGUAUCCAUUUGUGUCUGAGCAUUUUUUGCUCAAGGCGCACAGUCCGCUAUCCAUACAGUUAUUGAACUACUAUUAUAUAGUUUAUUAUUUAGUAGUAUUAUAUAGUUGGCGAAAAAUCGUCGAAAUAUUUGAAAUCCUUUUCGAAUUCAAAUGUAAAUAUUUCCGAAUUGGUGUGCGUGUUUGACAAAAUUAAUACCGUGUUGAAAGGUUUUAUUGUUAUUGAAUGUUAAAAUUAUUUAAUGUGUAUAGGUAUCUAAAAUCGACUAAUUUUAUUAUUUAUUCCGAGUGUUAAUUUACGAAGACCUGUACGAUCGUGUUGAGUGGAUGUAUCUGUAUUAAAAAAAAAAAAAUAUUAUAAAACAUAUAUUUCUUUAAAUUAUAUACAAAACUAUUUGUGUUUGAUUCGCGGUGACGACAAUUGGCGAUUAUGUAAAAAAUAAAAAUAUAAUCCAAUAAACACUCCGUCCAAUUGGUCGACAGUUUUAUUAUUGUUAAAGGGAAAAGAAAAAUUAUAAUAUAUGCCGGUAAAUACGUAAAUCGUUUACAACUGGAAUAUUUGCAUUUUAUUUGUUUUCAUUAGGUAUUUACGUCAAUUACGAAUGUGUGUAUACGAUACAAAUAUGAAUGAAAAAAAAAAUAUCGUCGAUACUAAAAAUACGUUUUCCUUCGGGACGCGUCCCGUAUCCGUCGGAAACCAAGCGCAAAAUAUGCUUUCAAAUAUAUAUAGGUGCUCUCAAAUACUGCAGUCGUGCGUAGCAACUGUUUAAAUUUUAGAUAAAUAUGCGUAAUUAUAAUGUAUAGGUAAGUGUACCGUUAUAAUGUACUCGUUAAUUUAAUUGUGUUCCCAUUAACCGCCGCUGCAUCAUCAUAAUAGCUGCCAUUACAUUAUUAGCGCGGAUUCGAGACUGAUACCCGCGUGUAUAUACACGAGAAAAUAUACGAAAAUAAUUUGUCUCUUGAAAACAAAACAAAAAAUAAAAACCCUUAAUUUCGUACUUAAUUACCUAUGGAUCGUACGUUUUUCGAUAAAUACGCAUCUAUUCGGACGUGUCGUAAACGGUCUCCGUCUCUCCGCGUUUAACGUAACAAUAAUUUCGCAGCUAAACGAUCUCGACUCUCCGGUCGGGGCAAACGGACCAUAAUUAUACAAUGUACAAUAUUUUACGAAGCAGAGUAAUUAACGCGAGCCUUGCAGUCGAAUAUAGGUUCCCCCUUGCCCCCCUACGCUCAAAGAGUCGCAAUCGUUGGCGUACGAAAUACCAUAUUGUUUCGUUACUAUACCACCCGUGAGGCAGACAGCGACAUCAAAAACUGUGUGCGUUGAGGCACUUUAACGUGUAGGUUACACUUGCAAAAUAUCUGUCUGAAUCAGAGAAGUUUACCGAUAGGAUAAUGUGGGGGGAGGCGAUUUAGAAAAAUCAACAUACGACCGAAAACAGUAUGUUAUUUCAGUAGGCGCCCUCGCUAUAUUAUAAUGUACCGAUGGCAUUGUGCAUAUCUAAUUAUACUUUUUAAUACGCAAAAACAUAAUAAAUAUAAUUGGCGGCAAGGAUUUUUUUUUCUGCGUGCAACGUUGCGAGAACGGCCCUGCGCGGUCUCUGCAGCGGCGGCGAUAAUCACCAUACGGGAAUAGAUAAAAAUGCAUCGGCCAUCACGAGAUCCGAGAUUUCCGUUAUUCCUACCGCAACGGCUGCCUGUACCGUUUCGUUGUUGUGCAUGUUAUUAUUGUUAUAUUGCUAAUGUAAUGUACAAUUAUCCGCGAGAUCGUUCGGCCGUUUCGAACGUAUAAUAUAUUAUGGAAUAUAUCGUAUUUCUCCCCCUCUCCCUCUCUUUAAAGAUUCCAAUCGUAAAGAAAAACACCCUUGAGCGACUCUAUAGCCGACUAUUUUUAUCUAAUGAAAUAACAAACGCGAACGUUUCCAUUAAAACAAUCGUAAAACGCCCAACCCGGCACGGUGCGUAGUCAAAUACAAUAUGUAUAACUAUCUGCACUGUCGGUUCGUCCUUUGCUUUUAUUUGCCCGUUCCCCUCUCUCCCCCCCCUCCCGUUUUAACGUCACCUAGUUUUGUAGUACACACUAUACGCGUAUAUAUUUGUACACGGAUUGCACAUUAUCAUUAUUAUACGCUAACUAUACAUUGUUUCCUAUACAGCGUUAAUCCGUCGACAACGUCGGUAUUAUUAUUAUAAUAUAAUAAUAUACGAGUAUGAUAGCUCUCGAAGUGGUUUUCUCCUGGGUAUAAUAUCCGCACGUUUAAGGCGAGAGAUUUUUUUUUUUUUGUUUCUGAAAUUAAAUAGCCUACAAUUAUUUCGAACAGCGCCUAUAAUGUACAAAUACUAUACCGCGGUACUUAAUAAUAGGUGUGCAUCACUUACCUAACCUAACCUAUAUAAUAUUAUAACGUACACGAUAAUAAACGAUGAUCUCAUCCAACUGUAAUUACAUACGUAUACUGCACCAUAAUGUGUAUUAUCACAGUUAGCGAUGUUACCGUAUCGAUUGUGUAAAAAGAACUAUUACGUUUGGCAAAUUUUCAAAACAUAUAGUGGACUAGAUAUUGAUUAGAUAAAUCGUUUAUCUUUCACGUUCAUAUUAUAGUUUUGUAUUAGAAUAUGCAUGUACAUAUUUUAAAGUUUAUCGGAAAAAAAAAAACAAAAAUUUGUUUAAUGAACGAAAAAAAAACAGCCGUGACGACCGUUACAUACAUAAUUUGAACUUUCCACUAUAAAAAAAAAACCACCCCGAAAGUCUCGCAAUAAACUAAAAAAAUAUCAAUAUAUACGUUCGUUACAAAUUCACGAUUUUUGAUUGUAAAUUAAAACGUAUUGCCUAUUAAAACCGAUCAAUCCCAAAAGUUUAUACGUUAUUUGUUCGAUAUAGUAUAUUGAAAAAAAAUUAUAUAUAUAUAUAUAUAUAUAAUAUUAUAAAUAAAAAAAGGACGGACAUACUUCGCACGUGGGUGGAGCCACUGUUGUAGGUGGGAAGUUAGGAAGGUAGGAUACAGCCGGGAAUUUAAUGUAUAUCAGUAAGCAACGAUAAACCAUUACUAACGAAAAAACGAUUCUGAACGGAGGUCAGUUGAUAGUGUUACUUUGUCGACAGUAUAUAUUAUGUCAUAUUAUGGUAAAAUUAUUACAACAAUGUGCGUUUCGAUGGCAGCAAAGAUUAUUUGAAAAAUAUUAAAAUAAUAAAAACUUAAUGAUAACAAAGAAUAAAAUAUAAAAACGGUUUUCAAUGACAAUAACCUUAUUUUUAAUCUUUUAAUCUUUUUUUAACCUAAAGAACCAGGUUUUCCUCGUUACAAAUUGAGAAUUUCAAAAAAAAAAUACCUCUCUUAAGUGCCACCCAGAGAACACUUCCUUUCAGGAAAAGUGCUAUACUUGAUGGUGUAAGCUUUCUGGUAGAAAAAGUGUUCACAUAAAUUAAAUGAAUAAUUAAAUAAAUAAAUAAACAUCUUAGGUAAAACCAAUAUAUUCUUCGGUACACUCGGAAUCUAAAAAUGUUACGAUAACGUAUUUUCAACGUGCCGACACCGCAGUACUAAUGUAAUAUACGUGCCCACACAUAUUGGGUAUAUUGAACGUGCACAACGUUUACGGGUUCAUUCAAUUUAAAUUUUGUCAUAUUAUUAUUAUUAUUAUUGUCUGCAGUAUAGAGUAAUAUUAUUUUACACGAUAAAGUUUGUUCAGCCGUGCGUUGUUUACAUACCGAUGUUAUUAUAGUCGAUAUUGCAUAACGUAUACCGGUGGUGUUCAAUUGAUCUUUAAAACAAUAACAAUGAUAAUAACAAUAAUAACAAUAAUACCCAUACUACCUGUAUGGCUCAAAAAACAUUUCGGUUUGCGCGUUUAUUGUUUGUAAUGAUAUUAUAAUUCGAUUUGAGUUACAGACGGUACACAUUAAAACGAACAAAUAAUCAUCAUAGAGAUUAAAUAAUACGGUUUUCGUAUUUUUCACGUAACGUUUUUUUUUUCUUUUCUUUAAACCGAGUAUUAAAUUUCAAAAAAGUCGAAAGAUACAUUUAUAAUAAACGAUUGUAGGCCGAGUGAAAAAGAGUCGAACGAUUUAUAGCGGAGUUGCCGAUUCGAUCGUAAAAUAUACGAAUUGUGUUCGUCUUGUUACAAUACUCACAACAAUACUAAAACGAUCGUAAAAAAAAAACCGGACGUAAAAUUAAAUUAUUAAUAUUGUAUAACGUGUACACCGUGUGGUUUUACAGUAACAACAUUUUUUUUAUAUACAUAGUAAUAAAAACAAGUGUACAACUGCUGGUAGUCGAUUUUUUUGUUGUGUUACAAUUAGACGUAGGUUAACAGCAAAAAAAAAAAAAAAAAAAGCCUAUGUAACCGUGUAAACUGCGGCGACAGUGACGAAUUAUUAUUAUAUACUUCUAUACUACAAUCGUUUAUGACUACUUGUUAAAAAAAUGUAUUAAUAAUAUCCAGAACCUUCGUCGUCAACAACGAAAUUCAUUAUCGCGUUUUUACAAACGGUAUUUUUUUCGGAUUUUUAAAAUCGCAUUGUAAAUAUAAUUGAUCGAAUUCGAACGCGAUACGAAAUUCAAAUACCUUCUUAUUAUAUUAGUAUUUUUUUUUUUUUUUUUCACAAACGUAUCACGAACUUUAUUUUCGAAACCGGUUUCGACUUGCGGCUUACAAUCAACAACCACAGUCUGUUCGCCUCUGUGUGAUGUACGCGAAGUUAUUACAAUGUUUCAGAACGUCGUGAGAGCGUAAUUAAAAAUAACAUACUUCAAUAAUAUGAUGUGUGUGCAUACGUUUAAAAAGAAAACGGCGUGCCUAUCCAAUAAAUCAAUAUAAUGCGCGUAUUCGCCAAUGCCUAAAAUUAUUCCCGCGAUUAUCUAUUAUAGUUCGUGACUCAUCUUUAAUCGAAAAGUAUAUUCAUAUCGCUGUUUUAAUAAUUUUAAGUAUUCUGUGUGUAAAUAUUUUUUUAUUAAAACUUUUCCAAUUCGUACGCGCAUGAAUUAGUUCGAAUAUGCUGUAUUUUUUACACACUUUAAAAUUCUAAAACAAAAAAUGUAUAUAUAUAUAUAUGUGUAUAUAUGAUAAAGUUGUUGGUCGUCGGCCCAAAUAGGAAAGGCGGGGCUCGGAGGAAAUAUCACCUCGAAACUCGUCUGAACUCCUCCGCCAAUCGAGUCCUUCUCAAGUAAACACUGAGUGUACACGAUCAUAUAUUAAUCAAUAGUACGCGGGCGCUUAAGUUCCCUCUAAUUGGUAUUCGGGUUAUUUGAAUCGUGGGGUACCAAGCGUCUCGAAUGGUAUUUUUGAUUCGGUUUGUGGUCUGACGAAGCGAGUGAAUCAGUAAUUUCUAAUUAACUGUACAUCAGAAUUGGAUAGAAACAUAUCGAAUGAAUGUACAAGAAUUACAAGUGCCUACCUAACCGGUGAGUGGUCUGUAUAUGCGUUCAAAGUCAAUAUACUCUAUAGUGUAAUACAUUAUAGUGCGUCCUAAAAAAAGCUAGAAUAUCGUCACUUUUUUCCACGUCACUCGUGGAAUAGCGUAUAUAUUUUAGCCGUUAAUUUGCGAUUCUAAUCAAAACGGCGGGGUAGGUUAGGUUAGGCGGGAUAAUUGUAAUUGAAUUUAAAUCGCGCGGAGAAGUAAUUAUAAAACUCGGUUGACGUAAUUCAAUGGUUAACGAUAAUAAACUUUUUUGAAACAUUUGUGAUUUACGUUUAAUGACCACCACCAUCACCCCCCUCCCCAACCCCGUUGCUUACACCGGUUUAUUUAUAGUUUUUUUUUUUCUGUUUGUUUCAGGUAAGCGAACAGCGUGAUCAAAUGAUUGUUGUUUAUUUUUUCGUUUCGACGCGAUGCUCGUCGAACGAUCACGCGCGCAUACAAAAUUUUCGAAACGUAUACGCAUAUAUGCUCGCGCGUUAGGCACACGGUGGUCUCUACCAGCCGAGCGGACCGCGAGUGUUUCCGUAAGUGUGUGUACCGCAUAUAUAUUAUACAUAACACCUGUAUAGGUUUUCGAGAUUUGUAUUUAUAUUAGAUGUACCCGUCUUAAAAUUGAUUUUAAGAAACUCUCCUUAAAUAUAAUAAAUAUAUGUAUGCGCGUGUAUUUAGAAAAAAAAAAAAACGAAUACGAUACCCGGUCACGUUCUGCGCGCCGGGAUGAAAUUAAUACCUCUACAGAAACGUGAUGAGUAUUAGACAACGCCGUGUACAUUUAUAUAUACGGUAUGGGUGUCUGACGCGCAUUCGUAUCGCGGCCACAGUGUAUAAAUAUAAUACGUACGCGGUGAACAGUUAGUUGGUGAAAGACGAAGUUUUUUUUUUUUUUUUUUUCUUCGGGGGUUUUAGUCCGCGGGCGUAUUGUGCGAGUGUAAUCAACGUCGCAGCUGUAAUAACGUUCAGACGCGCGAUACGAAAUAUACGUGUGAACGAAUCGAUCCCGGCCUCGGAUUUAAAUAAACUCCGGAGUACAAUAAUAUUGUAGGUAUCGUCCGUAGUAUGAUGUAUGAUAUUUUAGUAGCGGAAACCGUUCGGGUUUCCGCGGACACAGGCUGUGCACGCCGCGCGUUUACGUACACGAUCCGUCAUCUUAUCGAAACAUUAAUUCUUUGUUAGGCAUUAUAAUACAAUAUUAUACACGAGUGGUCGAAGAAUAUCAAUCGGAAUAUACCUUGUUGGUAUUUUUUUAUUUUUUUUGAUAAUGACAUUUUUCAAUUAGCGUUAUGAUGUUUUCCGAACGCUCGGUCGCCUCCCGUAAUCCUGUUCGUAUCGGAUUACGGAUAUCUGGCGUGACGUUCUUUUCGGAUGAUUUUGAACGGACCCAAGACUACGGGUAUUUUUUUUAUGUAUACGAAUCGCUGCCUCCCGGUCACAUACAAUACCUCCUGCGCGCCUGUAUGGUAGCCGCCAUCCCGUGGCUGCAAGUAUUACAAAUGCGAGCGGUUCUAAACGAGUUUAACGAUAAAAAGACACUUAAACUUCGAGUUAAUCUUCAAACGCCUACGUAAAUUACUAUAAAAUAUAAACUUUAAUUGAUUCGUCUGUAAUAAUAAUGUAAAUAACUAAUAACGAUUAUAAUAAUAAUAAUAAUAAUUCAAUAUUAUAAAAUCGUAUAAUUGAGCUGUAUAAAAUUAAUUUAAAAAUAAAUAAUUAUUCGAUAAUGUAUUUUUAUUACGCAAUACGAUUUCAUAGAAAAUUCAGGACUGUGUAUAAUAAAAAUCUCGGUGUUUGGAAAAUCGUUUUUUUUUUUUCACAUAGAAUUCUUAUGUAAAGUUACAAAAUCUAAUCGCUCGCCGUUAUUAUAAACUGUUAUUUAUUUUUACGGGCCAAAUUGACCUAAUCUAUAAGAAAAUCCAGAAAAUCUCGGAAACCCACUUAACUUUUUACUUAUUAGAUAAUAAUAAGUAUUGAGUAAAUCGCCUAACAGUUAAACUAUUACGCGUACAGUGAUUUGUUGACAAAUCUAUGCAUGUAUAUAGUUAAAUCGUUAUAAUUUCUGUAGACAACAUUUUAGUUGAUUUUUUUUUUUUUUAUAUUCUGCAGUUUCUUUAAAUCGUAAAAUGUUAUUUAAUAUUAUAACAUAGGUUGUUAUUAUUAUUUUUUUUUUUUAAGUAAACACUUAAACGAGUGCUUAAAUUAUGUGUUCAGGAAACGUUCAGCGUUAGUGAAAAUACCAGAUUAUCAUAACGUCAUAACGAAUAAUAAACCGAAAUCUAUUAAACCGCCGUAAAACCGUCGACACGGUAAAAGUUGCAGUAUAAAUUACAAUGUCCGUCCAAAACUACUCGUAUUUACGCCGUCUUGCAUAAUUUUAUUUAAACGAGCCGUACACACUGUCGACGAUUCAAUGCGUUCGUUGACAACAAUAUUAUAACGAUAAAAAAAAUAAUAAUAUAAAAGAAUUUCAGCUCGUUGGUAUCGUAAAAUAAAUUCAAACACGAUUAUAUAGCUUCGCAAAACUCACUUACUCACUUACUUCUUUUUUAAUACCGUCGGCAGCGUACUAGAAAAAAAAAACAUUCUAACUCUAUCUGCGCAACGAGGUUUUUAGCGUCCGUACGGCUUCUCGUGAUACGUUUAAUCCGAAAACGAAAAAAGAAAAUGUACAAAUACAAACGGGAGCGUGCAAAAUUUCUAAGCUUCACGGACGCUGGCACUAUAUACAAUAAUAAUAAUGAUAAUAAUAAUAAUAAUACAGUGACAUUGCAAGUGCUUCUGCGGGAUUACGCCAAACGACUUAAAUGUAUGACGGCGACCCCAACGAUAAUAAGCUAUCGGGUUCAACCGUUACAAGUGUAAUAGGUAUAAUAGGCACUUAGGGUUAGGGUAUAACAGUAAUUUAUGAGCACUUCGUUUAUUCGUAUCUACGUGAUACGCGAUGUCUUAUUAUCGAGAUGAAAUAUGCCGUAUACCGGAUAAAGUGUACCCCGCCACCUCCCCCCCCCCCGAAAUAUAUGUAUCGUUUAUAUAAAUCGAAUUUUCGCAUUUAAAAAACACGAAUAGACGUGAAAAUAUUAUACGCCCACUGUAUUGGCCAGACUCAAGUUUUACACAAAAAAAAAAAAAAUACCCCCGCCAUAAUUCAAAACUGUAUUCUGUAUCUGUCAGUAUAUGUUUACCAGCGAUGUAUACACACUGUGUGGGCCGCGCGCAGAUUAAUGGACGAAAUACAUUUUCGUAAAUAUUUUCUUCUAUUCCGAGUUCGUAUUACGCAGUGCGUAGUUCUAUGCGAUAGUGUAAAAAAAAAAAAAGAAACCGCCCGCGUAAAAUACAUUUCAUUUCUUUAAGUAUACAGAAAUGUAUUUUUUCAAACCGUGUGUGUGUUUUAUUAAACAACAAUGGUAAUUAUCGUGAUAGUAUUUAAGUUGUUGUUAAGAAAAACUUUUUUUUUCUCUCUGUAAUGUAAUUACAUAGAAUAACAUAACAUUACACAAGUUCGCUAUGUGUUCCUAAGUAAUCAAGUUUUUGUAGAUUUUUUUUUUUUUUUUUUUUUUUGUUCAUUCAUUCGCUAAUUUCGACUAAUUUUUUUUUUUUUUAUAAAUACCUUACCGUUUAAAUAAAUUUAUGAGAAAAUACAGUAUUUAUAAUAUACGUGCAGGUAGUUAAACGUCAUUAUAUCGCAUUAUAAACAAGGCGCGUCAAUUAAAAACAAUACACACGAUAUUUCGGAAUCGAACAUCGCGUCUCCCACAGCUCGGAAUCGCUCCUCGCUAUACGCGUAGUCGAAGAAAGUGUUUUUUUUUUUUUUUUUUUUUUUUUCUAUCAGUGCGAUUCUCCGGACGACUCGGAUUCGAACAAUGCAAAGCAUCAUGGGAAAAAGAGAUUAUUUCCACAGAUGUUGCCGCGCCGUCACUGUGCAUUUCAAACGGUUUUCGUGUUGCGUAUAUGCUUAUGAAACCUUCGAUAGAGAUUCAUAACAAUAUAAUCGGCGUCAUUAAGGAAACAUUACGUUCGAAGUCGGCCGACGAAAUACGAACGCCGGGAUCCCGUCCAAAAGCACCGGUAAUGUUAAAACACUCGGCGUGCGGUUGUUCAGCGCCGUUUCCAAAUCCGCGUUGUUCUUCCGUGCGUACGACGCGUGCGCGAAAAACAACGGCGCCGCAAUGUCUCGAGACUUAUAGAACGAUACGCGCCAACGUGUACCGAUGUUCCGCGACGACGUUGCAACCUUUUUGUUCUGGCGAAACUUCAAGCGCCGCGGCAUGGCGUCAUGGCGCACGCACGGUGUUUGAAACUCGAAAAUUCUGUUCCGCGCGUACGCCACGGUAUUGUAAUCGCGCGCAUCUGGCGCGUUCCGGUAGUCGUGUGCACGUGACGACGCCCCAACUUCGACGCCGACUGUUGUCGCGCCGACGGUUCGAAACGGCUCGUUGUUUUUGGGUUUUGCUCGGGCCGUCCGGCGUAAUUUCUUCGCGGCAUCGCCUAACCGAAACGAAGUUUCGCGCCGUCUGUGGAGACGGCUCUGCGCAGAGAUAUUGCCGUUAACCGUGUACUCCGUGUCUUUUCGCGCACCUCGCAGAACAGCGGGCGUGCCGGCACGGACAGGGUUGCGAGAUCGAAUUUUUCUUUUACUUCCGGCGUAGUUUAACGCGGUUUUCCGUUGUUCGGUCGCCGGCGCGCAACACCGCGCACUCGUCUCGGUUUAAGCACGGAAAUACAUCAGAAAGAGGAAAGAAAUGUCACGGUUUGUUAGGCUGGUGUACGACGAAAAUAUUGCGCGGAGAGAAAUUCGAACGUUCCAACGACUAUACCGAAUUAUUAGGUACAUUUUGAAAAAUGUUCGAUCUUUAAAAAAAAAGACCAUUUGAUUUCCCCAGGUAUAUAAAAAAAAAAAUAAAACACAGAACGAUAAAUUAUGCAUUUAACUUUGUAGACAGUUACAUCCGCGUGCUUAUAUAAAAAUUGAUUAUAUGUAGGAACACGCCGAGUCACUUGGGAUCGACGGCGGCAAAUGGUUCAAAAGAAAUUCUCGUCUUUUGACCGUUCUCCUUCAUAGAAUCAUAGUUCUGCAGAGUAUAUUUCCCUUACGUUAUUACCGCCGUAACAACAUUUUUUAUCCGACGCUUGUUUUUAUGAUAUAUAGUUUGCAGAAAAUUAUUAAACUCGGUCUUCGACAAUUAUUGUAUGCCUCGGAUUCUUCCUUCACCACUCAAUCCUCUCACUGUACGGAGAAAAUAUUCGCGCUCGUAUAUCUAGUAAAUAUUUAUUAGUUUUUUACUAGUGAAACGUGUCGGGAAUCUACAUUAAGUGAUAUUAAUAAUUUUCUAGUUCUCCGAGCACUUUUUUUUAUUACGACGACAUAUUCGAGACAUAAUAUUAAUCGAAAAAAACAAAUACCAAGAUAAAUGUUUACGAAAAUUGUGUUUCACUAUUGUAUACACGAUCGAUGUUCAGUACGGUAUAAAGUUUCGGUUUUAAAACUCUAUAGCUAAUAUUAUACGUCACGGUCCUACACCGCGCAGGUCAGCCGAGGGCUAUAAAAACCCUUCAGGUAUGCUAUUUCGUGGAAUUGCGUGUUCUGCUGUGAAAAAUAAGUAUAGAAAAUCAUUCGCAUGUGUAAACAUUGCCGUUGUUAGGGCCGGACACCCCCGUAUUAUGGUAAUUUGACAUUUCCGACGUUAACAAUUUUUUUUUUUAAGUUUUAACUGUUAAACUUUUUAAUCCAAUCGUCCAAGGAAAGCUGAAUGUAAUAACUCGGCGAAAAAAAAAACCUGACGGUGAUGAGCGCCACUUGGUCGUUUGCCCCGUCGUGUAAAUCAAUAAAAUAACACUAGCGGAUCUCGUCGAAAACUUAACACGUCAAAAAUAGAAUGCAUAAAAAAAUGCGAAAUUCCUAUAAUCACUGAGCAUAACACUAGUAUAGUAUGAUCUUCUCGGGAAACGAAACUGUUCGAUAAUUGGUUCAGAAAUGAACUUGCGUCAGAGACGACCGUCUAUAAAUAGGUAUACGUUGAGAUUCCGGUAUAUUAUUGUGCCUUGGCCGUUUAAUAAAAAGAGAAAACGAAAAGAAAAUCGUUAUCGAUCGUAAAUACGUGUAUACCUAUAUACACUUGUGUAUGUCAUAAAAAUUCCGAACAAAGUUCGGUUAAACACGUUUUGAAGUGCCGUAAUUUUUACUAUUUUCGUUAAAAUUUUAACUUGAAAUGCCUAUUAAUCACUACAUUAAGCUCGGCUUUUCUAUUACCACUCAGUACGACUUAUAAUAAAUUAACGUCGUAUUGAAUUUUAAAGCAUUUCUGUUUGACCAGGCAAUUUUAUCCACACGAAACCCCAGAAAACCCAAAAUAUCACUGGAAAAUAUCAAACGCCAUUAAAUAAUUCAAAAAUCGCCAUGAUAUUUUGACAAUUUUACAACGUCAAAAAUAUCAAUAAAAUUAUUUUGUAAAAAUUACAAGGUAUCUAUAGUUAUUUUUCGUACCGCAUUACAAAAAAAGAAAAGACCGAAAAUAAUGAAACUGCAAUUAUGCCGCAACCUUUCACGUUUUUCCUACGUUUCUUCCUUGGUUUUUUGUAAUUAUUAGAAAGACUAAACGGAAAACGAUUCGUAGCGAAAUCCGGUAUACAUGUUUUAAAAGGCCGUAAUAUUUACAAUUUCGUUAAAAUUUGAUUUCAACUCUAACAAGCAAUACAAAUGCGACAAAAAAACGUUGUUAGAAAACUUUAAAAUAAUAAAAUGGCUAAUUUGAAAAAAAAUUCAUUGUGUUUUUCGUCUUUUCCAUUAAACAGUAAGUUUAAAACAUUGAAGAUUCUUAUGAUAACAUAAAAUAUAUGCCUACUCCAAUAUAUAAACGUUGAUCGAUGAAUUCAAACAUAAUUCGUUUCGAAUACACGAGCUGCUGAUAAUUAAACGGUUUUUUCGUAGGUGUGUUUACCAGAGCGAUGAAAUAAUCAGAACAUGUUAGUUAUAUUAAUUUUUGUUAAUUUUAGGCGUUAACCUUCGACAAAGCGGUUGGUUUAAUAGUGGAGUGACAAGGUGAAAUUAUCGUAAAGCAUUUUCGUCGUGUAUUCACCGCGGAGUGAACGAAACGUGUUUCUAUUGAAAACUGGCAUUUUGAGUACCUUACUUGUAUAUAUUGAUUACAAUAUUUGACCGUCAACGGUUCUUUCGACAAUCUUCUUGUUUCAAAACACUUAACCGUCAAGAUACGAUCAAAACAAAAACCCAAGUCGUUAAAAAUGCAUCGUCAUCCUCUUUUCGUAUCUAUUAUCGUAGCAUCACAUCGAUAUUAAUUUGUUCUGAUUCUCUGCUGCGGAUUUGUACUGUUAUACUCACACACAAUAUCGAUGUAUCGAUUUAUUAUUUAUAUUAUUAUAACAGUGUGAAUAAAAUAUUCGAAUGCGGCCGUAUACUUGGCGUUCUCUAUUUAAAAAUGGUAAUAAUUUAAUGAACACAACGGAGCGGUCGCUGUUCGAGGGACGCAUAUUAUAUUGUUUACAAAUAAAAUAUUUCAAAAUGGGCCGAAUAUAGAAGUAGUUUAAGACAUCCGAGGACACUGCCGCUCAGCCGCCACAGUCGUACUCUGAAUAUUCUUAUAAUUUCCACGCAACACCCCAAUAAAUAUAAUUUUUUCAUUAGUUAUCUUCUAUUGAUACCGACGCGAAGGCCGACGGGGCCGUUUUAAACUCACAAACAAUAACGAUUGUUUCGUUGUUCCAGAAGAAUCCAUAUCACAUUUAUUACUUUCAUUAGAAAUAUUUCAAUACAAAUCAAAUAGAAAUAUAGAUGCACGAAAUUUGUAAAAUCAUACCACCCGUCGUCACACUCCUACACUAGAUGCCCUCAUAGUUAUUCCCAAAUUCAAACAAAAUAUAACGGAUUUUUUCCAUAGAUAAUAUUUACAUGGAUUGGACAUUAGGUGGUUUGGCGCGUGCCGGAAGUGAAUAUAUGUUACCGUGAUGAUUAUAUCCGGUUAUGAUUUGUGGUAUCAUCAAUAGCGAUAAGUGAUUAGUGAUAAGUGAUUACACAACAAUUUAAAAAGUAAAAAUACAUUCGUUUUUAGAUUCCGAGUGGAGCGAAGAAGCUUAUGGUUUUACAAAGAUGAUUAUUUUUUUUUUUCUGUGGACGACUUUUCUACGAGAGAACUUGCUCCCAUUUUUACGUGUAGCACCUUUUCGAAAAGGAAACCGGUGGUGGAGGUACUUUAUUUUUCGUUUUUUUUCAAGAAUUUUCUCACUAAAUGCGAAAAACCGAAGGUGAAACGGGAAAAUGUAAGAAAUGUAGAUAUUAGUUAAAAAAUAUUACGGCCUUUGUUUUUCUUGUGGACAAUUUUACUACUAGCAAUAUUAUGUAAUUAUUUGAACGUAAUAUAUAUAUAUAUAUUGAUUACUAGAGGACGGAUUUUUUUGAUUUUACAUAAUCGUUUCUAGAAUAUGCAGUUAAAUGAGAGUAAGACAUCUUCACGAUUCAUGAAACAUAAAAUUCAGAGGAAAAAAUUGAUUUUACAUAAAAAAAAGCAUAAAUUUAAGAAUCAUAGAAUCAAGAAUUUAGAGAGUAUUCAAUACGUUAGGGAAUAUUUGAGAUUUUGAUAAUAUUGAUCAACAACUACAAUAUAUUUUACAAGCUAGUUAUGUUUGUAUCCUUCUGGGUUUCUAAUAAAAACUAUGGCAACAACGAUUCCAUUAUUACAAAUGUUUUUCACUUAUAAAUAUUGCUCAAAUAGAAAAACGACAAGAAACCAAUUUUGUUAAAUUUUUAAUUUGGUUUGCGAUUACGUUAUUCGAUUUUUGAUUUUAUUUACUGUUUUAUUAAUAAUUAGGAAAACCCGGAAAAAAACGACAACUGACAAGUUUACGGUGCUACGAUUUUAUUAUUUUAAAUAUUUACGCUUACCGUUUUCUACCAGAAAUAUUUGUCUAAUAGAAAAACAACAAAAGAUCUUUUAUUUUGAUGACUAAAAUAGUUGUUUUUGUUUAUCGAAAUAACGCGGAUUUUAGUAAUCCGCGUUAUUAAGUAAAAAAAAAUAAAAAAAAACCCAUAGAUAACAAUAAUUGUUCCCGUAAAUAUUAAUCGAAGAUUUCAAAAACACAGAAGAACUAAAAAAUGUAUGUAAGUAAAGUAUGUGUUCUGUUAAUUGUAAAAUAUCAAAAUAUUCAGCCUGUCUUUUUGUAUUCGUAAUCUACAUUUUUAGUGUUAUAAUUUGGUUUUGGUAUAGAUUUUAAUAAAAAUGACGUGAGUUACGUGCAAUUUUCGGAAAGUUUGACUUUGUCUGGCUCUAUAAAAGCAUCAACUACUUUGGUGUGGUCGAGUAAACAAUUAUCUUGACAAGUUAUGCCAUCAUUUAAUUCUAAUCACUAACGUAACUUCAGUGCAAUUUAAGCGGUGUUCAAUUAAGUGCCCUGUCCACGCGCGCCAACCAAGCACCACCAGAUUUCAAGAUUCAUAAUUAGAAAUAUUUAGUGAAAUAAAGCAGAUUAUCAAAUCUUUUAAUGAAAACGACGUUGAAUUUACGUCGUGGGCUCUUCGUCUAUGUGAUGGGAGUGUAUUUCAUAGACAAAUCGUAGAUUUUUAAUUUGCAUAAUCACCCGAAAUACAUUUUUUCUUUUUUUUUUUUUAAAAAAAAAAAUUGUGUAUUUUAUAAAUGUUAAUUUCGAAAAUAAAAAAAAAAAUCAAAGACGUAGAAUAUUGAUGAAAACGCCGACAAAACGAAAAGCGAUUCUUCGUCACGUGAUAUAAUUCGAAUUUUUCACUAAUCAAACCGUGUGUAUCGAAAUAAGUCCUGCAAAUCCACUCUCUUCAAUCGUUAGACACGUACUAUCUAUCUUAUGACCGUCUAUAUAUAGAUAUAUAGUCAGCCGCUCUGUAUAAACGCAUUAUGGCGAUGUCAAUUCUGUGCGGCAUGUUACGAAACGGUUAUUGUUGUUACUGUCUGUUUGGCCCGGAAGAUUGAUGAAAUCCGGAGCGGUCGCGCAAGUCGCGGGAGCGGAUAAUAAUAAUUAACGCGGCGAAGUACGGCACAGCUGCCGGGCGCAUACAGGGCGCGGUCCUCUGCGAAUUGUCGUUUAACGACUGGAAAUUAAUUCGAACAAUAUUAUCAUUAUGUAUUCGAAAUGGUACGCGUUUAAUUAAUUCUUAACUGUUAUGUAAUUACGUAAUUUAUCGACGACAACGGCGACGGUCACGCGUGUGCGUGCAUGCAUCGGCCGCAAUAAGCUGUCUAGCCCGCAGAAACGAUAAAGAUUGGCGAUUGUCUGCGCGUAUGCGUCACCACUCCGCGUCGUGUAUACUUAUUACAUAUUCGCGUAAAGACUUUUCCGAUUUUGAGUGGAGCGUAGAAGCUUUUGUUUUUACAAAGAUGUUUAUUUUUUAUCUGUACGCAACUUUUCUACUAGAAGACUUGCUCAGCGGAUUUCUAAGUGUAGCGUCUAUUCUGAAAGGGAAUCGACGUGGGGAAGGUGCAUUAAGGUAGUCAUUUUUCGAUUUUCUCAAGAGUUUUCUCAUCGAGUUUGAAAAACCGAAAAAAAAAAAAAAAAAACGGGAAAAUGUACGAAAUAUAUUACUAAAAUAUUACAAUUUUUUUUUCCUGUGCACAACUUUCUACCAGCAAUUUGCUCCAGCUUUUAAUGAUUACAAUGUAUCUAAAAGAAAAUUUCAUUAGUGAGGUACUUAAAAGUAGUCAAAUUUUGAUUUUCCCAAAAGUUUUCCUAGUAAAUGUGAAAACCCGGGAAAAACGUAGAAAAACUGGGAAAAUCGUUACAACAUUAUACAAAUAUUAUUAAAGAAAAUAUGUAAAGCCUAUUUAAUUAUGUUACUAUAAAAUCACAUAUAUAGAUAUAUAUAUUGUUAACAAAGCAUCACUAUCAACUGAACUCCGAUCAGAAUCGUAUUUUCGUAAGCAAUGGUUUAUCGUUGCUUACAGGUACAUAUUAAAUUGAUUUAUUAGUUUUAACUUAGCAUAUUAUAAUAUGUUUUUACUACAUAAAUGAAUAACCGAUGCAUGAGGUAAAGAACGGCUAUCAAACUAGUAAAUAAGUUUAAAUUUGUGAACCUCCCCCCAAAAAAAAGUCUUGUGUGUGGAUAUAGAAAUACCAACGGCAGAUCAUAUAAUCUAAAUAAUUAAAUACGUGCAUAAAGAAAAGGGUCUAAAAGAACCGAUGUACAUACAGCAGGAAGGUAUUGAGAACUGCAACAAAUUAAUUUUAGAAUUUUUAACAAGAAUAAGAAGAAUGUAAUUUACCUACCUAAUGAGUUUUUAUAAACUUUCUCUUAUUUUCUGCAAUCUCGUUUUAUUAACAAAUUAACUUUAAUAACUACUUUACUGUAUUUAUUUCUACGUCACUGAUGACCAUACUGGUGAUAAAGACUGAUGAUCUUUGUGCAGAGAGAUUAAUUCUCAUGCGAAUAAAUUCGCAUAAUAUAAGUACAAUGUUUGAUGUCUGAACAUUGUUAGCGACAAUACAACUAUAUUUAAAAACCACUUACACAAUAAAAUAUAAUAAGCAGUUGGAUACUAAAUCUUUAAAUUUUUACUAUUCUAUUCGCCUAUUUCAGUUUGGCUAUUACAAAACAAGAGUGCUUGAUGAGUGAAUUGUUGUUACUACAUGGGCUUCUUUUUGGGGGGGGGAAGGGAGGAGAGUAGUUCACUUAUUUCACUCGAGUCGUGGGUGUGUGUAAUUCUGCUGUAAUGUCAAGUGGGAAAUUAAUUGACCGUGUCUGAUUUUAAUUACCGAAAUAAUAUUUCCAAUGGAGCGUAAUAUAAAUAAUGACGAUUCACGAAAUGCGUUGCAUCUAACACUCCUUAAAAUGCGUUUAAACAAAAUGUGAUUACGGGUUGAAUAAGUCGUUUGACUGGCUCGCUCGAAUCUAAAAAAAUAAAAAAAAUAAAUGUUUUAUUCUGUUUAUUAAAAAUCCCGCACACUCGGUGUUCCGUUUAGCUUAAAAAUUCCCUAUGUACAAGUACUAUUUUUUUGUAUUUAGAGCAAAACGUAUAUCUGAAAAUCGCCACACACUGUCGAACGUCGGACUGCAUAUUACGCCGUUCAGCGAAACAUAUUGAAAAUGUUUUCAUUAAAAUAUCGUAAAUUGUAUAUUAUGAACACGGAGUUGAUACGAGAGACGGUCAGGCAGGAUAAAUCCAAUCUAAAAAAAAAAAAUAUACAAAUUCCGCAAUCUCGGUGAAAUCACAACGUUUUCGUAUUGAAUACACAUAAUAAUUCACCGGCGGGGCAACGGUUUUAUGUUAAUACAAUAUGUGAUAUUUCAAAUAAAAUAAUUAUUGGCCAGCGCGUUGCACAUCAGCCGAUUGCGUCACAUGUUUUAACCGCUUUUGAAAUAAUAUCGACGCGCGCAUACCCAAAUGAGCAACCGUAUUAGUAUUUUUAUAGGUAUUUAUAACCUGAGGUGCCGUACCGCGUUCAGUGUCGUAUAUUCUAGAAUUUUUCAAGCACACGCGCGUUUUAUUUCGAAAAAUAAACCGACGAAAUGCAUUGACGACUCUCGAUGUUUUUUUUUUUUUAUCAAGGAUGUCCGCUCGAGAGAAAUCGAUAUUUUAUAGCGUAUACAUGAAUAUAAUAAUACUAAAAAAUACUUAAUUCGGAUUACCCGCUUUAUUAUUUUAAAAUAAACUCCUGAUGGGUAAACGUGUUUUCUAAUUGUCGGAUUAAAAAUAUACAAAUCUAUUAAAAUAAUCUCGCCCGGGUAUUAAAAUAUACAUUAUGAAUAUAAUAAUAAUAUUAGAUUUUAGCGAAUACACUGCAACGAUGCGUUUUCGGUUUUUAAUUUUUAUUAUUCCAUCUCGAUUAAUUCACAAAUCGAUUGAUGGACGGAAUGAUUUAUAGUCGGCCGGAUUCGAUGAAUAUCAACGUUUCGAAAGCGGAAAUGCCACCGUUUCGCUUACAGCUUAAAUCUAAAAACCAUCGUAAGAUUUUUUUUUUUAUUAAAUUAAACCAAACUCGUACGUUAAUCGAUAUAAUAUAGGCGUGUGCAUUUAUUUUUCAAAAAUAUUUCAAUAGGAUAUAUUAUGACGGAGAUACCUAUUUGGGUAUAGUAACAAAAAACUAUGUCGACGGUUCAAAUUAUACUAUAGGGUGCUCAGAAGUCCUGCAUUUUAAAGGAUCGUCAUUUAUUUUAGCCAAGUAUCCCGUGUCCUAGGAAAUUUUAGAAAAAAAACCUAAAUGUCCAAUAUUUCAUAAAAACGUUAUUUAUUAUUUUUUUUUAUACAUUUUAUUAUGUACCCUUUAGAGGAUAAAAUUAUAUGAAUCUGAUUUAACAUUAUGUAAAUGGUUUUUGGCCCUGGCCGUAAUCUGAUAAAUCCAUCAAAUUACGUUUUUCGAUCUACAUUUUCCAACAAAUUUACGAUAAACAAUUUUAAUUUCAAUGCCUAAGUAAUACCAGUCGUAGGUGGGUUGUAGGUCGAAAUUUGUACUUUAGUUUUUAAUCAUUGCGUAAUCCGUACACUUAGGUCAUUACAGUAAUUAUAGUUGUUUCGAAAUUUGAACUUCGCGCACAAUUUUAUCACGCUUAAACGAAAAUGUGUUUUUGUUGAUUGGAAUUUUCUCGGAUCCGAUAAUAGGGACUGCUAUAUACCCGCUAAAUCUUACCGUAGUCCCCGUAGCCCCUUCCGAAAGUCUGUCAAACGUUCUCGUACCUACCGGCCAAAAGUAUACGACUACAAGCGCGAGUUUUUUACAACUAACGUGUUGUAAAAACGUCCCGUGUUUUUUUUUUUUUGAUACUUUAAAAACGGUCCGAGCGCCCUAAUAUAUUACGCACAUCGACGAACAGAAUAAAAAUAAAAAAAAAAAACGCCGCGUUCCCCCGAAAUCCGGGACGCCGACCGUGCGCGAAAAUUAUGAUAACAAACGAGACGCCGCCGUCGUUCGGAAUGGUAUUUCGCAUACGGGUACCGCACAUCAUCGCCAGUACGUUGGUAUAUUGUUAUUAUAUUGGUGCCUGUGUACGUGUACACGACCGUCGGAUCUAUUUAAAAAAGUAAUACAGUUCUAGAAACCUACAUAUUGUCAUUAUCAUUAUUAUCGGUAUACUAUUACCUAUUAUUGCCGUUGUUGUUGUUGUUGUUGUUAUGCGACGACGGAGAGCAUAUGGAAUGAUGAUGGAAAAAAAAAAAAAAAUCCUGCCCAUCUCUCUGCAGUAUAACGUGUACGCACUGCAGUACACGUCACGAACGAAAUACACAUAGGUACACAAUACAAAUGUAUAGCGUAUGAUAUACAAAUAGAAUUGGAUCGACUGAUCGGUCAAGGUUUAUCGGACACACGCGGAAAAUGAUAUUAUUAUUAUUAUUAUUAUAAAAAAAGUAAACCUAUAUCUGCGGAUGUGAUUUCGUUGUAUUGUAUCCGCGCGGACUACAAAAAAAAAAAAAAAAAAAUUAUAUAUAUAUAUAUUACUAUUGGUUAUUUUUUCGCGACCAAAACGAACCGAGAUACGAAUCGAUUUAAUAUAAACGAUCGACCGCAGCAGCAGCAGCAGCAGCAGCAACAGUACACAAGUCGGCAUUUCGAUAUUACGAAUUUAUUACAAUUUAUUAUUUUAUUUUCCUCGUUCUAUAUACGUAUAAACUAUCCUACUUACUUAACUCGAUAACGGGAAAAAAAAAAAAAUGUCCAAAUGACACGAAUAUACGUAUAAAAUAUAACAUGUGUGUGUCGCACGUAAAACGAAUUCGUGCCCGCGCAGACUCUCGAUCGAAUCGCGAGGAUUUCGAACAUGACGGAAAUGUUUCGUGUAUACGGAAUUUAUAAGAGAAAACAAAAAAAAAAAAUAAAAAAAAAAUCAGUUGUACGUACGUAUUCCUUAUUAGCGUACGACGAACGACGACGAGUAUGUAUGUAUAUACACAUAAUAAUAGUAUAAUAUUAUGUAUAUUGUGAGUAACACGAUCGAUUUUUAUGAAGAUAAAAAAAAUUGCCAACGUUACAGCGGAAUGGAAAAAAAUAAAUAAAAAAAUAAAAAAAACCGUCAUGCAACAAUAACGCAUUAUUAUUAUAUUUGCGUUUUAUUAUAUAUGAAAAAAAUAUACGCCGCGACGUUCGUCCGAUGCAAUGCGCGCCGACAUCGCCGCAGUGAUUGACGACGGCGGAGUCGAAAACUUUUUUUUUUUUUUUUUACCCGCCCGCGUUUCUUGGGACCCGUUAUUCAACUGUUAUUAUUAUUAUUACGAUAUUGAUUCACGGCGAUCCAGUGUCGUAUCAUUGCUCGCAAUCCGUUUGAAAAUCAAACAAAAAAAAAAAAACUACGCGAAAUAUUUCCCCCGACAUUUCAAUUCUAUUCGUUGUCCCCGAAACCGGUGGUGUUCCUCAGUCGUUGUUAACGUUGUCGUCGGUUUUUCCGUACUGUUAUUAUUUUUAAAAGUACUAGGACAAUGAUGUCAAUAAUAACCUACCGAUUAUAACCACUUCGAAAUUAAAACCAUAUUUCGAAAGUUGGUGCCUCCUCACCAACAACCCCCCCUGGUUGUAAUUUAAAGAAAAUUCAUCGUCGGAAUCGUUGUCAGAACGUAAUCGAAAACGAUUCUCGGCCGCAAAACGGUACACAAUUUCGAGUGUUUCGCCAAAAUGUAAGCGUCUCCGAAAUUGCGUUAAAAAAAUAUCGUCUUUGUCGAUGUCUAAUGUCUUCGGCAACGUCUCGUGUUUCCCAUCGAAUACCCGUGUACAACAAAAAAAGUAUAAUACGACGCCAAGUGCAUAGUGUUAUACAGUACGUAGUGAUAUACAAUACAUUUUUAUUUUAGCAUAAUAUAUAUAUACGCGUGUGUAAAGUCAUCGACUGGAAUAAAAAGUAAUCUACCUCGUAUUUUUUUUUUUUUUUAUCUAAAACCAACCGUAUUUCUCGAUUUUUUCGUUCUACAUUUCGUUUAUAUUAAAAUAUACUUAAUUAUUGUGUUUGCAGAUUUCAUUCGGGACCCGAACGAGUGAACCAAAUUGCGAAUUUAAGGUAAAAUUGAUUUCAAUAUAUUAUAACGUAUGUGUACGCGGUCGAAAGGCCCGGGGAAAUAACGCAGCGGUACAAAGUCGCAAAUUUCCAAUUUCGAAAAAAUUCGAUUUGAAAACGCGUUGAGCGCUGAGGGUGUUUUUCGACAUAUUCAUUUUAUCGUGCCAUAUAACAACAAAUAUUGAAUCUCGUCAAAAUUGAAAAAAAAAAACGCGUAUAGUGAGAAUCACGUUUACGUCUCACAAUGUAUUUGAUUUCAAAUUUUAAAUGACGAUUCUCUAUAAAAAGUCGAAUUUUUUUGUAUUUUUUCAUCGUAUUCAAAUAAGUGUUGCUACUUUAUUAUGAUAUUCACAAAGCAGCGGAAUAAAUUAUUUACAAUUUUUGCUUUCGAUUUUUUUGUAAUUCCAAGUCAUUUGAACAAUCGUUUUCCCCGAAUUAUUCCAUUUUUUCCACAAGUAAUCCAUGGCAAAAACUUCGUGGCUCUCGACGUGUUAACGUUUACUAUUCCUACAUUUCUUCGCUGUACACACUAUACGAAUAUUUUUAACCCAGGCAUGUGCAUGUGGCGUAUUAAAUGCCUUUUUGGGGUUGCAUUAACACAAUUUAGGCUGAUACGUCCACCUGAUACGACCAUAAUACGCCAAACAACUACAAAAAACACGACGAAAUGUUCUGUUGUUCUUUCCGCGGACCUUUCGAUUAUUUUCACGUAUUCGGUUACCAAUUUUGGUAACAUAAUCACCAUAAAACAUUUCCUAUUGUGUACUACGGGCACCUAUAUAAUAUAAUAUAAAUUCUAUAAUUGUUGUGUUGGUAUGUUGUUUUUUUUUCUGUCAUGAGUAUUAUUUUUAUCGUUACGAACAUAUUGAAUACCUAUUUUUUAAGUGCACCGCGGUGACGAUAAAUCGAUUUAUCUCAAAUCCAGUUUUUUUCCCAUGUCUUUUAAUGCCUACUUACGGAAUUAGAAAUUUUAUGUAUCAAAAGAAACCUAAAAAUAAAUACUAUAUAAUAAUUACCAGCUACGUCGUGAUUCGUGAGAUUGUUAAAUUUCACCGAGUAGGUAAUUCAAACUUAAAAUGCUUAUAGAAAAAAAAUAAAAAUGAAAAAAUCGUAUACGGAAUGGUUAACGUUAAAAUUUAUAAUGAACCUUGUGGAUAUACGGGUAUAUAUAUGAAAAAUACUUCGAAGUUACUAAUUAAGAAUUUUAUAUUUUGAAACGAAAAAUAUCUUUUGAAAAGAUUUACUGUAGGCUUUAAAAUAAUCCAAAUAUUUUACAAAAUUAUAAACAAAUCUAUAUAGAAAAAAAUUGAAAUGAUUUCUUUUAAUAAGUCGCGUAUGUAGGAAUCGUUUCGCAUUAAAACGAAAAAUAAAAUCGAUACAUUUUUUAUUCCAUAGUAUCCUCGUAAAUUUAUUUUGUUUUUUUUUUCACGGUUAUUUUUAUCGAAAACUAUUGGGAAUACACCUAACUUCGGUGAGGUCAAUACUUCUCUAGGGUACGAUUCGCAACGACGGCGGUCUCAGAGAGAGUCUAUAAAAUUUUAAGACCACUCCCGCAGCUCACAAAUGGAGUACAUCUAUAAAUAAAACGCGUUAUUGCAAACACGUUAUGGUUCUUUUUUCGUACUCUCGUAAAAUUUAAAACCACGAAAAUCAUGAUCGUGUAAUUUAAUCGGAAUCGAUCUACAGCUGUAAAUUUCACUCGUUAAAAAUAUAAAACUUAAAAUCGCUAUUUAAUAGCAAAAAAAAAAAAAAGCACCAGAAAUAUAAUAUUUUGAAAAUACAAUAAUAUGCAUCUUAUUAUAUGAAUAUUGAUAAAUUUUAUGUUCAUUACUCGACAUUAAAAAUUAACGAAUUAAAUAAAAAAAAACGGUUUUUACUUUCCUAAACUCAUAACAUAUCUGUUGACUUUUCACGGUGUAUUUUUUGAACGUAAAUUUAAUUAAGAAAUGCUUGAAAAUAUAUGAUAAAGAAGAAAACGUGCAAAAAAUUCCGAUGCUGCUGACGGAUAUGCCGCUGUUCCAGAAGAGCAGGUACAUAAGGAGUUAUUUAAUUUAUAAACCGUUGCUCACUGAAAAAGAUUGUGAGCAAAGUAUUAUUAAUCGGAUUUUUUUCGUUGUCUUCGAGGUUACCCGAAAACUAAAAAAAAAAAAAACAUUUUUCAAAAAAUAGCAGUUUCUUCCACCUCUAUUAAAAAAAAAAAAUUAAAAAAAUGACCUUCUCAUUGCACUAACUAUAGAUCAAAAGUACUAAAAAAAGUUCCUAUAAGGUAAAGACAAGUUGUUUACAGGCACAAAACACGUGAUAAUAAAACCCAAUACGUUCCUCGCUUCGUUUGCGUAAAAAUUGUCAAAACAAUCGUUUUCGAAUCCGUCGUCACCCAAAUCGGACUCGGUACCGCGAGAAAGCUCUGUAUCAUAUUAUGGAAAUGAUUUGUCUAAUAAUAUUCUCGGUCGCCUGUACAUGUAAUUUAAAAUAAAAAAAUUCCCAUCACGGAAACGGAAAGUUUCGCCGCGUUUCCGUAACCGUAAUAAAAAUAUCGGCGGGAGGGGGGAAGGAGUGAAUGACGGGAACGUAUACUGCGUAUUACAUAGUCUUUCGAUUUCCGGACAAUGAUAUACGACGCGUGUGCGGCUCGUCGAGAAAGGGUCCGGCCUGACGCGAUUGUAACAAGUGCGUACGUAUACUGCAGGUACUCCAUAUAUUAUAUUAUUUAUACGCAUGCCCGUACCCGGACGCCAACCUAUAGUGUCGGUCCCCGAGGCCUUUAUGCGUUUAUAUUUUUUCAUUAUAUAUAUGUAUACGUGGUCAGAGGCACGAAACGAUCCGAUUGCGGAGCGGCGCGGUCACGCUCGACGGACCCCGAAGAAUCGUUUCGGAAGUAUAUAGAUGUGACUGUUUACGCCCGGUAUGGAAUGGUAUACGGUAGUAGUAGUAGUAAUAGUAGUAGUAGUAGUAGUAGUAGUGUAGUGUAGAAGUAGUGUAGUGGUAGUGUAGCGGUAGUGUAUAGUGGUAGUGGUAGUGGUGGUAGCGCAGCGGUACGACGAUAGUGUGUGUGACACGCCUCUUAAACGGUUAUACCGGGCGGUGCGGGCCAGCGCCCUGUGCAGUCCGCGUGUGUGUUGGAUCGGUCGGGUUUUUUUUUUUUUAAUAAUAACGGUAGUAUAGCGCAGGCGUACAAUAAAAAGAGAUUAUUGUUGUUAUAAUAUUAAAUAGCUAUACGGCGGCGGGCGGAAAACGUGACCGGUAUGUGAAAUGUAAGACAAAACUCCCCGACGAUUUCAAUAAUAAUAAUAUAACGUAACGAUAUUGUAACGAUAAUAUUAUAAUCCGCGGACAUUAUUACUAUAACCUCCCGGACCGUACUUGUGUGCGGCCGGGCCGUAUUCGUUAACGAAAACCCAAAUCCGGACCGCGUAUUCCCUAAUACCCCGAUUCCGGGGAGUUAUACUGUUUACUUUUCGGAAAAACACGGUUUUAUGUGGUUUUUUUUUAAUUUGAAUUCCGGACGUACACGGUCCGAAAUUCGAAUCCGAAUAUUUCCGUGUUUCCGUGUUCACGAUUGCGUUUAAAAAAUUUGCAUUGAGACCGCGUCGAAUGUCGGACGCGCGACGUCGUACCCUCAAGGUUUGUGAAUAAGCGCCACUUUGAAUACAUUAAAUUCAAUGGUGCAGUGGUUUUCAACAUGUGCGUCGCGGCUCCCAGAGGCGGUCGUGGUUUAGUAUCAAGGAAGCCACGUCUAUAGUAGGUAUAGUAGAGUAUAAUGCAAUAAAUGUAUUUAUAGUAUUAUCGUUAUUCGUAAGGGAGCCGCUAAUUUGGAUUUCAAAAUCAAAAAAGCGAACCACUGGAAUAGUCAGUUCGCGAUAUUUUUGUUACGCACGUUCACGCUGGCCGGCGAAAAACGAAUAUUAAUAUUGUAAUCUCUUGUAAUCACACUGUUUUCGACAAAUCACCGUACAAACCGGGCAUCGGUUUUGUUUUCCGUCGCAGUAUUAUUCCCCAACAACUGUUAUAAUAUAGGCACGCAAUAAAAAAUGCGUUUUUUUUUUUUAACGGUUUGCGGUAUAACCGCAGCGCUAAUCUUCCAGAGUUCUGUAACCCUGACCGGUAACGUAAUGUAUACAAUCUAUACUCGAGUCACGGUAUAAACAUACGAAUAUUUUUUUUAAACGGAAUAAAUACACAAUAGGUACUAUAUCUGUAACCGACAUUGGUUAAAAAUAUAUAAUAAUAGUUAUAAAAUCAAUAAUAACAAUAACAAUAUCAAAAAAAAAAAAAGAAACCAACGAGUACAUAUUUCAAUUUUUUCGUCGUUCUAUAACUGUAUUACUGUAUAGUCUGUAUACUCUGUAUUUAUAAAAUAAAAAAGAAAUAUAUAAUAAAAAAAAAAAAAAAACGUUUAAAAAAACAUUAUAGUACCUACAAUAAUACAACAACGUGAAUCGGCCAAAACAAAAUUGAUUAAAUACUAGUGUGAUUUGCUCGUAACAGUCAGUACCUAUAUAUACAUUUAUUCGUGUUUAUUUUUUACGAAUUACUUAAUAGUUCAAGUUCGAAUUUCGUGUAAUUUCCGAACGAACGUAACUAUAGUAUAAAUUCGAAAUAAAUCUAUUGUAAUAAUAAUAAUACAUAAAUCGAUUCGCUCGUGUAUCCAAUUUAAAGAAUUCUCGUUCGUUUCUACGACGUUUUUGUGCUCCGCCGCUAUAUAUUUUAGUCCUCGUCACAGUAAAUAAUUUGUAUCCUUUUAUGCGUCCGAUUUUCGACAAUUAUUAUACCGCGUUCUAGAUAUCGUCUCCGGAUCGCGUAGAUUUUCGAAUAGAAAAAAAAUUUUUUUUUUUUUAGAAGCAUUGAUUUUACAAUUUUACAUAGGUACACUUAAAUCUGAUAUCCGACCAAAAAGUUCAACUUACAUCAGAUACUGAUAAAUUCUAAAAACGAUCACUCGUAUGUUACAUAGGCAUCAUUAUGGGGUAGCGCGGGGUAUCAACGGCUAACCCGCUAUUUUUAUCGAGGUCGCAACCCCUAUGGGAAAUUUGUAAAAAAAAAAAAAAAAAGUAUAAUUUUCUUGAUUUUUUUUCAUUAUAUGAACGCAUUAAUACAAUUACACUAUCGACUGAUCACUUAAUGCAUUUCUACUUAUUGAUGAACCACCCAAUGCUCCCUCGUUUUAUUAAAUUACAACUGAUUUAAAAUUAUUAUUUAAAAUGCCCUUGCUACCCCACGAUUUUAUUUCAUACUCCGCCAAUAUAAAUCUGGCCCCUUUAUGUAUUUAAAAUGGCAAUUACAUUAUAAUAUAUUAUUUAUACAUGGAUUACUACGUAAAGGUCGGAAAGUUUUUAUAGUACACGUUUUAACAUAAACGAGGGAUGAAAAUCAUAAAUAAUCCAAUAUUGCGAACAAAUAUUUAACAAUAAUUUUAAAAAAAAACUUACUAUUAAAAAGUUCUAACGUUAUAUUAUAUAUGUCUGUCUGGAAUGAACACUCGAAAGCCGUAUGUAUAAAAGAAAAAGAAAUAAUGUUUUAAAUUUAAAAACUCCAGUGAGUUAUAUGAAUAUUAAAAUAAUAUAUAUAUAUUAACCGGAUAGUGGUAUAAUAAUGGAAUUAUUUUUAAUGACUAACUCGUUUGGUAAAUGUUUUAUCUUAACAAAACAUAAAUACGUUUAGAUGAGAUUACUGCAAUAGAUUGAAUCGAAUUCGACCCGGAGGGACCGCGCAAAAGAAAACGUAAUCGCUCGAAAACGUUUCGAACGCUAUUCGUUGGUUAUGAAAUCGUUUUCUAUAGGUACGUUUUACGAUGUCACUGUUUGUUUUUGUUUUCUUUAGUCAAUGGCACAUUGGGUAUUUAAAUGUAUUAGCUGAAAAUAAUACAAUUUCUCAAAUCGCGGUGUGUCGUGAAACCGUUAAAGAAUACGUAUCGGAAAAUUCGAAUAGUAUACUUAAUAGUUCUAAUAAAGUAAUAGGCAUUCCGCUCCCGAUCGUGACUAUCCGUGACAGCGUCGACGCGGGCGUCGUAACCUUCGAGAGGGUUCACGGUUAAAAUAUUUUGGUGGAUGCCCAUUGAUUAUUAUUAUUCGUCGUAACGGUAUAAUAAUAUACCUAGGUACCGAUAUCAACGACUUACGAAUCAUAAAAAAAUUUCCAAUAGAAAUAAUAUACCGAGUGUGUGAAAGUACCAAUCGUAUUAAGAUGAAAUUUCCGAGACUGGCAAUAAAUCAGAUGAUACCGCAAUACGCUGUGCGGUUAUCGGAUAGAAUUGUUCGAACUGCAAAAUAUUAACGAAACGUAUUACAAACGCACGGACGUCGAUUAUAACCGUCGGACACCUGCCUGUCGCGUAAUAAAUAAUAAUACCGAUAAUAUAUUAAAACUUUUAUCUAAUGUACGGUUAUUAUUAUUAUUAUUAUUAUUACUGCAGUAAACUAUAAUCGUCAUCGUCUUUGAAUUCCGGAAACGUCAUUUUUGCCGACGACUUCACAACCUCAUUUCGUACGGGUGUAAUACUAAUCGUUUUUAAUGCAUUAUGCCGAGCGCGCGUUUACAUUAUUGAUGUAUUGUGUUUUACUUGUUUCGAUGAUAAUGUGGUCACAUCAACAAUAACCACUCCGCAAACGUAAGUAAUUAGUACAAAAUCGUGUGCAUAAACAUUCGCUGGAUUUCUGAAUUUUCGCAAUAAUCAACCCGUUAAGUAUAAUAAAGGAAUGAAUGUAUAAACAGUAUAAUAUAGUUUCUAAAGGAAGUACAGUCUAAACAGGAAUAAUGCGAAAGAUAGAUUGAAUAGAUCGAGCUGGCCAUACGUCAAGAAACGAAGAGGCAAUCGGUUAAAUUGGUGAACUUAUAAAAUAGCCAGAGGUCAAUCGAGGAGAUUUGAAGUUAGGUUAGAGACACGGAAAGGUGUCAAAAAGCGAUGUUUUUCUCCAAAAUUACAGGGACCUAACAUAAUCUUCUUUCGGGUGUAUAAACUUUAAACAAACGAUAAAAUCUACAUUUUCGAGCCAUAUUAUUAACUAUGACCAAUUCAUGCCCACUUGACCCUACAUGACAAUCUCAAAAGUCUUCUGUGAUGGUUCGACAAUGUAAAUCACGUAGUGAGUUUUUGAUACGUGCUACAACUAUUGCUUACAUUCUUAAUGACGUUCUUGCAAUGCUCGCAGUGACUUUGAUAAUACCUGUCGUUUUCUGUAUGCCUAAUAUCUAUUGCGAAAAGUGAAAAGUUAGCAUAUUUUUACGUCGUCGUCGACAUCGCGGUCGGUCAGACGUAUCGCCGCCCGUUGCGCGAUCGUAUUAUUAGUUUAGUUUCGAAAUCGUUUAAUCAAAUUAUACCGACAACGACGACGGUAGUGUACGUAUAUAGCAGCAAACGUCUUUCACGGAUCAUCAAAAUAAUAUGUCUUCGCUGGGUCGUGCGCGUGUGGUGUUCAGCCGACCGUUUUCUAGGCCGAAAACCGUAUAAUGGUUUUUUUUUCUCUAAUCGGUGCAAUGCGCAUACUUGCUAUAACGACUUCUCUAUAACAUUAUACUAACUCCUUUUGUAGAUCAAUUAGUUAAUUAUUACGUCAAACGGCCUCCAGUGUAUUUGUUAUUUGGCCAAUCAGAGCGCGAUAUGCGAGCACGAGCAGCGUUAUACUAGUAUAUCACAUAUUAUUUAUUUACUUUAAUUAUAAACGAGCUGAGUCCAAAUGUUUGGUAUACAGGUCACAGGAUUUUCGGCAUUUCAUGUAACAGUCAAAUUUCCCAUGAAAUACUUUGCAUACUAAACCCCUAAUUUACAAGCGUAAUAGUAUAACAGAUCACAACGCUUAGUUUCUAUACAUAUCAAUGAGAAAAAACGGUCAGAAUUCUGGUCAUUUUGAGCACAAGAAGAUAAAACAUUUUAAUGAGAAGGAACUGAUUGGCGUGACGGACGACGAUGGACUUCAAAUACAAUUUUAGAAAGUAUUUAAGGAGAUUUGAUACGUCCCGAUAAAAGCUUAAACGAGAAAUUAAGGUUAGCUGCGUGUCUCCAAUCAGCUAAUAUGCCCAGGGUUUCAGGUCGAGUUAGUUAAGAACAGACGUGUGAUCAUGAGGAGGACAUUAAAUAUUUAGAGUCCAACUAACAAAGUAGAGCAAUUUUCGCAAGUUGCAUAAAGUUGCUUGCUACUAGAGGACCCCGCAAUAUUGAACCAUAAUACUCAAGGACAAAUGGACAAUAGAAUAUUUUUAAAGGAAACAUUAUAGUCCGAAUUCUACUUAUGAGAACUGAAUUGUGAGACACGUUUGAUAAAUCGCAAUGUCCUAAGAGCACUACAGCAGAUUGUCUCUAUAUGUGACUCUCUAUGUAACUUGUUGUAAUUUAUGAUGGUAAUGAUUACAAAGCCCGAGUUAAUCGCAAACCUAUAAACACGAGAAAUAAUAUAGAAUUGUAUCAUUUAUAUUAUAAUCAAAACUUAUUUGGUGUUCUGGGUGAAUAUAUGUUAAUUCAGGUUAGGUAUGAAGUUACAUUUUGGAAAUACUAAACAAUAGUAUACAUAAGUUCUUGAUCAAAGACACAAGGAUAUUUAAAUCAGCCAUAAUGAUAUUUUAGGAUAGAGUCGAAAAUCGCGGUCUGUGAUGGGUAGAUUGUUUACACCCCAGUGAAUUCGCCACUGAUUUUCGUUAAAAACGAAUGCAUGGGAACUGCUUUGGUUUGGGACAAAAAAAAAUUGUAAAAAAACCUAUUGAAAAUGUAAUAUUUGUACGUAUAUACUUAAAUGUAUAUCGAUCAAUACAAGUAAACGAUAAAAAAAAUUUAAUAAAACUGGUUCGAACCGCGGCGGUGACGAGGAGAGAAAGUAGUAUAACGUUAUAGACCGAGUUCUCCGCACGCGAUUUAACAUAAUGAGAGUACAUAUAUGAACGAAAUAAAAAGAAUAGGCUAUAAGAGAUUGAAUUUUCGCGUUGAAAAUAAUAUACAUAAAAAAAUAAUAAUAAUUAAAUGCAAGUUAAAUCAGCUUAUUAAAGAAAGUAUAAUUUAAAGACGCGGCUCCUGUAGCCGGUCGGAUUAUGGGACACUUUUGGGAACUAUAUAAAAUAUUCUAUAUUUUAUAAUAUAUAGUUAUAGGCUUUAUGGGCAAAACUUGACAAACUAUGUGUAUGUUUAGAAAGAAAAAAAAAGAUUUAAACCGUUUUAAAUGUUCAAUUUAUGCAAAUCACAAUGUUUACCCAGCGAAUAAGCCAUUUCAAAAUAUGUACUAAAACUAUAGGUUUUCUAAAACAAGAGGCUUGUCGUAUAGACUUAUAGUCUUUUAUUAUUAUUGUUAUUUUUUUUUUUUUUUAACGACCUGAUUAAUUUAAUUUAUCUUUUUUAUAUUCAAAAAGUAUUCCGUUUACAAAUAUGUAUAUACUCCGAAACUCGUGAUAAAAAAAAAAAACAUUGUUUCUGUCAAGACCGUAUCCGGGGUGGGUUUAUCCCUAGUGUUUAUUAUUUUCAAGAUAAAUGCCAAUUAUGUUUGUAACGAAAAUAAUAGACGAUUUAAUUUAAACCGGCCUUGGUUUCUGUAAUAUUAAACUCGUCGACCUGUUUAUUCUUCUUAUUACUAUUUUAUUAUUAUUUUUUUGAGAAAAACGACUUGCAGACACAUUUUAAGUAGGAAACGCUAAUAACAGCGAAGACGUUUUUGUCUGAAAAAAAGCACGACUUUUUUUUCUUAUUAUCGGACCCUUGAUACUCAAAGGUAAUAAUUGUCGUACACGGUACACCUAUACUGCUCGAGUUAUUCGACUGCAGCGAGAAAAUGUAAUAAUACAAAAUAUGACCGUUCCGAACGAAAAAAAAAGUAUAAAUCUCGACGCAGUCUCGCCAUUCUAAAACGUGAAUACGGUUUAAACUAUAAUAAUAAUAAUAAUAAUAGGUAUAUAGAUAAUAUUAUAACGGACACUCGUUUAUAUUGUACGUAUAUAUAUAUAUAUAUAUAUAUAUAUAUAUAUAAGUGCAUGAUGCGAUAUGAAAUUAUACGAGUGCGUAUUCACGAGCUUAAUAACAUAGUUCGGUCACUCGCGUAUCACCCUGUAUACGUGCAUAAUAUUAUAUACAAUUUGUGUUUGCGUUUAGGACGUUUUCGAAAAUUGGCCGAUACAAAAUCGCGCCUGCAGUUCCAUCUGCGGCACGCGGUACGUUCUAUAUAUUAUUAUGUCAAUAAUUAGGGAGAAAGUGCAUCGCACACACGCACGCGUGUACGCACGUAGAGAUAUUAAAUAACAAUAGUUAUUAAAAAAUAAAUAAUAAAAAAAGUGUCGUGAUGUUCGCCAUUUAUUGUAAUCGCGUGAUGUACACCGGCCGUGUCCGUAGAAUUUAUGCGUGUGCCGUAGAGACCUUAACUGUGUGCGCACAAUAAAAUUGUUUUCGUAUCCAUUAUUAUUAGUAUAUCGGCCGAAUUAUUAGUCACGGUCCGCGUAAUCCUAACAAAACAAACGGGUAUGUUUUUGGUUUUUUCGCGGCCCGCGGAGGACGAUAACAUUAUAUUUUUAACGCUAAACUGCACGUUAAUUAAUUUCCACCGCGGUGUGUGUAUCAGUGAUGCGAAAAAUCCGGCAAUGGUUUUUUUUUUUUUUAACGGCGAUAGGGAUCCGCGACCACUUCUUUUAUAGAUUGGCUAAACGUCGGCGAAAUCAUGAACAAAACACAAAGGCGUGCGUGUAUAGAUAGAUAAUGACAGGAGGAAUUUCGGUAUACGUUUAACAAUAAAAAAAAAAAACAAAACAAAGAUUGGGCGCAUAAAAAGAAGUGCUUCGCGGGAAGACAACUGUUCUGGGUGUGUAGGAAGUCGGUGAGAUCGUAUUCGGACGCGUUUCGUUUCGACCGAAUUUAAAUUUAAUUAUUACUGUCGGUUUUUUCCCCUAUUACUGAUGUACAUGAUGUUGUGUAACCGAAAAAUCCCGGAAAUCAACAACAACGAAAAAUAGUUUAUUUUUUUUUUUUUUAAAAAUUGAGUCUAGGAAAUCCGAAUCUUUUACAGAGGCGGUGCGAACGUUUUCGAAGGAUUUUGACUAAACCGACAAAAGGUGUAAUAUUAUACAAUUCAAUAAUAUUACGUUUGUCUCGCCUCGCCUAAAAUUUGAUAAAUAACGUCUUUGUACGUGUAUUUUUUAUAAAUUUUUUCGUGUCGCGGAAAUGUAUCUUGGACAAAAAUGCGUGUCCUUAUACGUUGCGUAUUGGGCUUGGCCGUUGUACAAAUAAAACGCAAAACGUUUUGUGCCUGGACCGCGGUAAUUAUUCCGAUAAACGCAAAAGGUGUCGAAAUAAUAUUCUUAUUACUUCCUACGCGCGAUAGGUCCGAGGGCUCGGCGGCGACAGCAUUCAGUUGCGGUGUUGUCCGUAUUAUUAUAAUAGCAUUAAUAACGUCUGCAAUAACGUACGCGAACACAUAUUUUAGGUGGAGUUUCCGUCGUCAAUUUAUUAUUUUCGCCUCGGGAAUAAUAAAAAAAAAAUAAUAAUAAUAAAUAAAAAAUGCUCGUUACGGAAUUUAAUUUAAGUGUCUAAAUAGACGACGACAACAACAACAACGGACUAAUUUUAUUUAUCUUUAGACAACACAACACGAAAAAACCAUUAUUGUCAUACACACGACGCAUCUUAUCAUUAACGCGGUUAUUAAAAACGCGAUGAAUUUUAUAUAAACGUAGUUUGGCCUCCACGGGUGGUUUCUAUUUGUAUAAAUAUUUUUCCCAAAACGUGUGAUUUUUUUACGACAGAUUUCGUUCCGAAUUCGUAAUUUAACGUCAUGACUGAAUAUUUUAUUCCAUGAGCAACUUUUUCUACCAAAAAUUUUGCUCCGAUAUAUCAAAUGUAAUAUCUUUUCCGAAAGAAAAUGUUAUCUACUUGGUACAUUUUUGGAUUUUCCCAACGGUUUUCAUAAUAAUUAGGAAAAAAUAUAGGAAAGACGGAAAAAUUCCCGCACAUACAUAAAAGAACAUCUGAAUCGCUCAGGAUCGUUUUUCGUUAUCGACGGUCGUUAACAAAUUCUCGUAUUUUUGAAAACCAUCAUUACUUCUCUACUUACUUCUUUUUGAAAUCUUCAAAAUCAUUUUUUCCUAAAUUCACGUAAUUCGUUAUUGCAAACUCAGAAUAGAUUUUGAUAUAGUCUCAUUUCGUCUUGAUUUCGUACAGUUUUAUUGCGCUUAGAAAAAUUCAAACGGACUAAAAGGUGCGUGUGGGUGUAUCUCUUUGUCACUCGUUAACAAUCCUCAGAUGGGUUUACAUUUUCACUCCGUCCAUGUUCCUUUUCAGAAGCAAAUACCACUUUGAUGCUGGCGAUCUGUUUUUCCAGCCUAGUUCAUCCUACGUGAUUCUUUUUCCCUUCGACGCGUCCAUCUCUUUAAUCAAUUUCAACAGACCUUCACAUCUGACUGUAAUACGACCAGUCCGCUAAUUUCGUCUACUUAUCAGACUUUUCCGCAGCAGCUGUUUUCUAAUCUGAACGGCAAAAUAUUGCACGAUUGCCCGCUCUCCAGCGCAAUAUGGUACAACAAUAAUACGGUUUUAAAAACGAGAUUUACAGACGCGUCGUUAUCGUCAUUAUUAUUAUCGGCCCCUUAACCGCGUUCGGGAACGAAUUGUAUUUGCGCAUAGCGGGCACCGGUGACCAGUAUCGUCGGGGCGCGGCCGGCCGGCAAACGAGUUCGGGAAACAGGUCACUGGGUCCUCGGAAAUAAUAAUAUUAUUACGACGACGGCGGUAAUGGUGUGUUUUUUUUUUUCUUUUAACGCGAAAAAAAAAUUAUAAUAAUAUACUACGGCAAUAUUCUAAACUAACCGACUCUCGGACAAGGCGAUAAUAUUAUCAAUAAAAAUUGCUGUGGCGGCGACCGCGUGCGGAUUUAUUCAAAUCGAUCGCGAUCCACUUAAACCGUGCUAAAAGAAAGUAAUUUAAAGCAUAGGUGUUUCGAUUGAAAAACGAAUACCUCGCAUUUUUCACACCGCGCGUUGUAGGUCCGCACUGUUGUGGGCGGGCAUCGUCGGUAAGGUAGUUUAUCGUCACCAUAAUGAAUUAGGUACCUAUACCUAAUCUAGUUUAGGUAGGUACUGAAAGCGACUGAUGAAUCACUUUUGAAAACCGUACCGAGCGGGGUCAGGUUAGGUCCCAGAACUAGUCGGGUUUUAUUUCUUUCGUGUAGGGCUCAAACGCGAGUCGUAUGAAAAUUUAAAUUUUAAAUUCCUCCUGCGGAAUAUCAUCAAACCCCUGCAAUUAUCUGUGUAAUGCACGGUGAAUAUUUUCUCGUGAAACCAGCAAUUUUCUCGUAGGGUUUUUGAAUGAAUUUGAUUCAUCGUUUCAGUUUUACUUUAAUAUUAUAUUCAAUUUUUUUAGAAAUUUCGAUUCAUGCUGUCAAUAUUGUUUCCUAAACUAUAUAAGACUGUUUUAAUUAUUAUCGAACAAAUAAUGCCAUAAAAUUAAAAAAAAAGUUAACCUCCAUAAUGCACCGACAAGAUCGAAAUUGAUACCUCGCGAAAGCCCCGAUGAAGUUUUUGUUCGGGGACAUGUAUUUUGGUCGGAAACUUAUUCACAGGCUACUAUUAUACAACUCGUCGUUUUUUUUUUUUUUUUUAACGAUGUAUAGUAUAAACGUGCGAAUUUCGUAUCGUAAAUUAAUAUCGUUUUGAUUUCGCACGUUUUUUUUAAGUAAAAAACAUGCCUAUUACGUGUCUUUUUGUAUUAACCUCGCGGAUGAAUCAUUCAUUGUAUAGUAAAACAUUCGGCAUCGCACGGUAAUCCAGAAAUGAAAAAAAAAACCAGGGCAAAAGUGUAAAAAAAAAAACCACUGUUAUUCACCUAAAUCGAAUUGUCUAAGUACAUGUUUAUCUAUUGAUUACAUAUUGUUUACGAACAAUAUUUUAUAUAUUAAUACGUUUAAACUGCGGUUAUCGUAAUAUUGCGCUUAAUUGAAUACGAUAAUAUUUAAACUAUUGUACACUUUUAUUAGUUUGUUGUUCGCGGUCGAACAGUGUAUGUUCAGAUUUGGUCAUAUCCGGUCAUUAUCUAGUUUAUCAGGUAAGCUUUUACAAAAUACAAUAAUUACGAAUUUAAAUUCGUUUGCAUUAUGCGUUCGCGUAAUUUUCACUUAAUAUCGAAUUUCAAUAAUUUCAAACUAGUUUUAACAAAUUAGCACAAAAUUGCGCGACCAAAUAAAUAAGACAUUAUUACAAAAGUAUUCAUUAGUAUUAUUUUGUAAUUUCCAGCUGUGACUAUUUGUAAUAUUUAAAAAAAAAAUUUUAAUAUAAGUUGUAGACUUCAACUAAAAUGGUUAUGCUAACUUCUUUUCAUCUCUUAAAUAGCCACCACCAGACCGGACCGGCUUAUACUCCCAAGCGGAGCCGCCAAACUUAACCAAACCAUACCUACAAAUUUUGAUGUUAAAAUUUAAGAAAAUGAAAUCUAAGAAAAAUUAAAACAUAAAAAUGAAUAUGAAUAACGCUGGAUAUACUGUUUUCAGUGGCGCACGCCGGGGGGAGGGGGGUCUGGGUUGCCAACUGACAGAAAAUUGGUGGGUGGAUAUAGUAUAAUAUUAAUUAUUUAUUAAUUGAGUUUUAUUAUGCCUAAACUUAUAUUUGACUUGUAGGGCGGGUGAAUACGUAGAUAUUUAUAUUUUCGACACCCUUGUGAAAAAUGUACUGUGCGCCACAGACUGUUUUCAUAAUCAAAGACGUUUGAAAAUAUAUUAUACGCUCCUUGGUUGGAUUAGAUUAUUGUAAUUUUUGUUUAUAAUAUUAUUAAUACGAGUUCAAAUUUUCGGCACUCUAAAAUUCCAGUUUCUAUAAUCUAAACCAAGAAGAACAAAAAAUGUUUAAAUAAAAUCUUUAAGUGUAGAUGAACUUGUCUUGACUACAAGAGUUAGUUGUAUGAAAAUUUAAAUUUAAAAAAAAAUUCUUACAGAAAAUAAUAAUGGAAAUAUUAACAAUGAAGAAUACGAAGGAGAUGGCGAUGAGGAUGAUAAUAAUGAUGAUGGUGGUAGUGAUUAUGACAAUAAUGAAAGAGUUGUCAAAAUGGCAGUAGAAUAAGAAUAAACAAAUAUAUCUUAAUUUAAAAUGAUUGAAAAAAAUUGUAGAAUCAUUUAAUGAAACACGUUGAACGGUUUCAGUCGCGACUAUUUUUGGACAAGAAAACUUCAAAAUCAUUUCUCUUACCUUUUCGAAAUUAUAUUAUGUAUAUUGCGAAUCGAUAUUUUAAGUACCGAUUUUUAAAUUUCUUGACCACUAGUGUCGUCCGCAAUCAAAAUCGAAUAUAUUAUUUUGUUGAAAUCGACGUAUUUACGGUGGUAUUAUUAUGUUUACUUGAAAAAUACGUCCUUGCGUUCUCUGCGGCACAUUACCUCAUAUGAUCACCGCUCAUACAUUUUUAUUAUAAUAUUCUUAUGGCCAGCCUAUUAUUAUCCAUGUGUUUUUUUUUUCUGGUAAAUAACUACAUACGUACCGUACCGUUGGAUAUUUCUGCAACGGAGGACGCGCGUAUUAAUUUUAACAUGUGUUUUAUUUUUUUUUAAACCUAUAAUCGAGGUGUUGUUUUUGUUAUGGGAUUCAAUUGCGACUGUACGUCAUUUUUAAUCAUCGUAGCCAAUUAUUACGACCGGCCAUUGUGUCGUUGGUGCCGAAAUGCAGACGCGCGCAUUGUUUUUUUAUUUUAUUUUUUAAGUAUGCGUGCGAAGGCCAUCCGCAUACGGGGAUAAUAAUCACGGUACACGCAAUAAGUAAGUUGACAUUAUAAUCUGUAGAAGAGAGACUACGGUCGGGAAGUGGCGCGCAGACAGGUUACCGCCCGAGUAUAUACAGCUAGGUAACUGCAGCGACCGCAUAUCGGGCGCUAUCGACCGGGUGAGGGGUGGAUGUAGAUUAUCGGUGUCAACGGGAAGCCUUAAAAAAAAAAAAAACAUCUUAAAAAGAAAACAAAAAAGACGAGCAUACUUUUGUCGACCGCACGUAUUCUCGAAAUUCCUAUGCGCGCCGCUGCCGCUGACGGGAGAAGUUGUUAUUUUCGAAAAGAGGAACUUUUUGAAAUUGACUAAAAUCCAUGGCGUAGUUGGUCGGGCAGGUAUGUACCACGCCGAGUAUGUAAAUUUUCUCGCAAAGUUUCGUUCGGAAAAAUAUUAUUAUUUAUAGUUUUAAAAUAACGAUUUUCCCUCAAAAUAAGCUCGAACGUGAUGUAAUAUCAAUGCGCAGUCAUGGAUUAUGUCGAACGGAUAUUUUCCGGUCUCGAAGGUUUUCGUUCUUAACAACAACAACGUAAUAUUACGCGAACGCACCCCGUGAUACCGCUGCAAUUGGUUUUUUUUUCUUUAUAUUUGUACUAUAACAGAAAACUAUCGACUACGGGCGGAAACGCAGCUAUAGGUAAUGAUAACGGAUCGUUUUCGUCUCCCGUCGUCGUCGUUGUUACGUAAAUCCGCAGCAGUAUAACCGGGUAAUAGUUUUAUUAUAUAAAAUUUAUAAAAAAAAAAAAAAAACUCUUCGGAUUUACCUAUAUAUUUAAACAAAAAAUUGGGCUAUAGUCACACACCAGUCAACGAUGAACAGUACUGAAUUCGCAAGAAAAAAAAAAAAUGUACUUUGUUCGCGUUAAAAACCGACUUUCCUCGACCUGUUCUGCAGGGUAUGCGAAAAAAAACAUUGCCCUCUAGCGAAUUACCGUUUGACCGACAUCUAGAAAACUGCUGAACAGUAAAUACGCAACGUACGCGACGAAAUUUCGCAGAAAACUCUAAAACGAUACUCGUCUAGUUUGCGUUCUCGUCCGCAGGUAUACCGAAUCAAUCGGAUUUGCGUAACGAUAGGUAAUUUACGAAAUUAAUUACCGGAGUUCCGCUCUGUCAAAACCACCGGCGCAGCGUCGGCGAAAUCGAUUGAUAACCGAAAGAAUGAUUAACGAAUAUUUGUAAUGCACGGCAUAUCACUCGACUGCUCUCGAGUGGCAAUAAAAAUGUGUGUACCGUCGGAAAUUCGAUAACAGGUUUUAUGUUAUUUGUUUGAAUUCUGCCACGUCCGCAUCUUAUUUUUUUUUCCAUCAUAUAAAUGAUGCACUUGUAAAUAUUCAAAUAAACUAAUUCGCUUUCCGGUCGCGUAUAAUUAACGAAUUUAACGCGAAGUUUUAUUCGAAAAACAAUAAUAUACAUAAUAUUGUCCUGAUCGGACAAACCUAUUUUGUAUUUUUAGAUAUCACCGACCGAAAAAAAUAAAAAAGAUCCUCUUAUUAUUAUUAUUUCCCCGAACACCAACUCGACGCGUCUCAAUCAGUUUCUGUCGACGACAACGAAGCUGCCGCCGCGUGUCCCUCGGCACUUUUGAAUAAAUCUUCGUUAGAGUAUUGAAAUCGCGGUAUAUCACUGCGUACAUACGUAUGCACGUAUACACGUGACAAGCUUCCCAAGAGAGACGAUAUAUCCGAAACAUUCGCAGAGUAUACAAUAUGCAAUACCGAAAUCCAUUGCCAACGAUUCAAAUAACGUUACGGCUAAAAAAUAUUUAUACAGAAAUAAAAAACAGUAUUGCACAAGUGCACAACCUUGCGUGUACCUGCAUGCAUAUUUAAACUGGAAUUUCACGAGAAAUUAAAUGUACUCAAUUAGUUCGGUUUUUUUGUUUUUUUUUUUUUUUAAUGCGGUCUUCUAUACCCACAUAUACUAUAAAUUACGCUUAAAUCCGCGCAACAGAACAGCAGACACUUGAACGUACGAAAAAAUGACGUAUUCGAGGUAAUAAUUAUUCGGUAUUUACGACUUGAUUAGAUACAUCAAUGUAAAUAAAUUCGGUGUUAGAGCGAAGACGCUGCAAUUUACCGAAAUUUCGUUUUGCAAUUUAUUCAACACGAGAAAAAAACCUCCGAGUAUAUCUUACGUAAAUGUUAAUACGUUGUUCGAUAAUAUAAUAUUAUAUGCUCGUAUAUAGUUGUAAACUUGUUAUCAAAUUUUAUAUAAUUAUACGUCUUGCUUUAAAGUUAAGUGAAAAAAAAUUCGGAGUGUAGGACGCAGAGGUUCUACUAUACAUACUGCACUUUAAUCUCGCAAUAAUUAAGUAGGUCAAAUAUCCGCCUUAAUAUAAUAUUAUUAUAACUAGAACAAAACUGAAUUGAUUAGGUAUGCGAAAAAUACGAAAUUUACUUUUCACAUAUUCAAGACGACUAACGAAGCAAUUGCGUGCAGUUUAAUACAUCAGCUGUCCUCUUAUGAGGACCCGCAUGUAUUGUCUCAAUCUUCCAAACAUAUUUCAUACCGAAUUUGCGUUCAACAGGAACUCUGACUGUUCUGAUAUUUUUUAUAUUAAGGUGAAUUGACUUAUUAUCAAACUUAAAGAUGAUGCAACGUUAGCGAUAUUUUAAAUGUUAAGAGAAAUAUGAAUAUGCGAAAUAUUAAAAUUGUUCAAUGCUUAUAAAUAGCUUGAAAAUUUAAAUAUCGAAAAAAUAGAGCCAACGCUGCACAGAUAAUAUACUUAUCUCUGAGUUUGAUAAGAAGUCAAUGCACUCAAAUAUUAAAACUAACAGCACAAUAUUAUUCCUUAUUAAACGCAAAUUUGCUAUGUCGUACAUUUGAAAGACGCCGACAAAUCAUGCGGGUAUCACGCCUACUUUAAUAAAACAAAUCAUAUAAAUUCUCUAACCGAAAUAUUAUAAUCGUAUUUAAUUUUAAACAUUUUCUCAAGUUUUCAUGUUAAACUUUAGAUUAUGAGCGAAACGAAAAAUUUAUUGGUUUUACUGAUAUGUGCUUUAUUUUCUAUCCAUCAUUUUUGACGAAAAUCGUAAUUCUUCGCUUACCAAUUUAAAUUAAAUAACUGUAUGGACGCUACUCUCCAAACUCCCACGCAUAACAACGACACGCCAUCAGCAGUAUACCAGCUUUUUUGUACGAUAAAACGAUUUUUGUUUUUUAUGUGACGAAAACUAAAAUACUAUGUAUCUGAACAAAAUUCUCUCGUAUAGUGAGUGUUUUGCCAAACUUGACAUUUUUGCGCGAACUAUCACUACGUAGGUAAGAUAUUCAGUAGCUCCGCGAAAUUAAUUCUAUACUGUUGGUCGCACUUAAAUUUGUUUUAAAAAUGCUUUGUAAGUAUCUCGUUUUUAAAGAAAUAAUGAACUAUGACUAAUCGACAAACACGCAGAAAAAUAAUAUACAGGUAAUAUAAUAUAUUUACUGUCAUUUUUUACACGCGUAAAUUGUUUUCUCGUCAAUAUAAGUACCUGAGAAUAAUAUUUAAAAAGGAAAAAAAAGCGUAUAUAUUAUGCCGAAGCUGCAGUACCUACAUAAAGGUCGCACGAUAAACGUGGCAAAAUUGCAAAAAAUUCAAAAAAUACGUGGCGUUCGAACAUAAUAUACUUCGGAGCUUAUUGUCGCGAAAUUGAAUUUCAAUGUUCUUUACGUCAAAUGUUACGAAACAUCCGCGAAAUGUGUUUAAAAAUGUCGAUUGUCUACCAUAAUAUGCCUACGACGUAUAAUAGCUACUGUCAAUAACGGCCGAGAGAUAAAUUCGUCCGCUUAUAUUCGGUCACGCCUAAAUGUAAAAUAAAAAUAAUGGUCCCUACAAUAUAAUAGCUCGUUUUUAAAGAAACGAAUUGCAAACUGUGGCCGAUCGACGGACGUUUCGGACAUUUUUUUUCCCCCUUCUCCUUCUCGUCCGUCAACACUGUACCUACCUACCAUGAUGUACAAUGCGCGCCUUGCAAAUCCGCGGGUAAAGGUCGCGUGACGAUUCAGUACGGCUUAUCAUUAUCGGUGAAAUUGAAUCGUGCCGGCGCGUAGUAUCUGUACAGACUAUACUAUAUAACGUGUAGUAUUAUAAUUUAUUAUACUUAUUAUACUCCCACCCGUGCACGACUCGGUUGCGCGAAAAAAAUCACGUUAAUUAUGCACGAGUAUCGGCGAAAUGUGUAUUUUUAGUCAGUUCGACAUUCGCUCGACGGGAAAAAUUUCCCGCAGUAAACGCGAAUAGUAUCGCGGAACCGUGCAGCGCUCGGAUGUCCGACGACGAAUAGCCCGCGAACACCUCGGACGCCUCGGAGGCGAUUUUUGCGAGAGAAAAAAAACAACGCGACAAUUAGCGAAUGUAUUCGCAGGCGCACGGCAGCAAUGACCCCGCGCGAAGUUUGGUGAACUCGUCGUGAGUAUACAAUAUUAUGUUGGCGGCUACAGCAGUAGCGGUGCCUUCGUUCCUCUUGAAGGUCGAGAAGUACCGGUAGCGUAUUUCGCGAACUCGUAUAUAUUAUUAUUAAGAUUUUCAUCGCUGAAAUCCGAAUAAAAUCAUAACCGGAACCGCACGUUUAUUAUUAUUAUUAUUAUAGGUACUCGGUAUCGACAACGCCGCCAUCUAUCCCGUGCAAAACAAUCCUCCCGGAGGACGUCCGAAAAUCGUUUAAUAACCGCGUUUACCGCACCGGAAUCGCCGAUAACGACACUCUAUUAUAAUAUAAUAGUACACGCGGGCAAAAAUGUGCGGGUCCAAAAACACGUAUUCGCAAUAAACGCGGUCUCGGUGCCCAUUACCUUUAGGUUUAUAACGCAUACUUAUAUACCAUGGAUUUUGGGGCCACCGCGUCAAACCCGUAAGAAAUCAUUAUAUUUUCGAUUAGCAUAAUAAUAACGAGGUUAGUUGAAUAGUUUUCAAUAUCGGAACGAGGCGAAAGAAAUCGAUUUCUAGUUUAAAACUAUGUACGAUUAUAUUAUUAGGGAUUUUUUUUUACAAUUAUUUUGUUUUUAUUUAAAAUUGAAUACUUCUACUCGUUAAAACCCAAUGAUUUACUAUCGACUCGUGGUGUUUUACAUACGAACAAUGUAAGACCGCAGAAAAUACGUAUAGCUAUAAGGAGAUCAACUGCCCCGGGCCGCCAAAAUUGUAAUUGUAACUUGUAUCGUUUAUUAUAAUUGGUAUUGAGUUUUAAGGAAAAAUAUUCUAAUAAUAUGGCGUGUGUUUUGAAUUUGAUAGGCUAUUUUAAAUCUCUACGAUUUGCAUCGUGAGAAGAGCUUAAAAUAAAUGUAUGCCGGGACAAAUUCGCACUAGUUAUCUAGGGCGCAAAAUUUAAACUCGCCCCAGAGCGCAUAAAUGCUAUACACCGCAGGACUGCGUCCUUUUUUUAAGACGUGGUUAAUGUAUUGAAGGCUAUCAAUACGAUCAUACUAAAAACAGCUAGAAGACAUUUCGUGAUACUAUUAUGGGAAAACAUCCAUAGAUAUUCUAAAACUCAAUACUCCGCCUACCUCUACGAUUCUACAGAAAUGUUGGUGAUUUGCGCUCAACGCGAAAAUUAGUUUUUAUUCCACGCGUAAUAUCCCGCGCAGAAAUCGAAGGCGGUCAUGUAUUCUGUUGACUUCGGUGAUUAAUAAUUGGAUGAAUAUUGAAAACGGCGAGCCUAAUACUUUCUUCUAUAAACAGAGCAAAUAUUAUUCCGGAUUCGGUAACUAAAAAUUAAAAAAUUAAAUUUAGUUUUGUCAUUUUGGUUUUCGCAAUUGUAUAGUAGAACUCGUUAGAACUACAACCCCGCCUCUCCCCCCAUCUAAUUCACAUCGUUAAUAUCUCGAAAUCGAUCUGCUCAUAAAAUUAUACCAGCUUUAUUGAGAAACGCUACGUUUGAAUUCUACGGUGAAAAUGAAUUGUGUUUAAUCGUCAUUCCGAUUGUUUAUUUUUAUUCAAUGACAUAGCAAUAGUAGUAGUUGUUUUUUUUUUUUUUUUAUCUAAAAUUCACAUCAUUUCACUGUUCGCGUUUGUGAUUCGAAAUUUAACGACUAAAGUCGUUAUUAAAGAAUUAUUAUUAUCGAGCGGGUUAGAAAUCUGUUUUUUUUUUUUUUUAUAUAUAUAUAUAUUUUUUAUUCUGAAAUAAUUUUGUAAUUGGUAAGACUAAAAAAAAACUACCUAUAUAAUUUUCGAACCGUCCGGCCGAGCACGUUCUUUAAAGGAUUUACGUGAAACGGUAAAUAACUAGGUACGUCGGUUUUUUUUUUUUUUUUUUACAUAACGGGCUCUAAAAGCAUGUAUAGACUGCAGAUAUCAAAACAUGUAAAGAAAAAAUAUAGAAACAUUAAAAACGGUUUUUGGGACGAAAAAAAAUAGAAACUGUACACACACAUUCUACGGUCAUACACGAUCACUCGCUAUUUCUUUGCUUUAAUAAUGUAACUAAAAAAAAAAGUUAACAAAUUGACGAUAGGACCAAAAAAAAAACAACUACAUAUUAUUACUGUCACCAUAAUUAUAUACCUCUCGGUGUAUAGUUAUGUUUUUUGUCUUUUAGUUUAUUUUAGAUGAAAUUCUUUAAGCCGCAAACCAAUAACUCGUAUUAACAAACGGGGAAAUCCCGUACGAAUGUUCGUCAACGAGGAAAAACAAAAAAAAAUUCUAUCUUUUUUACCAUACGGCAUACGCGCAUCUUGUUAUGACAAUACCAUAAUAGCAGUUCCGGAAUGGACGCCUGAAGGGAACAAGACACGUCGGGAGCAAACCAUGGGAGAUAUGUGGUUAUAUAGACGUGGUUGGAAGAGAUUUGAAAGCAAUGGCGGCAGUUGUAUUCCACUUUAGUGGGAGGUAAAUUUUAAUUCCAGGAGGAACUCGUGGGAUUCGAUCCCUCCCAUCAUCCUUUUCGAAAAUAUGCACAUUUCGGUGGUUAGAUAAAAAAAAUUGUCCAUAACCAUUCUCGGUGUACAUUUUUGAGCGCGCUUCUGUUCAAUUUCUCCCCAUUUCAACAGUUCGUGCAUAUAGGCGUUUCAUAUUUGAAUUGAUACCAAAAUAUACCGAUGUAACUAAAACGACAAAUUUUGGUCGACACUCAAAGACCGGGAGUAGAACUAUAGAAUGACGGUACGUCAUAGUGAUGGCGACGAACGUUCUAAGAGAAUUAUUUGUACAAGGUACCAAUGAUGAUAAUGAUAUUUAUAUCGACAAAUUUUUUAAACGACAUUGUAUGCGUUGGGCACGUGAAACAAACACAGACACGCGUUGCAAGUUCGUUUGUGUACUUUGUUGUCGGACUCGUGCUCAGUAAUAUAAUGAAACUUGCGAAUUUUUUUUGUUUUUGUUUUUGUUUUUUUUUUUUGUAUUGUAAACCUUAACUGUCUAAUAUCCAACGGUGACGUUUUAAAAUUUUCGGAUGAAUAAAACAAAUGUUAACACAAUGUCGCUAUAUGUGUGAAAUCGCGAACGACAAACUAUUGAUUUUCGUUUACUUAUUUUUCUUUUGUUUUUUGUCUUACGACAGUAGUAAUUAGGAGAUAGAUCGUAAAACUGCGAUGCUAAUUAUGAAAAAAAAAAAAAAAAACGAAAAAAUCAUCGGUAAAUUGUUAUUUUUAUUUUUUAUCAUCUAUGUGUAUAAUAACAUAUCUAAUAAAUAUGUACACACGGUCGAAGUAGCAGAAAACGAGAAUUUUAAAAAUUUGUUUUUAUUAUACUGGGACGAUUGUGCGUUCAGAGCCACGAAGUAUAAUAUUAUCAUGUACGAGGAGAAAAAAAAAACUUUGAAAACGUGUGACGUGCGCACUGUAUAUACCUACCAAAAAUAAUUGUUCGUUUGGUAUUUUCGUUUUUCAGACGUACGAUGUCCUUGCAGAUGCCGGUGACAGAGGACACGCCUCCCGACAUGCUGUCUGGGGCAAUGGAUCUGAACGUGAUUCUGCCUAACGGUUCCGUGAUCAAGAUGAGCGUCGAGAGAAGGUCAGUACCUAUCUGCUAUACGUUUGAACGUGCACCGCCGCCGUGACGCCAUAUAAUAAUAUUUUCCGGAUGUUGAUGAUACCCUAAAAAAAUUAAAAAAAAAAAAAACCCACGAAAUCGACAUUGGAAAAAUGACCUUAAAACAUCGAACGAAUAUAACCUUAUAUACGGCGUUUGUUUUUAGAUAAUAAUAUAAUUAUUAUACCCACGACAGGGUUUUCCGAGUUUCGUGUUACAGUCGAUUCCGUCGUGCAAUACGCAUAUUUUUUUCAAAAAAAUCACCUUUUAAGUUUGUAGUUUUGUGAGUAAGCAGAGAGUACAGUGGAUCGUCAUUGGAUGGCAAUAUGCGACGGCGCGAUCACUUUAGCAACUUUUUGAAAGAGUAUUUCAUGCCUCAUGUUCUUACUAUGAUGUAUACGAUGUAGACUCUUUUCUGAAAGAAAAUUUUCUUAGGGUGGCACUUUAGAGAGGUCAUUUUUCAAUUUUCUCAGGAAUGUUUUCAUAAAAUUUGAAAAAAACGGAGAAAAACGUGAAAAUGUACGAAAUAUAUUAGUAAGUAUUAUGAUUAUUUUUUUUCUGUGGACAAUUUUUCUACCAACAAUUUUGCUCCGUUUUACAACAAUGGCACUUUUUUUUAAAGGAAAUCUGGCUGGGAAGGUAUUUUAGGGACGUCAUUUUUCCCAGAGUUUUCCCCGCAAAUGUGAAAAACGUAGAAAAAAUGGGAAAAUUAGUAUUAGAUUAAACAAAUAUUACUAAAGAAAAUAUAUAAUGAUUAUUUUAGCAAUUCACCGUAAUAUGACAUAUAUAUAUAUUGUUGACAUUACGUAAAGCAUCAUUAUCAACUGAACUCCGCUCAGAAUCGUUUAUAGAUAGCAAUGGUUUAUCGUUGCUUAUAUACAGAUACAAAUUAAUUUCCCCUCUAUAUCCUACCUUCCCAACUUCUCACCAACAACAGUGGCUGCACCCGUCACUAUUAUCCUAAGACAAGUUUUUGUUUUGUUUUUGGGAGAUUUAACCCGGGAUGCCAUCUCCCACCCCUCCCCUCAUCGUAAAUACUUUACCGACUACUCGGGUUCAAAAGCGAUCAACGCUCGUUUGCAGAAAUAUUAUUUUAAAUUGUUUACUGUCGAUUUCAAUCGUUAAACGCGGUUGAAGCAUCGCCGAAAAUGUCUCGAAUGUCUACAAACGAUUCGUUGAUAAAAAAAAAAAAUUCGCGUCAAACUGUCCACUCCGUCCCGCGUGUAAUUCACGCGAAUUCACUUUGCGUUAAUCGUCCGUUAUUGGACGCGGGAGUCGUGACCGAGACGCGUAGUACACUGCAAAAAACAAACAGACGGAUGCAGUCGGGUUUCAAACGCAAUAAAUUAAUCGGCAAUAUUUUCCGCUCGAAUUGAGAUUUAUUACGUUCGCUCGGCACCGCACCGGGCACAUAAAAUAAUUAAAAUUGUUACCGACGAUUAUUACCGAUUUUAUAACGUAUAUAACCCCAAUAUUUCACUCGAAUAAUUCGCCUACCAUACAAUAAUAUAACGAUAAUAAUAGAAUAACAAACAAGCCGUCCCAUCAAACGUACGAUCAUUAUUUAUACCGGUUGUGAAACGCGUUCGCGUUCGGUUUUUUAAGACAUAGGUAAACACGAGUUUAAACCGAUAAUUGCGAAACCGAAACGGUAGAAAAAUAAUUCCAAUAAUAUUAUACUGAUUAACGAUUAUAGUUCCCGUAUAUUAUUUCAGUCGUUGUAUAAAACGACGGUUGAUUUUUGAGUGCUAGAAAACAAAAGAAUCAACGGUUAACGUAAAUUGCAGCGCGGACAACGUACGACAUAAUAUUAUUUUAUAGAUAUUUUAUAGAACGUGUAAACGAAUUUAAUCAUAGCCGAAAAACCGCGUCUUAAUUUCUAGCUCAAUUUAAAAAAAAAAAAAAAACCGAAGGCAACUGGUUUUUCACCAUUAUAUAAUUAUUUUUAAAAUACUAUCGAACGAUGAAAUCGGUUUAAAAAAUAACAUAAUUGUUUAGAGAAAUACAAAACUCUUUUUCUUCUCUCUGUUCUAAGCUUAACUGUAGCUGUUCAUGACAACUUCCUCCUCUAACUCUACGCACUGCCGGUAAUACGACUCGUACGUUCUUCCCGUUUCUUAAUUUCUCCGCAUCUACUUUAAUAGUAGAAUCAACUUACGAUGGUUUUGGAUUUCCCCCCCCCCUUUUAGCUUUUUACCGGCUGUUUGUCACCAUUCCGCAUAGUUACUCCGCGAUUCCGACUUCCUUUUCCCCGCGCGUUGCGUGUCCAGCCCAUUGCAGUCAAACAAUACGUGCAUAUUCAACGCGAUCGUAAUAAUAUUUCGCUGAUAUUCUAUAAAAUGUCUAGAUACGGAAAUUAUAAUAUUAUAAUACGCAUACUGGGCAUUUUAUGCUGAAUGAAUUUGUAUAACACUCUCUGCCCUAUUUAUAAAUCGACCGUAAUUUUGUGGGUACCGCUAAACCGACUGACUUGUCGGGUUGGGUUAAGCGCGGAAUACUCGUAUUCAGCGACAGAAGCGUUUCGAAAUUCAACGAUUUGCAACUGUCUAUUCAAGUUUAGGGCAAGGGAUUUAUUGUAUACAUUAUACAAACAAACAAAAAGGAAGAAUUUACUAAUGGUUUUUUUUUUUUUUUUUUUUUUUUUUUUAAUAUAUUUAUUGAACGAUUAAUGAUUAAAAUUACGAGAAAGCUCGUUAAAUAUAAAACACGCGUGUUUUCGCGGUAAAAAUGAAAAUAGUUUUUUUAAAAAAUCGUUUGGCCAAGAUGCAGUAAGUACCUACUCGUCCUAAACUCAACAUACAGGGGGUCACAUUCGUUGUGUGCAGCCUUUGUUUUCCGUAAUAUUACGCGCGAGACGAACGGAAAAAGCAAAUAAUUGUGUGUACGAGAGGCCCAUCAACAUGAUAUAAUCCGUGCGUAUAAAUAUCGUAAUCGUCUGUGUAUAAAAAAUUGUUAUCGUCGCGCGGGCAAAAUAAAAAAAAAUCGCAUUCCGCCUUUUGAAAACCUACUACCGAGAUAAAAAUUGAUUUCUACGACUGCUGCACCUCAUAAAAAAUAAUAACCGUUAAUUGCCCAACAUAUAGGUGCACGGCGGUAUUCACCGAAUCGUAAAAAAUAAUCUGAUGCUCUUUUAGAUCGCAAUUACCCACAAUAUAAAAUUGCGAACAUACAAUAAAUACCUACUGGCCAAUUAGUACAAUUCUUGCAUGCGUAUUUACGAUUAUAAUAACUACGUUAAACAUGCGUAUAGUAUCAUAAUAAUAAUUAUAUCGUUAUAUAGCUUGUUAUACUUAUUUGUUUUCAUAAACCGAUUUUAUUAGCCACUCGAUAGUUUUAGAUUCUAAGUGGAGCGAAGAAGCUUAUGGUUUUACAAAGAUGUUUUAUUCAUUUUUCUUUUUUUUUUUUAAUCUGUUAACCACUUUUCCACCAGAAGACUUGCUCGGAUUUCCAUGUGUAGCCCCUUUUCUAUAAGGAAAUGAGUGUGGGAAAGUACUUUAAGGUACCUAAUAUAUAAUAUCUAUUUAAUUAUUUUACCAUAAUAUGGCAUAUAUAUAUAUAUAUCGUUGACAAAGCAUCACUAUCAACUGAAAUCUGCUCAGAAUCGUUUUUUCGUGAGCAAUGGUUUUUCGUUGCUUACAAGUAUACAUUAAAUUAUCUAUAACGGUGGUUGCACCCGUCCCUAUUGUUCUAGGACGUCUUUUUUAUUUCACAUUACUUCUUAUGUUAUAAUAUUUUUACGGAAACGAUUGUGAUAUGCCGGAUACUUAUGAUCGCAGGCGUCGAAUAUCGACUCCGACAUCAUACGUUUAUACAUUUGCAUGUUCAAUCUCGGUCCCGGGAGAAAAACAAAAACGGUUCGUUAAAAAAAAAAAAAAUGAAAAUGUUUUCUUCUUAAUGCAUUUGCAGCCAGCCGGUCCACAGCGACCUCUAAAACUUCGUAAUUAGUUGAUCUCGAAAUCGUCCUGACGGUUUUAUAUGAUAUAUAGUAACCAUUGCGUAAAACGAACUGACAAAACGGGCGACAAUAUUUUUGUUAUUUUUGAACGAAAUUUUCACCAUCGCCCGUACGUUUACGUUGAAAUGCUAAAAACGUUGAGAACUUUAAGAACCGCCCUAACACCACAUCAUCUACCUACGCAGUGAGUGUCGGCCUGGCACCUGGAACGUUUAUUUUAAGGGGUUCCGUAGAUGAAAAAUUCAAAAGCCCCGUGAAAAUCCGUGAGGUAUUAGGCCGGAAGUUGGUGUUGUGGAUCCGAUAAUAUUUCAGAAAUGAAUUUCUCGGUGACAUACAUUCGCAAAAUUAUUAACAAUUUAUUUUACUGCAGUUUGCAAUACUAAAAUCUGAACGACACUGUGUAUUUACUAAACAUCUCUGUACAAAAUAAAUUCAGCGGUUAAGCGACGAUAUUUUAUAUUAAUCUGGGGCCCCCCGGACACAGAAACGACCGAGAGCCCCGGGCAGAGGUCUAGAAAGCGGUCAUAGUCGUGUUGACAUUUUACCUACACACACGUGUGUAUUUGAUAAAGUAUGAUAUUAUGUUGAUGAUCAAUAUAGCAUGGUAAUUUUAAAAAAUGUAAUUUCGUAUUGUUAUGAUAUCAUAAUAUCAUUAUAGGUACAGCGACGAUCGAUUAAUACCCUCGUGAGUAAUACAAUAUUUUCAACGUUCAUAAAAAAUAUACCUGUAUAAUAAUAUAAUAUCGUUGUAAUCUUAUAAAGCGAUUAUUUUCCCGUCUCGCGUUUAAAUUUCUCAAACACACGACGACGUAAACAUUUAUUAUCGAAUACUUUACCUACUAGUAUUAUUAUUGUCGUAACGUUUUACAAUAAAUGUACUUAUGAUACGUAUGUAUUUUUUUUUGUUUUUGGAGUAGUAAGAAUAAAAACAAAAAAUUACUAAAAUGCACGUUACCCGAGUACGGCAUCGAUUUAUUGAAAACUGUACUAUCGCAUUGACCGCUUGCAUAACCGUCGUCGUUACAACGAUCGUGGCCUGGCCAAGACAAUACGCGCAACGCCAGCUCGGCAUACGAGAUAAACCGAUCGUUAAAAAACGUUUUUACGAUAAACAUUUCUAGUCUACAAACGAAUUGAUUAUUAUUAGCUUUAUUAUUGUUUACCUAUAGGCAUUAUUAUAUGCCGACCGAAGGUGCGAACGUAUUUCAUAACAUCGAAUAGGCCGCAGUCGAAAAAACUUCAUUCAUUUCCAUUAUCAUGCCUGGAUACUUAUAGUUAUUUAAAUCUUUGAACUUGAUUAUUAUUUCUUGGAAACAAAGUUCAACUGCAGUGUAAAAUAUUUUCUACAUGUGCAAUAUACUUACAAUAAUUGUUAUUACAUUUUUCACGUACAACUUCUGUUCAAUGCAAUACCGCAUUAAUACAUAUUUAUCUACAGUAACCAGUUACCUACCAGUAACCUUGCGAAAACCCUGUAGACUAUAUUAACCUAAAUAGUAUUUGUGUUUAUAAUAUAGGCUACAGACCAUUGGCGUUCCUUUGAAAACGUACGAAUUCUCUCCGCGAAUAAUUCGAAUCGAUAAUAUUGUCGAUUAUAUGGUAAUCGGUCGUUCCGUAGUAUUCAAAAACCAUUUGCGAUUCCCAUACGGCUGUCUAAUGAUUUUGUUGUGGCGCCAUGGAGGUAGGGGAGAGAUGUAGCUGUUCUUUUAAAACUUUUAUUUUAACAAGAUUAUCAUUAUUUAAAAUUUAUAUAUAUAUAGGUGAUAUUCAGGGUUAGGAGGUAAGUGCAUUAUUUCAAUGUAUCUAAUAUAAAUAUUUUAGCUUGAAUUACGUAAAUAUUGUACAAAAUAUUACUCCGAAUUCUUUUCUAUAUAGUAACUGUUAAAUAUAUAUUAUGAUAAUUAUCUUACCCCGAGUUUGGUAUGGAGGAAAAUGCGUCAGUUGAAAAAAUGUUUAUACAAAUUUAAUUUUAAGCCAAACACAUCUCCGAUACGAAAUAUGAAUAGCUUAUAACUUAAGAAAAAUAAGAUGUUCUUAGUAAAAUCAUAAACCUAGAAUUUUAUCAUCAUGUACAAAUAAUAAAAAUUGAACUUUUUUUUCCGUGACGCACUUACCAUUCCUAAUAUACUAAUAUUAACAGGGGAAAAGCAUGUAUUCCUCAUCCCUCGCCCCCCCCCCCCACUCUGACAGUUCCUUUUAAUAUUAUUGAGAUGAUUCGCAAUUUUCAAUCUGUAACGGUAUAUUAUUAUAAUUUAUAUUUUUAAAACAACAAUACAACACCAUACUAUUAUCUCUAUAAUAUAUUGUAUUAAUUGAUGUGUAUUAUAAAAUGUGAAAUCAUCAUUUCUCGAAAACAAUACGCAUGUCGUGUGUAUUGUUUGUGUUCUCGAAUCGUCGAUACUGAAUUAACUGUUACUGAAAAUUAAAACAGCAUAUUUCCGAAGCCUGACUUGAACAACGUUUGAACGCCUAACCCCCAGAAUGAUUAUCAUGUCAUGAUUAGAGCGCAUCAAAUUCUACUUAGGACGCGCCGCCAUAAAUAGCUUGAAGAAAUUAAAAAAUAAUCACGAUAGCGGAAAUUAUAUUCUACUACGCUCACCAGAGCGACUUGUCGAAUGUAUAAUUAGUACAUAAUUUCAAUGAAAUAUUUUUAAUGUCACAUCUGGUAUGAAUUUGACGUAUGGUUAGUACACAAUUUAUAAGGCAUUAGUGAAGCUUGAUAUGUCUAAUUUAACCUUUUAAGGAUCUCUGCGAUGUUAUGAUUUUUAGUGUCUAAAUGCGAGAGGGAAAUAACACCUACAUAAUUCAUAUUAGACGCCACUAAAUCGCCGACGACGACCGCGAAAAGAGAAUUUCGCGUUUAAAACGAAAAUAUCGAGAAGAUAAUAGAUAAUAGAUUUUUAUGCGCCAUUACUCUUCUUCUUCGCAUUAAUCCCACGGAAGUAAGGUCAACUACUUUUCGUCUCGUUCUCCAGGCAUCUUCCUAUCCAUAACCGUUUCUCCAUUUACUCCACAAAUCCUCAAAAUAUCAUCUAUAAUCUCUAGCAUCUUUUAACAUUCUGAGCGAAACGAGUAAUGUAUAUUACUAGUUAUAUUACUUAUUAGUUUUACUAUGAUAUGUGUGUUUUGUUUUUCUGUCUGUCUUUCCCACAAGAAAUCUUGCUCUGACUAUUAACCUCAGAGGUGGUUUCUGAUGGUGUCAAAUUUGGUCUGUAGUUGGCGAAUAGGAGAGUCGUUAUUUUUAUUUUCUCAGCAUUUUACGUAGUAUAGUCAUUUUUUUUUCAUAAGCGUUUAAAAUUUAAAUGUUUAAGAAAAUCGUAAAAAUCGUGGCAUUUCAUGGACAAACGUGAUGUUUAACCAGACUUCACUCGGAAUCGUUUUUACGAUAACGAUCUAUCGUUUCGUAUAGACAUAAAUUUAAUUACUCUAUAUAUGAUGUGUCCAACGCCAUUCCAACCUUCCUCCUUAUUGGCACACCCGCCGUCGGCGCCGUUAGCUAUUUUUUUUCUUUUCGUAUUCAUUCCCGAUCCAUAACCCGCAGGUUCUCCGCGCCCGGUCAUGCAUUCCGCUUAUUAAUAUAACGUUCACGCCGUCGUUUCCGCUACUCGCAGCAUUUGUUUCAUUCCGCAUAUCUUUUAUUAUAUUAUCUAUAGAUAGAAAGAAGAAGAAAAAAAACAUAGCAGCGCCACCGAGUCGCGGACGACGACCGCGGCGAGAGAAGAUUGCUGCGUCUCAAAAAGUCGAGAAGACUUGAUAAUAACGAUGAUAAUAAUAAUAAUAAUAAUGAUAAUAAUAAUAGAUUUUUAUAUAAGACGCAUUGUGACGGGGAAAAAUCGUUAUAGUAUACCGACGACGACGGCGGAAUAUUAUAAGAGAGCGUUUUAAUGUAUUAUAGAGUGUCACUGCCCGUGGCCAGGUCCAGCACACGCACACAAUACGGAUGUAGUGCACUCGUCUGUAUAUGCAGAUUUUUUUUUUAUAUAGUUGUACCCGAUCUAUUGUUCCCCGCAGAGUCGGUCGUUAUACUUUAAUAUGUAUAUUAUAAUAUUAUCGGAUUAAAACAAAAGAUUCGGCGUAAAAUGUAAUUUGCGGGAAUAACGUGUUACAUUUCGAUUCGUUUUUUGUUUUCCAGCACGCCGAUGAUGGACCUUCUCGUACAGAUCACGACUGCUCACAAACUGUCGCCCGGGAGUCACGCGGUACACGCCAUCGGCGAUCGCGGAGUUUUGCCCUACAAACCCAGCACGCCAAUCGGUAAGUUUUCUCGAAAUUCACCCCGACAAUGUGCAAGUGAAAUAAUGUUUUGGUUGGGGGCAAUUUAAAACGCUAUUCCCGAUUCGUAACAUGAAGAUUAUCUUAAAAAUAAUACGCAUUGCCAUUUGCGUUGCGCACACGUUUAAUGAUUGAAAAAAAAAAUACAUGUACGUAAUUUUAAUUCUCGACCGUAAAGGUUUCAAUUCAAUGCCGUUUGUUUAUUGCAAACUAACGUUCCAGACAAAAGUUAAAAAAUUCAUUAUCCCGUAGGUAUACAGAGGUGUAUCUGUAACAUUUCCUAUGCGAUUACCCUGAGGUUAUUAAACUGAGGCCCGCAUAGAACAAAAAUACAAUAAUCGUCCGGGUUUAUUGGUUUUAACAUUUUCAUUGAGGUUUUCGACCGAGUGUUGAAAUUCUAAAAUUUCACAUGUUAUGUUAUGCAAUGGACAGGAUGGAAUUUUUUUAAAUUUUAGAUUCUGGACGGAGCGAUGUGGAAUGUAUUGGCUAUGUUUAUUCUUUUCUUUUUUAUUUCCCGUGGACAACUUUUCAACCAACGAUUUCGCUCCGAUUUACAAUGAUAGAAAUUUGCCUGUAACCUUUCAAUAAAUAAGAAAAAGCGUAGGAAAAAUGGAAAAAUAGGUUCAAUAUUAAACAACCAUUAUUAAAAAAAAAAGUAUACAAUGUAUAUAUGCAAUUAUUUUACCUUAAUAUGAUAUAUUGUUGACGACAAAGCAACACUGAAUCGUUUUUCGUUAACAACGGUUAAUCGUCACGUUUAUAGAUAUACAUUGAAUUUCCCCUCCAUAUCUUCCCGACUUCUCGCCGACGACAGCGGCCCACUCACGUGCAAAGCAUGUCCGUCUUUUAAAAAACGCAAAUUGUUGAAACUGACAUUUACGAAAUUUUACAGCCAUUUCCAGACUGAAUUUAAAUCGAUUAGAAAUUUCAGUGUUGAACAAUCGUAGAUCAACAAUAAGUAUGUCCGUCGUUUUCAAAUCGCGUUUUCGAAUAACAAAUACCUAUAUUGACAGUUAAUUAGUACGUGUUCCCCCGGUGCGAAACAUUAUUAGACGGUUGUUUGCCCCGUUUCGAACCGUCAGCGGUCUCAAUAAUUACGGCAGUGUGUAAUAAUAUACGCGUAUUAUAGGUACCCGCAAUAAUAAUCAAAUGCAGUAAAUAAUUUUCCGUAAUUAAUCACCGUUCGUCAGACCUUUGACACCGCGACGGUUUUAAUCGCGUUCUCCCACUUAUUAUUAUUUAUUAUUUUUUUUUUUUCGUUUGCGAUGCACAGGUGCUCUAGAUACGUGGACAGUAAACAUCGUUCCCAAAAGCUCGAGCAAAAACGGAAGGUAUCAAAACCAACCGAUCGUCAAAUGCGUAACGAAACCGUUCGAGCAAACGUUCCGACUACAGGUACCUGUAACAAUACACGUAUUUAAUCGAUACGGCGCAUUACGAUUGAUUUUUUUUUUUUUUUUUUUUUUUUGUUUUUCGAUUGCUAAUAUCUCCGUCGGUUUUCGUUUCCGUGAUAUACAGGUGCAUUUGCCGAGAAAUCAACUGUACGUGGCCCGGAUAAGUCCGAAAACGCAGCUCAGCCAGAUUCUCAAACAAGUGUGUUUCGAGAAAAAUCUCGACUCGGCCAAGUAUACGCUACGUAAACCAGGUACGAUAUGAUUAAUUAAUUCGCAAGACCACACAAACCACUCUGUAACAUAUUUCUCGUCGCGGUUAGGCACUUGCGCAUAAGAGCGGUACGGUUCGGCCGUAAUUGUUGUACCGGCGCUGACUGAGCGAAAUUGCGUCGUUCGAAAAUCUGCUGGGAAAACAGAUCGCGACGCGUUCUCAGGGCGGAAUUAUCGAAUUUAAACGCGGACGCGACGAAAAUUUCCAGAAAAAAUCGCUUUCGGCGCGUCGAUUUCCCCCCCCCUCCCAACAGACAGUUGUUACUGUCGUGUUGUGUUUGUUUUGUUUUUUUUUUCUCAAUCGCUCUGUGGCUUUUUCAUGUCGCCACCCAGAGUCAAACCGAUACCGGUAUAAACGCGGAUAAAAUAUAUACCAUCACUAUUAUUAUUAGCGUCCUCUCGAUAGAUAUUUCACGUCUCGCGCUUCAAAUCGAACACGCUGUACGAGUAUAAUAUUGUCUAUCUAAUUACGAACGCCGACAGCUUAAAUAUUAAAAUUUUAUAGUCGAAGAUUACGGGUUUUUAUUAUUAUUAUUAUCGUUUUUUUUUUCUCAACGAAAAACCUAAAACACUCGUGUCGCAUAAUAUAAUAUUAUGCCGACAAAAACUUUUAUCCGAGUGCCGGUUAGUAAUUAUUCUUACUGCGCCUACCGAAUAAUCGGAUUGAUUAAAAAUGUUUUCAAAAAAAAAAAACCCGAUUAUUCUGUCGUGUAUAUACGUAUGCAUUACGUAAACCGCGUAAUCGUAUAAUGCAGUCAAUUUUUUUUUUUAUUUUUUUUUUCGCUAGAGAUAUCAAUUCGAUAUAUACAGGUAUUAAUUAUGGUUUAUUGUACGCGGCGUGACCUUAUAAUAAAUAGUUUUACUGAUAGCCGCGGUACCUGUCGGUGCGUCGCUGGAGGGUGGGUGGGUCGGAGAGGGGGCAGAAAAAUACACACACACACACACACACACAUACACACGGUGUAUCUCAAACGUCAGUCCGGUUGCGUAAAACACGGCGGAAAAAAACUUAUUUCGAUCCGUUCGAACGCGUUGUAAUAGCAUAAUAUUUUGCGGUGCACGCAGACGGCGAUUUUUUUACUAAACGCCGGUCUUAUACCGUUUAAUAUUAUCCGCGUUAACCGCAACGGCGCACGUCAGCUGUGAUAAUUUACGGUACAUGAGAUUGCGCGCGCUAUUGAUAAGAACACCGGCAAUAAUAUUAUUGCGUAUUUAUUUACGACCGUAAUAAAGUUCACGCCGGGGCGUGGCGCCCAAACUAUGAGUCUCCGCAAUGUGAUAAACGACAACGCGAUGACCGUGGAAAAAUGUUCGACAAAUCCGGUCGUUUUUUUUUUUGUAUUUGGCAAAACCGUGCUGAGCCGUUUGCCGCCCGGGCGCACGGAUGAUUGUCGUGCGCCCCUUUAACCCGGGCCCCUUAACGCGAGGAUGAUCUGGGAGGGGAUUAAUUUUCCCUACCCCACGCACCUGCAAUUUGUUGUUUUUUUUUAAAAAAAAAAUUCAAAAUAAUUGUAAAAAUACCAAAAACAAAUAAAAAUGCACACAUAUAAUUAUACGGCUCGCGGGGGGGAGGGGGACAAUAAACCCUCCGUCGUCCUCCCGCAGAUAAACCACCGGGUCGAUAUUGAUAAAUUCGUGAAGCGCUGUCAUUGCGUAUUAUUAGGGCCGUUCGCUCUAAGCCAAUUUUUUAGAACGGCGCAUUGUCGAAAACAACUUUUAACAACUUAUAAACAUUUAGAAUAAUAUAUUUUGUUCUUACAAAUAUGUUUAACUACAACCGCAACGGGUUUUUUGGAUCGAUAUCGGUUGGGUACUGACGCUUAGGUGUAUCUCAAACUGGGUCUAAAAUCCACGGACGGAGAAUCGAUAGCCCGCGUACGGAUGCGGGGCCGCAAUGAAUAUCUCGCGUAAUAACCGCAUGCACCGUUAAUAUUUUCGAUUAAAACAUCGGAUUAAAAAUAAAACCAACAGGAAUAAUAAAGAAACGGCUGUUUUCCUGUAAACUGUUUAUGGUUUUUAAGACCGACGACGCUCAAUUAGUACUAUGGGGGCGCCGAGCUCACUUCAAGCACCUCCUACAGUUGCGCCUGUGAAUCACCUUGUGUACCACAAUUUACUCCUCGUCUUUUACGGGCAAUUAUGGAAAUGCGUUCGAUCCGGUAAGAAUAAUGUCGUGAUACGAUAUUGAACAUAUCCGCGGAGACGUAUAACCGAAGGCGACGAUGAAAGACGCGCGAUGAGAGCGUGGCCGGGGGCGGGAUAUAGGGAAAAACACGGGGAUCUAAAAAGAAUUAGACUACAACAGAGAGGCGUGGAGACAGACAAAAUAUGGUCUCGGGCGUCACCGUUCGUGCUGCGAUGCGAGGAUGAAUAACAAUUUGUAUUUAUAAACUAUACGACGCGUCGCUUGUAUAUUGGAUCAAAUACGAAUAAUAUUAUAAAAUAUCGUUGUGCUGACGAUCUCUGUACGGGAGGGGGGGGGGUAUCACAUCUGUGCGCGGGAAGAUUUAUGACGACGCUUGUUCGACACGCCCGCGACGUCGCGAACGAUUAGGAUUUAACAUCUAACGGAGAUUUUCUCAAAACUUCUCUGGCUGUAAACAUCGCUCGAUCGUCUCUAUUAUUAUUCGUAUGUCGAACGCUGCGGUCCGGCGGUUCUGUGCGGAAAAUAUGCGUUUAUACGCACGCCGAAAAAAGAAAACUACGACUGAUUGGAAUUUUGCGUAUUGACAAAAGCCGAAAUGCUCGGGACACACUACACUAUCGGACAGUACUUUGCCUUUGGCCUUUGUAAAGGCCGCGGAGAUAAGCUGCGGCGCGACUCGAGUCUUAUUGUGUGGACCCUAAAGUCGAAUACAAAUUGUUGGGCUCCCACCCGAGCUUCCGAACCUUUCGACUUUUACCCCAUAGACGUCGAUUAUAAAUAAUAAUAACAAUAAUAAAAUAUUGUGAAAUUCGAAAAAAAAAAAAAAAAAACUAUACCUUCUAUCGUUUGUCCUUUCUGGCGGCCGCUCGCUAGUUGCGCCGCUGAGGAUAAAGACGGGUGAAGACGUACAGUUACGCAAAGGACGCGGACCUAAUCUGAUUUCGGCGACGGGUACGAGCCGUCAGACCUUAACUGUGAUCCCGGAGGCCGAACAAACCCUACAAACAAUAACAAUAUUAUGCAGACGUAUUCGUCAUUUGGUUAUAAAUCUGCGCUCGAAAUUUUCAAACUCGCGUGCAGACUCAGGCAGAAAUACUUUAAAAACAAUAGUGUAUUUUAAAAAUAAUCCGAACACCCCGAAGUUCGGGUGUCUUGAGGAAACUAUAAAUAUCAAACGGUAACAGGUAUAUCAGCUAAAGGCAACGCAAUUGUAUACGCAUUGCAUCUUAGCCGGAGGAAAUUUCGAGAAAACGCUUUGAACCGAAUAUCACAUCUUCACAAGUUAAACGUUUAACGCUCUGAAACGAGACCGAGAAAAAGUAUUUUUUUUGUUCUUUUUUUUUCAACGAGUAAAAUACGUAAAAAAAACUAUUGGUAAUUCUGUCCAGAAAAGUAUUUCGAGUACAGCAUGCGGCCGAGCAUUUCACUUCGGGAAUACUAACGUCUGUCCGUGCGCUACGUACGCCGGAUUCAAAUUUCGUCCGGGUACGUUUAAUGAAAAACCGUAAUAUUUUACGUUUAAAAACUGUGCGAAUUUCCAUAUUGUAUUGACUGCGGGCGAUUGUUGUUCGUCCGUCGUAAUCUCUCCGUCGUUUCAACACGCGGAAACCGUUCGAAAUCUCUCUCACUCUCUCUCUCUCUCUAAUUUUUUUUUUUUUUUUUUUUAUCCCUCUUCGUUGUCGUGGUCGCGCCUAUAAAUUGUGUACGCCUCGGAACAGGUGCGCUGAACACAAUAUUGUCUGCACCCGAAAAAAAUUCCGCGCGUUGUUCGAGCGCUCGCGUUAUCUUAUCGGCCCCCGUCACGGAAUAAUAAUUAUUGUGCCGCGUGUAGACCGCGGGUAAAAAACAAAAAAAAAACCUUUUUCUACGACGGAACAGAAGUUUUCACGCAGUACCACGCCGCCGCCGCCAUUUAACCGCGACAAUCGUUAUGUUACUAUAUAAUACUACGUUACUGGCGUACAAUGAUUUUUUUUUUUUUUUUUUUUUUUUUAAAUUUUUUUUUUGAUUUUUACGAAUUCCAGACAAACUCAACGAGCCGCUGGACCUGGGCAAAUCGCUGGUCGAUUACAAAAUACAACAGUUGUCGCUGGUGUUGAAUACCAAUCGCACGCUCAUCGGCGGCCUCUCGUCGGACGACAUCAUGCAGUCCCGGCCGCCCAAACAGUUUUCGGUAACGUACACGCAAAACGCAAUGACAACUAAAAAAAACCGCACGCGCGUACGUCGCGUUUUAUUGUAAUGCGCCGCGACGUCGUAAUAACAUUACGGAAUUCUCGUCGACGGUUUUUUUGUUUUUUUUUCGUUUAUUUUUUUCCGUACGAAUUUCGCGAAUUCCUAAUGCGCGACAAUAAUAAUUUUUAUCUAACGAACGCGGCGAUUGUCGUUUAGACCGGAGACGCACGUUUCGAAUGGGCGGCGCGGGGGGGAAUAUUUUAUUUAAAAAAAAAACCAACGUACACAGUUAUUACUAUACACUAUAAUUGUUUUAUUAUUUUUUUUUUUUGUCUAUUUUUUAUCCGUACAGUGCGACGACAGUCUGAGCAGCGGCAGCUUGGGCGGUAGAAGUCUGAGCCCGACCAGAUCGGACGAAUCCUCGGACACGCCGCGCAGUCGUCCGCUGAUGGUAAAAGUGUUGCCGUCCAGGCCGGUCCGAAAACGAAGACUGGCCCCGAAACCGCCGUCGGUAAAUAUAACUCGCCAACGAAUUUUCUAAAAAAAAAAAACAAACAAACAAACAACCGCGAUCGGAAUCAAAUUUAAACGUUUUUUUUUUUUGUUUUUUUUUUUUUAUCCGCCCCUCCUACCAUGCAGCAACAACGAAACGCUUCGGAACAAACGAUCAUUUCGCAUUCGCGGAACAGCUCCGACAGCAGCGGAUAUCACGAAUCGUCGGUCCUCAGCGACGCCGUAGAUUGCAGGUACGCUUCUUUUUUCUUUUUCUUUUUUCGUAUAUAUAAAUAUUCGAAAACGAGAUAUUUUCGUAUCGAAAUGUCGACGGUGAUUCGGACAUUCGGGAUAAUCGAUAUUUUUUUUUUUAAUUUUUCGUCGCGGUGCUCCACAGCAUCGGGAUGGCCAGGCCCGGGAAAUUGCAGUCUCCCGUCAAACCGUCCGGACCGACUAUAUCGCGUUCGAUGACCAAUCUCCAGGGUUGCGGAAAAAACCAGAACCUAUACACCGAAAUACCUUUCGCGUCCAACACCAUAAGCCAAUCAAAACACUCCGUUUCGACCACGUCGCUUAUAUCCAUCCAAAGUGAGUGAAAUAUAAUAUGAUAUACGUAAUUAGGUGUACGUCACACUCGAAAGCUGCAGGGUGCGAUUACUAAAGUUUAACGAGUUUAAAACUGUAAACUAUCCUUGUCAAUCAGUUUCAAAUAGGUAUAAAUUAAUUUUAAAAAAUAAUAAUAAUAAUAGAACGUUAGAGACCACGGCAGCCGUUUAUUUGAAUUGAUAAUUUUUACUUUUUUUUAUUUAUUCGGUUAAAAUUUAACUCUUUUCAAAAAAAAAAAAAAGUAAUUUACGAGUUUUACGCAUUAUAAACUGCGUGGGUAAAAUCGAAUUACACUCUGGUCAAGAAAACAUUUAAAAACCAUCGUUUCCCUUCUCAUUUACAAGCGUACACACUUUUUAAUUAAAUAUAAUGUUUAAAAUAAUAGAGCUGAUGCUUAGGACGGGUGUGCCACUGUUUUAGGUGAGGUGUUGGACAGAUAGGAAACAUAUACAAGUAAAUAUACACCCGUUGUUCCGGUGAUAAACCGUUGUUAAUAAAAAACGAUUUCUGAACGCAUUCCGAUUAUACACGUUUUGAAAUGCCGUGAUUGUAAUGAUUUCCGUCGAAAUUUUAACUCGCAUAAAAUAUUCGACUGCGUUGCAUUUUAUUUUUUUUUUAUUUUUUUGUUUGACCCUCAGUUCAAUACUUACAAUAAUUCUCUAGCUAAAUGUUCAAGCAUUGCUGUUUGCUCGAAAAAUUUUGUCCGCUUAUAGUACCUACCAAGUAAAAACUACAUACAAUAAACUCGAAAAUAUAAAAGGCGAUAUAUAAUUUGUUUGACAAAAUUUCAAAUUUCUACGAAUAUUUUUAACUGACUAAAAAAAAAACUCGUCACAUUGUAAAACCAAUGGAUCCUUCGUUAAACUCAGAAUCUAGAAAAAAAAAAUUAUUUUUUAACCACGCUAUUGAUUAGAAUCAUUGUCAGAGCCUGUACGUGGGAAGGGAAAUUAGUGUUUUCAAACGUUUUUUUCAAAACGUAUGCAAAUCGACCAUAUUUUAAUUUAGGUGAAACUGCAGUCCGACCGUCCCAAAAACUGUUUACCUAUGUUUUUUCGCAUUUGUUUUUCGACGUAAAUUACGGAUUUUUUCUUUUUUCGUGAAUAUCGUCAUUAUCGCGUAACAAUAAGACGUGAAUCUGACUCAUGAUGCGGCAUAGCUAUGGAAUUACCCACACGAGUCUCGUUUAGUGAAUCUGUACAAAAAUCGAUUCGACGAGUGGGGUACAAAAUAUCGCGUUCGUGUUUUUUAACUUUUAACUCGAGUUUAUAUUAUUUCCGGAGCUCUUAUGACUCGCUUGCUCAAAUUAAUUAAUGUAUUUUUAAAAUCAUCUGAGACAAAGUUUUUUUUUUUGGGCGGGGGAGUGUGAGACGGAGGGGCGGCUAUAUAUAUUAAUUUCUCAAACUGGUUUUUAAAAAAAUCAAUCAACUCGCCCAGCUUUGUGUUCGUAUGACCGUGAAAAAUUAUCGCAAUUGUAUUGUUUAAUAUUAUACACAGAGUGAACACUCGUGAUAGUACCGCGUCUUGAUUUUCUACGAUCGUUUGCGACUUUUAUUUGAUUGGCCCUAAACGUUUAAUAAUCGGUCAAACCGCUGUCGACUUUUGAUUUCCGGACAACAUAGCGUAUUUAUAAUAAAAACAGAUGGGCGUGUUAUAGUCUCAUAAAUUAUCUUUCGGCGUUGAAAUUCCCGCCAAAAAGUCGAUAGUUUUUCGUUAUAACUACGAGCGCUCCUCGCCAUCGGUGGUGGCGCGACAAAAGCAUGUCUGAAUCGUGCGAAAAACAAAAACGCGUGGGCUGGUGGGUAUUCGGAAAUAUAAAAAAAAAAAAAAAAAAACACCACCGCGGAAAUUCGAUAAAUUUAAAUGGUAAAGGGGGGGGGGGGGGGAAAUUAAAUCGUUGAUUCGGUGUAAACAAAAAACUGCGCGCCGCCGCCGCCGCUGAUAAUAAUAUUAUUGUUUUAUCCGUCGCGUUGCGUGCACACAGGUCGCAAGAAGAAAGCCGCGCCGCCGCCGCCGCCGCUGGCCAACUGCAGGCCCAAACUGGCGCCGCCGCAAGAAGAACCCGAACGCGAACAGGAGGCGCAACAGCGGAAAUCGCAAACGCUGCCGGCCGCGGCCGCCGCGAAAAUGCGCAUGGCCGACGCGCAAGAAAAAUCGAAAACCGUGUCCAGAAUAGAACUGAACAACAACGUAGUGGUCGAACCCAACCUGUCCCCAGCCACGUCCUCGUUGUCGUCGCUUAGUCGUUCCGAUGUAGAUAGAGGUACGUUACCGCGCACGCCACGGCCCGCCGCCGGUGUCCUUAGAUAUUCCAAAAUGCCCUUGAGCUUCGUGUCCGGCGAACCGGGCCGCGGCCCUGCCGCCGGCAACCGCGACCCCCCGGUUUUCGGUGACGGCGGUAAUAAAUACAAAACCGAGUCCUGGAACAAGUUCUUGGAACAUCUAAACGACGUUUUGGCUUGCAAAAACGCGGAAUACGUUUAGAGCCCGCGAUAAAUAAUAACAAUAACGAUCGUAUACUGUAUACACUUAUCUGUGCACUGUUAUCUAUCUAUAUAUAUAUAUUUAUACAAACGCCUAGAAUACAAUGUAAUUAUAUUUGUGUACGCGCUUGCAAUACCGUUUUGUUUUUUUUUUUUUUUUGUUUUCAUAUUACUUAUUGCCGUGUAAUACUCGCCUACGGCCUCGUCUCCUCGUUUCGUUUUCCUUCUCGCGCCUAACCGCCAACGUACGCAAUCCGAACCCCGGCUUGCUUGCUCGCUUGCGUAUUUAACGUAGUGUGUGUAUAUAUUGAAAUCCUAUAUCUAGAUCCGACCGAACCGCCCGCCACGCCUACCGAGCCCUCGGUCGCGGCGGUAGGUUGUAAAUACUCGCCGGCCACGAGACCGAAAGGGCCGGCGCCCAGACCGCCGGCGCGAUCUUCGUCGGCGGUAAAGCGACCCGCGGAGCCGUCCGAUCCGCGACCCGCUGACGGCGGUUUCACUGCCGCCACUGCCGCCGCCACUACUACUGCUGCCGCUGCUGCUACCACUUCUACUACUACUACUACUACUACUACAACUACUACUACUACCACCACUACUGCCGCCACUACCGCCGCUACUAUCACGGUACCCCGGUUAUCUUCAGGUGCUUUACACUAAACUGUUCUUCUUUCGUUUUUAUUUUUAUCUCUACGCCGCUUGAUACGCUCUUUUUAUUUAAGUUUUACGGUGUCCGGGGAACUAUUGUACCGCGUCUAAUAGUAUAUAGUUUGGAAAAAUCCUCGACGGAAAUAUUAAUCGGUUCCUAUUGAUUGUGUGGGCACGGUCUCGUGCCGAAUACAGGUAACUCUACGGCGGACGAAGACGACGACUUGCGCAUGGACGACGAGGAGAUCGAUCGCAUCUUCGGGGACGCGACCAGCGGAUACGACACGCCGUCCAUCGUGACGGUCAGGGAAAACAACGGGGAAAUGUCCGACAUCAUCGACUGGGAGUACAAACUGCCGGACCCGCCGUCGGCGUUCCGCGACAACAACGACCGUUCGCCCGCGGUGACCGUGUUCGACACGGUCACCAUCGGCAAUCAUCUGAAAGACGUCGUGCUCAUCGACGAACCGUGCGACGGCGCGGCCGCCGCGUCGCCGCCGCCGCCGGCCGAGUCGCGGGAAGACCGCGGCGUCUUGACCGAAGAGUCCGUGAAGAAAAUCAUCGGGGACGAGUACCACUGUUUCCCGCAGGACUCGGGAGUCGGUUCGGACGAUUCGUCGUUGCCGUCGAGCUGCGAGGAAAAACUGCACGCGGACGAAAAACCGGCCAAGACGGCCGCCGAACCCUGCAAAGAGUCCAAGCUGAACAAUUUCAAAAUCGUCGCCUACGACGAGGACUGCGGCCCGACCAGGCCCACGGAAAUAUUCUGCGACGAGUCGGUGAAAACGUGGAAGACGACGCAAAUGGCCCGGGAGUCGAACCCCGCGUACAACAGACCGCCAACCGGAUCGUCCAACCCGGUCAACAGGCACAAGUCGUUCAGCAUGGACAGAACGAAUCUGGCGGUCACCGUGAAACGGAGUACGUCGCACAUAAGUCUGUUGAGCGGCAACAUCAAACCGUCCAAUCGGUUGGCCAAACACCACUACAUCGGACGGACCUAUUCUACCGAACGGCUCGACGGUUACGAAGACGACCGGUUCGUAAAAAGAUCGUUCAGCGUGGACAACAUAACGGAAGGUUAGUAGCGCCGGAAAGCACUGCAGCCGUGCACGGGGCGGUCGACGUAACGCGCAAGGCGCUGAUCGUUGUCCCGGAAUCGUGUCGAACUUUUUUCGGAAUUUGUUUCUCGGGCCGUUUCGGAAAAACGAGUGGCUCCACAACGUUACAUUACGGUCAUUUUCGGUCGCCCCUCGGGGGGGGGAGGAGGGUGAAACCCUACAGACUUUCGAUUUUCAAACGGCAAUCUUUACCGCCGUACACAAUUCCCGUGAACAGCCGGAGUUCAGUGCGUAAUUUAAAUACACGUCGGUGUUGAAACGUCUGACUUUCGUCAACCCGUUGACGGGAUAUUUCAGUUUUGAGUUUUAAGCGAGGCGAGAGCGGGUGUUUAAACGCCACGCGCCGCCACACAAAUGAUGUUCCGUCACUGUUGUUCCCCCGCCGAAGCAUAAAAGCGGAAUGACGCUGACGGAAAUUAAAAAUGUCAACACGAAAAUUGAUUUGAACGUAUUACUCCGUUUGGUUAUGACAAUUAUCGUUUAAUACAGGUCGCUGUUUGAAAAUCGAAAUCAGAUAACGGUUUCAACCCCCUAAAAAAAAAAAAACGGACGCGCUUCGUACGAUUUGUGAGCCGCUGUUGUAGCGGAAAUUUAAUACAUAUUUAUACGUAAACAUUAAUCGUUGCUAACGUUAAACGGAUUUUCAGCGACGAGUUCGGUUGUAGGUAUAUGUUUUGAAAGGCCGUAAUAUUUACGAUUUGAAAAUAAUACAUUUCGUUCGUUUUCCCGGUCCCCCCCCCCAUUUAUUAUUAACACCCCUGCAGGGGGGAAAAUCACAAAAUGAUCUACUCCAGUCAAAUUUCCUUUCAAAAAAAAAAAGUGCUACACUUAGAAAUCGAAUCAAACAAAGUUGUUCACAGCAAAAAAAUAACCAAAAGCCAUUGUAAAACCAAUAUAUUCCUCGGCCCGCUCAGAAUCUAAAAUAAAUACGACAAAAAAAUGAGUGACGUAACACUUGUGAGCUAUUUUUCUUCUCAAAUGUCCUAAAAACCGAAUUCCGAAAAAAGUCAAUACUUUUCGACAUACUGUUAUGUUGAUCGCCCUGUAUUCGAUAAGAGAGCCGUACAAUUGUAAAUACAACUAUGUAUGUAGGAGUGGCGUAUAAGCGAACUAAUAGCGCUAGCUGUGCACAACCCACGGGCGUUUACGCUAUAGAACGUUAGAAAACUCGCAAAAUGGCAGCACCCGUAAAAACUGUUCUCUGGUCGUAACCGCUGGCGGAUUUACGGGAGAUCCGAGGGAGGGGGGAGGGGGUCUUGAACAGUGGCGCAUUUAGGGGUGGGCGAUCAUUUAAUAGCAUCAUUUAUUAACAGACAGAUUAAUCCAUGGUUUUAUUUUGCUAAGUAAUAGGCAAUUGUUGUAUAAAAGGACCGUGAGUAAUUUUAUGUCGAGUACGGUCGCCUUCUGUAUAGACUAUUUUCUAUAUUGUGUUGCCUGCACUUAGUGCCCUCAAGUAAUAAGUGUUGACAAAUCAUCGUGUAAAAUCAUUUCGAGAUGAAUGCGACACGAGUUAAACGUAUGAAAUAUAAGUGGGUGAAAAUCAGUAGGAGGGGAGGGAGUAGCGAUGAAAUUAUUUCGCCACGGAGCGCAUAUAUUCUGAAUGCGCCCUCCCCCCCCCACAUACACACACUGAUCUUGAUCCUUCCCACACAAGACAUCGAUAUAAUUUCAAUGACAUGUCAUCUAAAAAAGAGAUAUCUAACGAUAGACGCCGUUGAAAUACGUGUUAUUUUUCGGAACCCCUCCCGGAAAAAUGCUGAAAAUCCGUCACUGGUCAUAAUACAAGCGCUUUAAUAGCAGCACUAUGUUAUUGCGUAUAUACAUAGUUGUUGUCCGCAUCAGACGAUCAUUUAUCAGUAUUGAUAUGGACGCGUUCAACGUGCAUAGUUGAUUUUUUUUUUUUUUUUCUUCAUUUGCAGACGUUCAAGAAAGUAGCCAAGACGAUUGCGAGAACGAAAUAGUACCGAAAAAAAUCGAACCCACUUUGGAACAGACUUCCCCACUGCAUUCCCUUCAGGUAAUUUCUAUUGAUCUCGUCGGAGCUAACAGGAAACAAAACUGAUUUCCGGAGCAAAUCACUGUAACCGUUUACUUAAGUAAUUUUAAAAGUAAUGCAUCGGCGAUAAGUUCCGAGUGACCCGGCAAUCGAGGAGUUGCGUCAACAGCCUAAGUGAUACCUUUACGUUUCGAGCAUUGCCAAAUCUGAGCGCAACAUUUUACUAUGACGUGUGUUUUGUGUGUGUGUCAGUUGACGGACUUUUUUUUUUUUUAUAAGCAUUUCGAGUUUAAAUUCGAACGAAAAUCGUGUAAACCACGGCAUUGCAAAACGGCGUUUAAUCGAACUCCGUUCAGAAUCGUUUUUCGCGAGAAAAGAUUUUCGGAUAAAAUCCGAUCGCCUACCAGAAUUAUUAGAAAUUAGAAAUUAAUUUUGUCAAAUCGACCUUAACAUAUGUAUCUAAAUAUAUGCUUGACCGAAUUGUUUUUCAGAUUUUAAAAUCGAUAUUGCCCCAAAUCGAAGAUCGCAAAUCCCGAGCAAAAGACGAGGACAAAAGGUACGAACACGGCGAUAGAUUUCUUUGCGCGCGAUGCUUCCGUAUAUUACUAUAACGGCGACGAUUUCUAAUUUAAUUUAUUAUUUUUGUUUUUUUCCCCGUUUCCCGUUAUAGUUUCGGCCGAAUUUCCGGCGUACCCGCGAACGCGACUGUAACGGUGCCAUCCGUCGCGUGUCCGGCAAACGGUGACGGAAAUCGGUUCGGAGACGACAUCGCCUCGUCGGCGACGGGGAAAACUGUCGACCGUCACCCGCCGUGCUCGAGGGCCGGCUUUUCGCGGUCCGACCAUCGCGCGGAACGGCCGGCGGCGGACAGACAAGUUCCGGACGACAAGAAAUACUCGUACGCGGGACCGCCAAAGAUCAGCCUGUCCACGUGGAACGAACGUCCCAGGCGGCAGGUGAGCAUCAAGACGGACCGAGACUACGUGGUGGGCGUGGUCGGCAGGUAUCAGCAACAGCUGCAGCAGCAACAGCGGACGGAGCAACCGAAAAGGACGCCGGAGACGGACGGUGAGACAGCGGCGACGUCCAGGGUGCCGCCGGUGGUGAGAUCGGUAGAACUGAAAAAGCCGUACGCCGAACGGCUGUUGCAGCGGCGCACGGCCGCGAGUCCCGCGCUGGCUGCGCUGUCCGAAGCCGUUCGGGCCCAGGCGAAACUGAGCAACGGCCGCGCGGCCGACCCGAAACCCGCAGCCCUGGAAGAAAAACGACAGCGUUUCACCUACGGCAAGCUGACCGCGGGCGGCCGACCCGCGAGACCCAGGGAAACGGCGGCGGACCCCAGGGAGACGUUGCUCGAAUCGAUCCGGUCGUUCGGGGGCAGAGACAACCUGAGGAAGAUCAGAGCUUAAAAUCAUACUGUUAUAAUAUACCGAACGGCGGACAGGGGGGGGGAAAAAAAAUUAUAAAAGUUUUCGAAUCAAAACCGCGAAACCGCGUGCUGUCGUUAGGGGUUAGGUUAGGUUACCAGUACCGAUCGGCGCGGCGGUACCGUCAGAUUGGUCGAUUAUUGUUGUUAUUAUUAUUAUUAUUAUUAUUAUUAUUAUUAUUAUUAUUAUUAUAUUAUUAUUACUAUUGUUUUUGCAUUUUCGCCGCCGCCGAUUAUACGAAUUAUCGACAUAGUUGUUAACAAUACCGUCGGCUCCCGUUCGCGGUCGCCAAAUCCGAGGAGCGCCCCUCUGGAGCUGCGCAAUCCGGAGCGGUCGCGUUGACGCGUUCGACAUUAAUCCCCGGGCUACGUAGGUAACGAUAACAAUCGCGCGACACGUCCGAUACGUUUCGCACUCUCGGGGAACGCGUUUCGAACCGAACAUUUAUUUAAAUAUUGUUUUUAUUUUUUAUUUUUUUUUUCUCGUCUAUUCUAUUAGAUUCCGAACAGUUUCCGAAGAAACGAACGAUCGCUCUCGUCUCGGAGUUUUGUAUCACGUCACAACCGAAACGGACGGACAGAUAUUUCCCGUCCGCGGCGAGACGCGAUUUUUCGUCCGCGGGUGGGGGGGGUAGGGGAGGGCGGUCGGUCGGCCGGACCCGUCGAUAAAAACUGUACCGUUGUAUUGUUGUUUUCUAUUAUUAUUAUUAUUAUUGUUGUUGUUGUAGUUGUUGAGGGCCGACACGAAACGGCGCGGUCGUCAAUUAUUUCGACGCGUUUAUCCGCCGCCCCGCCCGCAGUCUGUCCGCGUUCGCGUUUCCGUUCGCCGCGCGCAUUUGUGUAACGUACCGUUUUACUGUUUGACAAUGCGUCGUGCACCAAUCGUAAAAUAUCGGAAAAUGUUUCCCUAAGCGGACGUUUUCUGAAUGUAUAUAAAAAAAAAUAAACCGCCCCGACAAUUUACAGACUAAUUAAUAUUAUUUAAUUUGAUUAUUAUUAUUAUUAUUAUUAUUAUUAUCGUGUACAUUAUUAUUAUUAUUAUUAUUAUUAUUAUUAU
Molecule: messenger RNA, 94368 nt
Organism: Cinara cedri
Lineage: Eukaryota; Metazoa; Arthropoda; Insecta; Hemiptera; Aphididae
Source: the annotation of a GenBank genome assembly